CCUGCACAGGUGGGAGCCAAAUGUGGCUUUCAAAAGCGGCAUGACUGCCUGCCUUCCAGUUAAAACAACAACAACAAAACCCAUUGAAAUAACUAGGAAUUAAAGUAAUGCUGUUUAAGAGGCUCAGACCCCCGUAUGUUCUAAAAUGGAGUGGAAGGAGAUAGGGAAGAAACAUGGGCAGGCCGUUUCUUCAGCUGCGAUCAGGUAAGUCAGGAGCAGCUAGUGCAAGCCUUUCAUUCAGGUACGGGGUUAUUUGCAUGCUACCAUGUCAUUUAUUACAAGGCAACUUGCAUGUAAAAUUGUUUCCAUCUGUGACAACUUGGAUGCCACCAUUAAAGCAGGGUCAGUACAGGGGGAAUUUCUAUCAGCGCCUUGUUUACUUUCUUGCCUCAAUAUCCUCCUCGUUUAUCUUUGUGGCCUAUACAAUCCCAGGCAUUUUAGAGUCAUGUCCAUCUUGGCCAGAGAUAUCCAGUCAGGAGGGGCUGAUUUCUAUGCCAGAAAUGGUCACAUUUCCGUAUUAGAAUAGUGCAUUGGUCUAAUGUUUUCUUAAUGGAUUUAGGCAACAAUCUUAACCCAAUUUACCUGGGAGUAAGCCCCUCUGAAUUCAGUGGGGUUUACUUCUGAGUAGACAUAGUUAGGCUUGUGGUGUUAAUUAUUGAAAGCAUUUAUAUGUAUCUCUCAAAAAAGUUGGAAGUCGUUUAUAAAUUGAGUUCCCCACUGCUAUGGGAAAGCACAUCUUGGUUUAAGAAGGCCUUAGUUUAAGAACAGACUUCCAGAACGGAUUAAGUUCGUAAACCAAGGUACCACUGUAUACAAAUUAAAGCAAUUGUGUGAAAACAUGAGCUAAGCAAGCCAGCAGAGGGUGCACAGAGAAAGACUCCCCCCCCCCAAAAAAAAAGAUUUUGUGCACGCUGCUUGGAGUUCCAUCACAGAAGGUGGGACAGCAGGAUUAAAAAAUAAAACCGAGAAAACAUGCGGGAAGACAUGAACUAAGCAAGCCAGUAGAGGGAGUACAGAGAUCACUGUUUUCUGAUCCUCCAGUAAAAGCGCAUGUAAUAAUUUUUCCUCUUGUAAGUAUCCAUGUCUUACUCUCACCCAUGUAGAAGGGGCAUGCAAACAACUACUUAAACAAGUUGUAUCAGAUGCAUCCUGGUUAAUGAAAUUUGCACUAUAGGAGCUGUGUACAUGGUUUAAGUUAUCUUCCUUUCCUUGGAAAAGCUGGGUGCAUGAGUACCAUAAGAAUAUUGGAUUUAUGUCAGUGUACUGUAUAAACCUUGACAUAAAUCUCUGGCUAAUGCUGUUGGUACUAUUAUUUGUAUGCCUUUUGCCCCUAGGCUUCAAGAGUGGGUUACAACAAUAAAUACAAAACCAUCAAAUAUGAAAAUAAAUUCAGUUAUCUACAUUCUGUGGUCCUAGCAUAUUGACUAUCAAAGGCCUGUUGAAUAAUACACAUUUGAAACAAGGCAGGGUUUCUGCCAGCUGUAUACCAAGGGGAGUGGUGUGCCCUAGUUGAGAAGACCCACUGUCAGGUUACUGCUUCUUGAGGUUUGCUUACAGAUGGCACUACUAGCAAGACCUUUCCAGCAGCUUUCAAAUCACAGGUUGGCUGAUACAGGGAGUUUCUUUCUCUAAAAGCUAUCUCCAGUAAAUCCACCUGUUUCUUCUGCCUACUGGUUCACAUUCUAAUUCCUCACUGGAGUUGUUGUUGCCAGCUACUUGGAUAGCUGAUCAUCCACAGAGAGACCAGUUUGGGUCUCAGAGGGUGGGAGCAAAGAUUCACAGUAAGAGCCAGAGGCCCACUCUUUUGCAUUCUGGGAACAAGCACUAAUCACGACUACGUAUCUUGCCAAUUCAAACAAUGCCAUGCUGCCAAAAGAAGUGUGAAAAAUUAGUUAAACAAUACAGAAUAUUUGGAAACUCUUGUUUGGCACAUGGGUAGUGUCACAUACUACAUUUUUCAGUUUGUUCCUGCUUGGACAGUGUACACAAUAACAGUGUUAAUGUUAGAUGAUACAGAAAUGACUAACUGCAUUUAAUCUUCAACCUCAUUCUUAGCCGUUCAGUAACCAAAUCAGAUUCCUAUCUGUGUUUAACUCCCUUCACCCAAGACUCCUCCUCAUUCCUUUCUGGAACAGUUGUAGCAAAGAGGGCCAUUGCUUGUAAACCCAUCUGUUCAUCUCCUCUUACUGAAUAUUUAAAAUCUAGAAAGGAAUUCCUGGUUAAUCCCAAUUGCGCAAACACAAAAACUAAGGAACGUUGUUGUUGGAGAAAGGCACUUGGAAGUGCAUUUUACUGCUAAAUAAUCUUGGGGAUCUUUUUUUGGACUGUGUUUAUGCAGAUUGGUAGGCAAAAGACUGCCCCUGCCCCAUGAUAUCAGCCUGCCUGAUCUCUGGAGAGAUCCUCCCCAAUGCCCUGCCUUUAUCUGAGGUGCAUUUGAUAGAAAAGAGGCUGUUCUUCAGGUCAGCACCUACCGGUAGGUUGCUGAAUUCCAUCCCCCAGAAUAUUUUUAUAGCUUUCUAAUACCUUUUUGUUUAGGCAGCCAUUUCAUCUGAGUCGACUGAUUACUUUUUGCAUUGUUGGGUUGCUUUCUAAAACCUCUAAAUUCAUUUUAUUUUAAAUCAGUUGUUUUAUGGCCUUGUCUUGGGCAGUAUCUAAAUAACACUUCCUUGUCAGCGCAAGGAUUUAAAGUUAUGCAACAGAAUUUUCUCCAUGCACCCCCGAAAUCUAUUCUAGGGGUUCCCCCAACCCUCCAGAAUAGAUCUGGGGAGAAUGUGUGGUUCAUGAGGGGAGUGUUCAGUUGCACAAUUGUAAAUCCUUGCAUGGAUGGGAUGCAUUCGUUGAAUACCACCUUUCUUUAAUGGAAUCCCUUAUUUUAUUGUGAGCCACCUAAAGUGCUGUGUGUUCUAAAAGGUGAGCUAGACACCUCCACACCAUACAUUUAAAGCACAUGUAGACCACUUUAACAGUUAAAGAAUCCUGGGAGCUGUAGCUUAACCCCAAGAGAGCUGCAAUUCUUAGCACACAUAACUCCAGUUCCCAGCUUCUUCGGUGGAAGCCAUGUGCUUUAAAUGUAUGGUGUGUGUGUAUUUAUUUAUAAAUCUUAUAAAUAAAAAUGAAUGAUACCUCAUAAGUAAUAGCAGCAUAGCUUCUAAGUCUCAUCUUAGUUAUGGAAUUUAAAACAUAUUUUGUCGCAUUGUGCAAAAUAUGAGCAAGCCAGGGCUGAACUGAUACUAGCCUUGCUGGUACCUUUCCCGGGAAAAUCAGAGGCUCACUAUGUCAGGUUCCUACUGGAAGACCGGACAAAUGCUAGAACAUUAGCAGUGGCAAAGUUUUUAUAGGUGGUUGCAAGAACAAAUGAUCCCUAUAUUCUAAACAAAAUGCUUGUUUAACUUGGAGGUAGGCUGUAUGAAUUGUGUACUGCUUUGUAAUGAUUUGUUGGGUCUCUGGACCGUAAUAAAGGUUGAUGAGUUAUGGAAUUAUUAUUAUAUGAAGUGCUCUGUAUCAGAAAGCCACAGUAAAACUGUGUAGCUCUCCUGUAAUUAUUUGGAACCUGCUCUCUUGUUUGCAGAGAUGGUCUUUGUACCUCUAUUGUUACUUGCAUAUGAAAGCAAUAAUUACAGAACUGAGGAACUUUGGGAGUGUGGGGAUGAGAGAGGAUUAAUUUCUGCCCAGCUAUGCCCAUAAAAUGAGAAAGGAUAGUUGUGGGUUAGAGGUUUAGGGCCUUAGAAUAAGGUUCCCUACAGAGGCCACAUGUCCUUUGCAUUUGGUCCUUGUGGUCUUCCCUAAAACUGCUGCAGAUAAGUCAUUUUUCCCCUUUUGAAGCUGAGCUAGCAGUAGUGCUGCCAAGAGCUCCAGCUGAAGAGCAAAAGGUCUUGGAACUGUAGCUUGCGGAAAAUCUAUGUCUUCUCUCCAUUCAUUCUGGAAUAGUGCCAAGGGUGAACUAAAGCCAAAUGUAUGAGAUGCCUUAUUCAAGAAAUCAACAUUUGUUGUGCAACACACACACACACACACACACACCCUUAUCACAGCACUGAUGUAGGAAACUUCCUGUAACCACGGCAACAUGUUAGAUUUUACUUUCAUUUGAAAGUGUUAUCUUGUACUUAAAGUGUUGGCUGUGAAAACUGGGGGAUCAGUUUGUUCUACAGUCAAAACUUCCUGGAUUUGAGAGAGGCUUCCCAUGGAAAAGAAAACCCCAGCAUUUCUGUUAAAUCUCUCCACCAAACUCAGAAAAGUCUUACUUGUUUAUUUAAAAGAUACCAUUUCAAAUGUAACUGUGUGUGUUUUAAUUUAUUUUUCUUCCUCCAUUUGCCUCUUACUGCCAAAUGAAUUGUAAAGAGUGCAAGUCUAUGUACUCAGAAGUAAGUCCCGUUGAAUUCAGUGGGACUGAAUUCUCACAUGCCUAGUAUUCAAGUUGAAAUGGAUUGCCUGGGUUUCCCCAUUACUGAAAACAUUUCAUGUUUUAAUUUCAUUGAUUAAUUUCAGCAUGUGUGCAGAGUGCCCAGAGAAUGGUCAGAAUGUAUAGGACACUUCAUUAAAUAUAAAAAAAUAUUUCUACUAUAAUCAUAAUAAUUUUAUUGAAGUUUUCCAUGGUGUUCAGAAGCCAAGAAAGCAUCCAGAAAGUCUCUAGGUAAUAUCAGUCUCAGCAUUCCCCCAUGUCCCAUGACAAUAGAAUUGAUCCAAAGUGAUGCAGUUUUCCAUCCCACUGGUUUAAAUGGGAAAGGAGUAAGUAUGUCGGAACAUAGAAAGCAGAAUCAGACCACUGGCCCAUCAAGUUUAGUAUUGGCUACACUGACUAGCAGCAGCUCUCCAGGGUUUCAGACCAGAGACUUUUCCCAGUCCUACUUGGAGAAUGAACCUGAGGUCUUUCUGCAUAGAAAGCAGAUAUUCUAUCCCUGACUUGUAGCCCUUCCCCCAAUAGAAAGUCCUAUUGACUUUUAAUUAAGAAUGCUAAUAGGGUUACCGUUACCUGAAUCACAUCCAUAAGCAGCAAGACAAGUUUGUUAUGCAAUUAUAAGAAAAAUCUUCCCUUCAGGGGCCUGGGAGCUUUUCUCCAUCAAGCUAAUAGGGGUGUUUUUUUGUUGAGAUCGGGACCAGGAAAGGAAUUGUAAAAGCUCUCCUCCUUGCAUGCUGCACUUCCAAAAAAAGUUACAUGCAGUUAGUGUUUUUAAGCAUAGUUUCAAAUGAUGAUGUGCUUAGCAUCUCUUCCAGUUUGGUUCUUCGACUGUAACGUUCCUCAGGACAGGAACCUGCCCUUUGUGCUUUAUAGUGUGUCAUGAGCAUUGAUAUUAGUAUCAGUGGACUUAAACGUUUGUGGAUGCCUUUUUCCUUCUAGCCAUGAGCUGAUCCAAUGUAUAGAAUACACAUUUGGAUAGCCCAUACUUAAUGUACAACUUGGUAUUUAGGUUAUCUGAAGCAACUAAUGCAUUUUUUAAAGAUGCAUUUUUUACACGCGCAAUCACUUAAGAAGGACAGUUAAGGCUGAAAGCCCGUGCAAUCCUGAAAUAAGCAGGGCUUACUUCUGAGCAAUCAUGCAUUCAGCUGAGCUCUAAGUGGUAUUCUUUGUAAUGUUCUGGAGAAUAUGCUUUCAAUCCCCACCUAACAAUUACGUUAAUAUCAGGGGUGCAGUGAAAAUUAGCAUAUAAAUCGGAUUCAGAAUUUCAUCUGAAACACCUCUCUCUUCACCAAUAGGGUUGCUAGCCACUAAAGUUGAGAUUGUGCCUGCUACUUUAAAAGCGCAUGAAGACCCUAACUGUUAUGUUCCUCUUUCACGUGAUGUAAAAGCCAUUACUGGAACAACAGUGGAAUACACUGCAAGUUUAGUGCUCAUUUCUGUGCUCUUUGCUUCCGUUAAUAAUCUAUUUGCAGAUAAUAUGGAAAUGAGUGCUAAACUUGUGCUAUAUUCCCAUAUAGUUCUGGAAGUGGCUUUUACAUUGUGUGAAAGCUCAAAUAGAAUGUAGAAAUUAACAGGGAAAUGUGAAAAUGGAAUAAACUGUCAUGUGAAUGCAGUGCUUGAUUUCUUUUUUGUUUAUUUAUAAUUUUCAUUUAUGUGUAUUACAAUUAUUCAAUCAUAGUUUUAGCAUUUCAAACUCCGACUCCCUUCCCCUUCUUUCUGUGAUUCUUUACAUUUCUUUUCAUCUUCCUGCAUAUUCCAAAUUAUCUCAACAUAUUCUUUUAUAUAUUCCCGUAUAUAUCCAUAUAUAUUUUGAAACUGCAGGUUUUUACAUUAAUCCUGAUUCCUGCCAAUGUCUUAAUCUGUUUACAGUUUGUUUGUAAAUAAUAAACUAUUUCCAUUCCUUUCUUUAAAAAAUGUUAUCUUGAUUUCUUAUUCUCCCGGUAAGUUUCACCAUUUCUGCGUAGUCCAUUAACUUCUGUAUCCAUUCUUCUUUCUUCGGGACCUCGUAUUCCUUCUAUUUUGGGGCAAGUAACAUUCUUGCAGCUGUGGUUUCGUAUAUAAAUGCAUUUCUAUAAUGUUUAGGUAGUUUUGAUCCCAUGAUUCCCAAAAGAAAAGCUUCUGGGUUUUUUUAAAAUAAAUGUUAUCUUAAACAUCUUUUUCAAUUCAUUCUAUAUCAUUUCUCAGUAAGCUUUAACCUUAUUACAAGACCACCACAUAUGAAAAAAAUACCUUCUUUCUCUCUACAUUUCCAGUACAUAUUCAAUUUGGAUUUGUAUAUUUUUGCCAAUCUACUAGGUGUUAGGUACCAUCUAUAUAACAUUUUCAUAAAGUUUUCUCUUAAACUAUAACAUGCUGUAAAUUUUAUAUCCGUGUACCAUAAACGUUCCCAUGCAUCCAUUUCUAUAUUAUGACCAAUAUCUAUUGCCCCGCGCAGUGCUUGACUUCUGCUUGUUCUGUUGCACAGGACAGAAGGAUGAGCAGCAGGUUAGAAGGUGGUGCUUAUCUGAGCUCUUUAAAGAGACAGGUAGAGCAUCUUAGUUACGGUAGUUUCAGGCAGCCUUAACCUCUGGGAGCUCUUUAAGAAACACAUUUCUAAAUACCCCAGAGACUGCCAUUUUAAACACCACCUGUUUAAUUAGGUUACACAACUAAUCACCCAGAUCUCUUGGAAUAUUGUCUCUGUUUGAAUUGGCUUCCAGAGCCAUUUUCUCAAUUUGCUUUGGGCUUCUUUCCUAUGAGGCUGUGAGAUGAAGACCUUCCAUACUAUUACAUUUUAGAAGUAGAAGGUGAGUACUAUCUGUACUGCCUCUUUUCACUUUCUGCAUUCCCAGUUAUCAUCUCUCUCUGCUGGUGGUGGUGGAGGAAAAGUGGAACAGAAUUGGACAGAGCAGAAUGGAUCUCUGCUGUUUCAAAACUGGAUUACACCAGUGGAAACAACUGAGAUGAAGAUUUGUUAAUCCGCCAAAGUGAGUCAUAUUCUAGAGAAAAUGCUUUGGGAAAGAAACUAAUUAAUGUUUUGGUCGUUGUGUGAUUACAAUAUCUAGGAUGGGAACGCAUGUCCAAUACUACCAAUAAUUAGCUUAUUCUGAGGAAAUGUAUUUAAGAUUUAACAUAAUGCUGAGAUUUCCACACCUGAAUGGCAGCUAUGUGGUUUGCUAAAUGGAGAGGCAUUCUAUCACAGGUGGAACUUGUUAAAAAUCAGGUACUGCAGCUGAGGAAAGAAAACAGAAAAAGGGGAGGCUCCUUUGCCUGAUAUUUUAGUGAAGUCAUCCAAAAAUGUUUGGAAGUUGCUUUGAGUGAAUUUUUGAAUGGUGCGAUUUGAAGAGAGAAUAGAUGUAAGUCUAAAGGGAGGGAGGGAGGGUUGUUGGUCUGUGGUGUUAAUUGUGCUUCUUCAAGGCAUGGAAUGCUGAAUAAUUUUAACAAACACAAAAAUUCUCAAACAUUGAUGUCUGUGCUAUUUGAUCUGAGAGUGUCCCACACUUGGUAGACCACACUGGAAAUUCUGACAAUCAAGUUAAUUAACUUGUAGCACCUCACUGCAAUGCUUCUGUUAAGGCUUAAUGUUUCUUUAACACCUGGUUUUCCUUGAGCUAAUUCUUAGGUAGCUUUCUGCCUGCAUUGGCCUCAUUAAUUCAUCUGGUACUUUACAGAUAUAGUAGGAGAAGAAGGUGAAACUAAAGAAUAGGAGAGAAGAGUGGUGAAGAACCCAGGGCUGGGCUAGGAAAUUUUCAAAGUUGGUAAUUUCUGGCAGUUACAUAGUAUAAACAUAUGUAAUCAGUAUAAAAUACUCUCUAAAACACAGUAACCCUGGGUGGUGGGGAUUUUUUUCCUCAUUCAAUAACUCUCAACUCUAAGCAUUUCCUGAUGAUAAAACAACAGGGGCCGAUCUUAUUCCCAGUGGGUGGGGUGUUCUGAUCCUGAGAUGUGGGAGGCAGGAAGGAGGGAGUUAAAUGAAAACCAUAUGUUGUCUGACUUUGCCUCUGUUAGAUUUCUGAAGUUUUAUAGUAGAAAGAGACAGAUACUAGAUUUAGUUAUUGGUUAGCAUGAACGGCUCCUGGAAAUCUGUCUCAAAUGCUCAGAUAGAUAGAUGCAAGACCAAAUGUGUCUCCUUUGCCAUAGGUGCAGGAAUUUUAGUGGUUUGUCAGUGCUGCUAAAUCACAAUAAGGCUGCAUUCAGAUGUGGGGCUUACUGCAAUAGUUUUGCUGGGUAUAAUGCUAGCACUUCUAUCCCAAUUUCUCACAUUCCUUUUCCACCGCAGUACCUUGUUGUGUUAUGCAACUGUGGCUUUUGAAUCAAUAUACAGUACAGUGGUACCUCAGGUUACAGAUGCUUCGGGUUACAAACUCUGCUAACCAAGAAGUGGUUGUUCCAGGUUAAGAACUUUGCCCCAGGAUAAGAACGGAAAUCGUGCGCCAGCAGGAGGCCCCAUUAGCAAAAGCACACCUCAGGUUAAGAACCGUUUCAGGUUAAGAACGGACCUCCAGAACGAAUUAAGUUCUUAACCCGAGGUACCACUGUACUGCCUUGACCUGUUAAUUUUGAAAUGGUGGCAAAGAGCUGUCGGAAAAAGGAUGCCAACAGGAUUUCCUAGGCCUGGUACAGUGUAUGUAGUUUGGGGCCCCUGCAGUCUAUAAGAGCUGUUGCUUAUAUUCACUUAGGCUAUACGAGUUCUUGGUGCUUGAAACCAAAGGAGGGAGGCUGUGGCUAUUGUGCCACAGCCAUGAGGUUUUGGGUGUUAAUUUCCAUUUCUUGAGUCAGUUGAUAACAUGGGCUCAUAGGUUUACAAAAAAAGGAAUGCUAUAUUGUAUUUUUGAAAUAAUAUGCUUACUUUAAAUCCCAUUGACUUUAGCUAUGCAAUUUUGUGCUGAAUUACAGCCUUUAUUUUUACUUCCUGCUUCAGGAAGUAAUUCCUGAAUACUGAAGCUAUUACUGCUUCAGUAAUAGCCCUUAAAGUGGCAUCCAUAAAACCGUUCUUGAUACUGGCCAAUGCUUGCUCUUUUUAUUGCCUGAUGACAGUAAAAAGUGUCAAGUGCCUUGGACUCAGUAUAAUAUUGAGACAGGCCAUGGUAUCUUCUUAUGUGUACAUGUGUAUUCUUAUUUUCUUUAGCUAUAUCAAAUUAAUCCCACCCCAGUCCUCAGGAUCAUUGAGUGGAGACAACGUUAUUAUUGAUCCAGAAAAGAGUUUGUUUUGUUAUCUCUUCUGCGGACUGAGAAUUCUUGGACAGAUCUGCGAGACAACAGGAAAUGUGCUAAAAAUUAAGUGAACAAACAGUUCUUGUUCUCAUGCUUGAAAUGGCUUGAUGCAACUCUAUAUUAGAAAUGCUUGCUUUUAGAUUCAGGAAACCAAGAUAGCAGAGCAAGGUUACAUUUUCCUCAUAUUGCAUGCCUAACUGGCAAGUUCAAACUGUGCAUGCUGCAAAAUAGAAUGACUUGCAGUGCGAUCCUUUCCCCCAUGCUCAGUGCUGCUGGAUUAGGGUUAGGUUUAGGAGAUGUGUCCCUCUGUCGGGCUCCACCAGUAGGAGGCUUUGUCACUGUGGAGGUCCCUGCUGCAGCUGCUGAAAGAACAUAAAGUGGAGAAGCUCCUACCAGCAGCAGUGUUCCUGCUGACAGUAGCUUGCUUAGAUCCUGAAACAGGAUGUUACUGGGGUGAGGAAGGAGCAGAGCUGGCCAUGGAUUCACCAGAUCCACAGCUUCAUUAUCCAUCUGAGAGGGAGCCAGUUUGGAUCCCAUUACUGUCCCAGCCUGGAGUGCAACAGCAAAAAAAUCGGGGCUGGAACAACACUCUGGCCUUCAGAAGCCAACAGAGCUGCAAAUUCUAUUGUGAAUUUGCUAAUCUGUGCCUCCUGGCCACUCUUUCUGCCCAUAUAUAUAUAUUUGACAUACACCGUGUGACGUGUGGAAACUGGUAUUUCCCAUCUCGUAAUCACUGACUGUUUUGAAGCUACUGUAUAUUCCGAGUGGUUUUGUUUUUAGAAAAGACCUACUUACAGUGUAUGUAACCCAGGCAGUUUCAUGGCAAGAACUUGAUGGCGUUAGACCUUGAUGUUUACCCUCUGAUUUGCUCCAUAGAAACAAAUAGGAACACAGGAAGCUGCUUUACAUCAAGCCAUACAUGAUCUAGCCCAGCACUCGCUGGCAGCGGCUCUUCAGGGUCUUGGGCAAGAUCUUGCUCCUCACCUGCACCUGUUCCUUUUAAAUGGAGAUGAACUCAAAACCUUCUGCUUGCAAAGCAAAUGUUCUGCUACUGAGCUGUGGUCACCCCUGCCCCUUUGUUGUAGAUGUUUCUCCCUAUCUCUAGUUUUAAUUCUGUUCUGUAUUUUGGAAUGUGGAUAUUUUAUCUCUAACUGUUGAAACAGUUGCUGUUUUGGCCCCCAGAGAUGUUGGCACAACAAUAUGAGUUAAACCAGCCCUAAGAUUUGUAGCAUAUCUGCUAAGGGCUUGAUGGGUUAUAAAUGCAAUCAGUUGCCAAGAUAGAAACUGCAAAACGAAGAGCUUUCUAGUACAAGGGAAGGCAAAAUUAAGAGAAGGAAUCUCCAUUUCAUAAUUAAAAUUAAUGAAUGAUCAUGUGGCUGAAAUCACAGGUUCCUUACCUCAGUUUUCCUAUUGCAGCACAUGAAACGGAAAACGCGCCAUCUUUUUUGGCAAUCCAAUGGCGCUAAUCAUUGCAAGGCAAAUGGUCUCUUGUGGCAAGUCAAACACUCCUCCACGUGAAGUCUAGGAAAUACUAUUUUUCACACGAGGAUUUAUCCCCUCUGAACCACACACUUCUCUAGGAAUGGAUAUCAAGCAUAUGAUGAUUAUAUAGCAAAAUGCGCAUAUCCUAAGUGAUUGCAUCAUCUUCGGCUUGCUAUAGUAUCAAGAGGGCCAGCAGAUUCAAUCAGCAAGUGGAGAGCCUUUGGCCACAGACCUAGUUAGCCCUACCAAGCCUACCAGUCAUAGGAAGGUUUGAAAGGGAAUUCCAGCUGCAGCUACAAAGGAAAAAGCUGGAGCGUGCUCCUGAGCCUUCCUCUGCAGCCAUGGCUUGUAUUUUCAAUCACCUGUUGUCAUGUGAUGUUGGAUAAUUGACAGGAGGGUGACUUCAUCUACCUGUCCAAGGGGCCCACAGAGGGCCAGAUCAACACCUCUCUGGAUCAAAUGGUACUGUCAAAAGCAGAAUAUUUGUUUUUGGACUUGUAGCUUCACUGCUCUGACUAAUUGAUCUAGCACUAUACUGGCGAUUCACUAAAGAACUGGGAGGAUCUGAACCAUGUCCGUAGCCAAGGGUGGGCAGGGAGGAGUAACUCCCCCCCCCAAUAAUUUUUUUAAUAAAAAUACAUAGCAAACUGAGGUUCUUCCCCUGCUAACAAAAGGCCUCCCCCCCAACAGAAACCCUGGCUGCACCCAUGAUCUGAACAGAAUAUGUGUGUGCUUUUGUUCUUUGUGCCCCACAGUAAAACAUGUUCCCCGCUGCUGGAGAUAUCAAGCUAAAACACCUUUCAAACACAGGAAUAGCUUGAUAUUGACUAGGAUACCUUGGGGGCCCUUUAACGUAAAUCCUUUCGCUCUCCCACAUUCACUACUGUUGAUGCUAUUUUUUCUUUUGAAUCUGCUUUCCUUCAGUUCUGUCUGAUGAUAAUUCCAUUCCUUCUAAGGAAGGAUCUCCCUUAACUUGUAUGUGUGUGAGAGAGCGUGAGCGUGAAUGCACUACUGCCGAGCUGACACAUGGUGGCUACAGUUUGCCCCAGUUCCAGAGUGUCAUCCAAAUAUCUCUGUACUCCCAUAAGUUCACCACCCCCCCAUUUUAUUUAUUUAUUUAUUUAUUUAUUUAUUUAUUUAUUACUGAGGUUUUUAAGGUAGAUUACAAAGAGGAGAAUAAUGGUAAGGCAAUAUUAUAUGGUCAGUUAAAGUACAGAAUAAUGCUUAUUUUCAAAUAGCUUAAUUAGAUUGAUAGACAUUGGUUUAAUAAAGAUAAUAUAUAAAAGUACAAAUAUUAUGCAUUUCUAGCUUAUUUAAAAUGACACAACCAAGUGCUUAAACUGUAAUAAAAUAGUAUAGCUGUAGCGUAUAGUUUCUGAUAUGAAAUACAAAUUUGUUUGUUCAUGCACUUUGUUCUUGCACACCCAUUCCCUUCAAACACUUUCACUUAAUCAAGAUGAGGAUUUAAUUUAAGCCUAUGCUGGGUAGUGUUAGUUCAAGACUGGCCAAGAACAGUUCCCUAACCCAAGUGACUAUACAAUGGCAAUCCAAGAUACACAACCCAGGAUCCCUUGAAAUGUCGUGGAGGUAAUUCUUGGCAUUUGCAUGGCUGUACACAAGGUGAGGGUUGUGCCCUGGCCUGACUGGCAAGUUGCAACGGAUUAUAGGGUGCAUGUCUCAGAUCUCAUGCUGCUUCAUUGGCAUCCAUGAAAAAGCUGUUGCCUCCAGCAACGAUUUGAGUUGCUUGUGCUGCUGACACCAGCUCUGUUCAUUCAGCAGAAGGAACUGAGAAGAAUGGAAGGAAUCUGCCACCUUUCAUCCUCUCCCGGCCUCCCUACAGUGUAUACUCAGCAGGAUGUAAAUUUCUGUUGGCUGGCUAGUCCUCCUGAACUACAAAUUGUGGACUGUGUCCUUCUAUUCAGUGUCUUGGCCCUUGCUGCAUGAGUGCCUCCUUAACUCAUCAAGUUGUGCUUCUGCUUGGCUGUGACUGGGUCCAACUCUCUGCAGGAGUAGCACAAUUCAUGUGGUAGGCAAGGGAACAGAUUUGAGCUGGCCUGACCACUUUUUGAAAGCUUGCUUCUGUUUUUCCCCUCCACCCUUGCAGCAUGAACAGCCAGGAUAUUUGGAGAGCUGUGAAUAGUUCGGAAGGGCACAAAAUCCUUAUUGAGGCAACAGGGACUUGAGGCAACGAACCGUGUACUUCAAACUGUGUGUCUGUGUAUGUUGAGAGAAGGUGCAGUGGGAACCUAGCGAAGUAGGUUACCUUCCUUGGUAGUGUGGAAUUCGGUCCUGCUUGUAUUGCUCUUUUGCAAAACUUGUUGCAGCUUUGCUUGCUGCAGUGCUCCGAGAAGCUGUGUGUGUGUGUGUGUGUGUGUGUGUGUGUGUGUGUGUGGCUUUCCAGUCAGCAAAAACUCGCUUCAAACUCGAGGAUCUUUUUCCUCUCGCUCUCUUUCUCCAUGCUGCCAAACUGAGCCAGGUCCUCUGAAGAGCAGCUCAUUCCUGUACAAGCAGUUGGCCUCCUCGAGGGGCCCUGACCUUAUUACCAGUAAGGGGAUGCUUCUCUGCCACUUCCAGGGAGGGAGGGUCAUGAGAAGCAGCCAUGAACGUGAUGAGAAUGUAAACAAUGGGCCAGAUGCACCUUCCAAGACCUACAUGGGGGACAGUUUCCUGAGGUGAUACAAAAUUCGACUUUACAGAACUGUGUUUCAUUUUGUGUAGGGUCUCCCCUUCCCUUUUGAUUUGCUUGCCCAAAAGGUAAGACUAACAGUGUUUGAGUCUUGCUGACAUAACUCAUUCCCUUUUACUGAAUAAUUAAACAUAACUGUAGCCUGUUUUUUGCUUUGAGCUAUCCUUAGAAUGCUAAUGCCACUUGUGAAGAGGGUCAUUUUGAUCGGGGUCCUCUCAGACCUUAACCCCGUGCUGCCCGGAUGUGACGUUAGAGGGGUAUAUGAUUUAUUAUAUUUAAGAGCUGCAUUGGUCUCUCCAAUUUAUUCUGUACCAACCUGAAGGCUGUGUAACUUGUCAGUUAAAUUGCUUGCCUCCCGUUCUAACACUGAUCAGUCUGCCCACUGCUAGAAGAGGUGGGGGUGGGGUGGGGUAAUAAAUGAGUGUUGUGUCUUUUAGCAAUAACUAAAGUGAAGCGCAGGAUAUUCCUAUUAAGCUUUUGGUAUCUUUUAUUCGCAGGAUCAGCUGAGCUCAUUAAAGCUAAUCUCCUAAUAUCUUAUACAGAAGCCUAUUGCCACAUGUAUUGCUAUGAGUUUAGAGGGGUAGGCUUUUGCCUGAACCCCCUUCUAAUUCCUGGAUCCAGACCAGAUUCAAGUUCUGGAAUAGCCAGGCUACCUUCCUGGUGUGGUAACUGCCCUCCAAGUAUAGGCCAUUAAGGUAACAAAGGAAGCGGCUCUGUGCCAGACAACAAAUGGGCGGGUAGAUAGAAAUACAAAAGGCCUGAGUUGGGAGUUGACUUAUGUGAACUAGAAGCUAGAAGUAAGGCUGAAGGCUGGACAGCUGGGACACAGAAUGAUGCCUAAUAUGUGCUAGAAUCCAAGACUGUGGCUAUGGGAGAAGCAAGACUAUCUUGGGGUGUUAAUGCUGUGAGCCUGUCCAUCGUAGGCUCAGAUUAUAUAUAUGCGUACAUAAACCAAAUAUCAUAAAGACAUCACAGUCUCCGCUGUCUCUCAUUUCAAGGAGAAAAAGAACCCCUGGGGAAGUGCCUGAAACCCCUGGAAUCUCGCACCGCUCAGUGACUGGGGUUGCAUAAAACAGUAUUAUAGUUACAAAUCGGCCACUUGACAGCAGGUGGAGUCUAGCCCAUGUCCUCCCUUUAUUCAGGUUUGCUUAGAAAGUAAAUGUCAGCCUGAUUCUGAGUAUGGAGACUAACCUUUUCUCUUCUCAUAUGUGCAUACAUGAAAUUGAAUAAAUAAGCAGACUCUCCACUAUGUUGAAGGAAUUUAGUAUAAAGGGGCCCACUUGGGAAAGAUGUCUCUUGGCACAAUCAGGGGAAGUGGUGAUAAAAUCCCUUUUUAAAAUAUACUUGCAAACAAAUGCCAGAAAACUGGAGCUACAUUAAAAGAGAUUUCUGAAGAAAUAAAAGGGAAAGACUGCUGGGUGGCAGUGGUUUAUAAGUCCUGCUUAAUCUGCAUGCUAAAGUUCUUCAGGAAAAAGGAGCUUAAUGAAAAAUGCUAAUUACUGAAAUCAUGUAUUCAUUAGUACCGUAGAUGCAGCAUGAGACACUUGAAGGAAGAAUUUCUAAAGUAUUUUUGGUGGUAUUCUUAACUGAGAAAGCCAGUUUAGCUGUUUGACUGCUGCUUCUUUUCCAGGUCUCAACUGCUGUUGUACCACAUAUGAGAAUCAAAUCCUGAACUGGUUGCUGUAAAUUUCUGCAGAUCAAUGUCCAAGAAUUAUUACAACAGACUUCAAGAAGCAAUGUAUUAGGAUGGCACUGUGCCAUUUACAGAGGGCAUUUCCUAUGGCCCUCUUAAUCAGAUGCUCAGUAGUGAGCCACAAAAGAGAGCCUUUCAGUGGUGGGCCCCUAGAUAGGGAUUUUUUUCCGCAGGGAAAAAAAGCCUGCCUGCCACUAUGUUGUUACUGAUUUGGUACUAGGUCAAGACUUCUCUGUUCCAAUACCUGGUUUUAAGGUCUUGUAGUACAGUUGGUGGUUUAAAUGGCAACAUUAAAUGGCUGUUUUUGUUCUGUGGUGUGUCUAUAGUCUUGAAUUCUGAUGGCUGGUUGCAUCUCAAGUUUAUUUUACAGCAUGGUUUUAUUGUAAUUUUUAUUCUCUUUUCUUUAGUACAAUGUCUUGAGAAUUUAUGAGGUGUCUCAUAAAUAUAAUUGUGAUACAUCCUUUGUAGAUGUGAGUUGAACAGUGAGUCCUCUGCCUUGCAAUAUGAAUUCCUUUGUCCUCUUUCCUCCCUGCCUUACUUCCUCCACAGUCCUUUUUGCAAACUUAGGUGGGUGAUGGGGUGAUGGAUCAUGACUUAUGCAGUGGUGCCUUGGUACCUGAAAGGCUUGGCUCCCAAAUGUCGCAAACCUGAAAGUAAGUGUUCCGGUUUGCGAAUCUCUUUCAGAAGCCAAACAUCCGAAGCGGCUUCCACUUGAGUGCAGGAAGCUCCUGCAACCAAUCAGAAGCAGUGCCUUGGUUUGCGAACGGUUUCAGGAGUCGAAUUGACUCCCAGAACGGAUUAAGUUCGAGAACCAAGGUACCACUGUAUUGAAUUUGUUGGUCACCUUUCUACAGGGAAAAACAAAACUGUACCAAAGAUAGAAGAAUAAAAAUGAAGCAUUAAAAGUUUCAUACUGUAAAAAUAUGAAACCCAGUCUCAAUAUGGCAAUCAUGUCAUAGUUGUGUACAUAUUGCAUCUUUUAAAGCACAUUCUCCCCCCUCCCCAAUAUUUCUGGCAUUGUAGUUUGUUAAGGAUUGCUGAGAAUUGUAAUUCAAUGAGAGGUAAACUACAGUGGCCAGAAUUAUUUGAGGAGGAAAAUGGGCUUCACAUGUGCUUUAAGGAUAAGAGUGUGUUCACAACCUUUGGUGUUUGACCUUGUGAACUAGCCUUUAGGCCAGCAGGUAGUUAAUUACCUAAUACUUGUCUGUGAAGCGAGUGCAAAAUCACUGUGUGAACAACGCGGAUUCUGAGCUGGCAGGUGACUGAAAGUUUUAUUAGAGAAAACUACAAGUUUAUUAUAUAUGCAAGUGGAUGGGAAUUGGUCAACCUAUGUUAUUCUGUUACUAAAUUAUAAGAAACAUCUUAUAUUAGAGCCAAAUGAUGUGGCAGAUUUAACAUUUCUUCUUCCCUUGCUGUGUUCACAUGCGGUGGUCUCUUCUUAUGGAGCUUAGAGGCCUUUUUUAGCUCACAGAGUCUCCAACAAAUUUGGUAAGAAUACCCUUGUAAAUGGCUUGCCCAUUUGCAGCUCUUUCCUAGUAGCUGAACCCUGGGGAAGAAGCCAUGUCCGUACAAGUCCUGAAGUCUGGCAAUAAGAGAACAAGAUAGUUGUUGGAGACUUUUAAAAGCAAAAGUUUUUGUUUUGUAGUUCUUGACUGGAACCACUUCCUCUUUCGUAGGAAUAGUGUCUGCUAAUGCAGAACAGAGCCACUUCUCACUAUUUUUAGUUGAAAAGCUUUGUGGUUUGCCUUGUGACCAGCUUCUGUUUUGACUCUGUUCAGACAUCAUGUGCUGAUCAUCCAGACAUCCAUGCUCCAUUCUUCUCUUUUUCAUGUCAAUUCCCUCUUCCAAGUUCACUCUAAUUACAGUUCAAACAUCACAGCAAGCUAUGGCUAGAGGAAACCUGGCCCUGGAGGACAGGAGAAAGAAACUAGGUAACGCAUGAGGCCAAUCUUCUGAACCUGUGUCUGAAUCAUCCAUAUCUAGGAACCUUGACUAUUCAUUUUUAUUUAUAUUGCACAUUAAGCACAUCUUAAGAGCUGCCUUACAUCCCAAAUACUUGUGUAUGCAAACCAAUGAAGAUGUAUCUAUAGUCUUUGCACCAGCUAUGAAAGUUUUUUUCAAUAUUUUUUGUUCUAAAAAGUAACAUAAUGACAAGCCUUGCCAGACAAUAACCUAAAACAGGUUAUUUUAAUAAAUGGAUAUCAAUAAAAGAUAAAGAGCUUACUUUCCUGAAUGUGGUUUCAAGUAUAAAUGGAAUGUAGGUGAAAUUAUUAAAUUUGUAUUUAUAUAGAAUAGUUCAUCUUAGUGAUUGUGAUGUGAUUAUUUUUUUAUUAGUGUGAAGGUGAAAAUAAAUGUGGACUUCUUGUCAUGUUGCAUAAUCUCUCUUACCCUGCAACAUCCCACUGACCUUAGUUCUCUCGUGUGCGAGAGAAAAUGAAACCCAAAGAUGCUUGAUUCUUGGUCUCACAAGAGCAUGAUACCCCAAAAAUGAGCGUCUUUUGGUCAGACGCUCUGGAAUAAGGUAGCUGAUUUGUGCCAGAGCACCGGACCAAAAAUGGGACAUCCCAGGGAUCCAAUCAGAAGCUGGAAUAGGCUUCUGUUAUUCCGGGAUAUCCUGCUGAAAUCCCGUUGAGGAUUAGGGCUGGGCAGUAUCAGCUUUUCAACAUCACGGUGCAUCACCAGCCAAACAUUGCAGUUUGGUGAUAUACAGUGAUGUUGAAAAAAUGAGAUGCAUUAGCCUCUGCCUGCGAGGCAUUGUGUGAAACUGUCCCAGCUCUCAUCUUGAGAGCUGAGGUGGUUUCUUUUUUUUUUUUUUUAAAGAUAUUUAUUAGGAGUUUCCAAGUUACAGAAAAAGAAAGAGAACAAUAAAGAAUUAAACAAAACAAAACAAUACCUUACAAUACAUCCAAAAAGAAAAAAAAAACCAAUACAAUAAAACAACGAAAAAACAGAACAAAAACAUUUAAAAACACAUCCAGCCUUUCCAUGUAUUUACCUUUCAUAUAUUUGUUUCAUCGACCUCCUCACACCUCCCUUUUUUGUAUUCUAGUUCAAUUAGCUAUUUCAGCAAGUCCUUUCCAUCUUUCUCAAUUUUCGUUCUAAAAUUUGACUUAAGACACUCUAACCUUGAAUUUUCCACUUUGGUCCAUUAACAGUCUAUUUUUACUUGAUUCUUUAUAACAUUUCUGCUAAAGCCAUAUAGCUUCGUUCCAGCAUCCUUCUAACAUUCAUUAAUUUUGCAAUAUUUCUGUAAAUAUACUUUAAAUUUUUUCCAAUCUUCUUCCACCAACUCUUCUCCCUGGUCUCGGAUUCUGCCAGUCAUUUCCGCCAGUUCCAUGUAGUCCAUCAGCUUCAUCUGCCAUUCUCUUUAGAGUUGGAAAAUUCCACUCCUUAUAGCAGUUUCAAAGUCCUCCUCUAGAGGGAAAUAGUUACUGUUUAUAUUAAGUUAGUCCAAAGUAUCCCUUUUUUUUUCUUUUUGGAAGUUACAAUUGCACCAUUAUAUUUAGUAUCAAAUCUCAACUUUUAAAUCAAGAAAAAAUAGUUGAAACUUUUGAGUCCAGCAAAGAUAGUUAAAACAAUGUAGUUAAGGUAGUUAAAACAGUGUAUCACUCUUGUUUCGCUGACAGUCAGAAUGAACGAUCUAUUCACAGUCUAUGCGGAGCUCCGAAAUGCAGCAGUUUUAAUGGCUGCCAUCCCCAGGUUCCGAGCGAUGGAAAUUUAGCUUCUCGCUCUCUUUUAGCAGGCAACUAACGUCCAAAAACUCCCCCCCUCUUCCCCUGCUUCCAAGGGGGGAUCUCUAUUUUUAUGCUGGAAAUUUAAACGUUUAAAGUAGACUUUUCAGGCCCUAGCUUAAACCUGUUUGCUUCCGAUUAUUUACAAAAAGAGGAAAGGCGGACUUCCUGUUUUAAGCCUCCCCCCGUUCGUUGUCAAAUUCAGCUUUUAAAACUCCAAUUCUUCACUUUACUCAUGGGUAGUUAUUUUUAAGUCCAAUUGUCCACAGGAAAAAGUCAGCGCUCUCCGGCAACGGCUGUGCGGCUUCACUCCGUGAAAGUAGCAGUCAGUUCGCAGCACCGCGCCACUCACCCCACUUCGCUCCGGAGCCCAAAAAUGGGAUUCCCUGCGAGUAGGGUGUGGGAUGUAAACACAGGAGCAGUCAAUGACAACAUUCCUAGAGUGUACAUGUUAGAACAUGGGGAGGGAUGUCAGUCCAGCAAGCAGGUAAACUUCCUGGGGACGGACUUCCUCCGCAUGUGACCAGAGGUGGGUGUGGCCUCACCUGUGCAGGUAAUGACAAAAGCACAGGGCAGGCAGCCACUCUCUCUCUCUGCCAUUUUCCUUCGAUGAGGAAACAUCUAAGGAUGCUCUCUUGGCUCCCAGCCAAGAGAGGAGAUAAGGACUAUCUUGCUACAAGAUAGAUUCUAAAUGUAUGUAACCUUUUUAAGCUGUCUGCCUUCUGGGAUCAUAUUGUGAACAGAACGUGAGUAAACUCUUUUAUACUUUUCUAAAGACUGUGUCGUGUCUUAUAUUUUAAGAGGGAACAAAAGGGGGAAUUACCAGAGUAAUUAUUAUAGAGGUUCUAGCGAACCUGUGCACACGUUACCGUUGCGAACCUAAAGGGGAAUGUCUAUAAACUCUGCUGAUAUUUUGGGAACUUGUUAGCACAAGUUGGAUAAGGAUAUAAUUAGUCAAUAUAUCCUCUCCUGCACCCCAGAACAUUCCCACAUAGGGGAGGCGCUCUUGGUGCCCGCCGAAUCCCACGUUCCCAGGCUACCUCCACCUGGGAUUUUUAAAGGGUCCCCACCUUCGCCGCGGCGGGAAGACCCAGUUCUCACGGAGCAGGUUCCUCCGGUCAGAGGAACUCCGCCAUUAGCCGAUGGCGCCGACCCGGAAGUCCUAGAGCUGAGGUGGUUUCACCCAGGCACUCGCGGGCUGGGACAGUGCAGCUUGUUUGCACAGCUCAAUUGGGGAUUGGGAAGGUUCCCUUUCUGCACCUGAGACAGCCCUGGUGCUUUCCCUGCUUGUGCACGAGUGGCAGGAGCCUCGGGGCUGCUUUGCGCCGCUCACCUGGGGGAGAGAAAGGCUCCCCCUCCCCAGCUGUGAUAGCCCCGGUGCUCUGUGCACAAGUGAGCAGAGCAUCGGGGCUCCUUUAACUACUCGCAGCAACUGUGCUUACUAGCUGCAUUUUGCUCUGGCAGGGAUGGAGCCUAGUCAGGUUGAAACAGGACAGAGUUUAAUUUCCUUGCCAAAUCAUGAGGCUCUGCAGACUUCAGAAUACAAUGGAGACUGGAAUUAAACAAAUGGAAGAUAAAUUGCUACUAAAAAGUAAACAGGUAGAUCUUGCUUUCCACUGUAUUGCUGACUGCAUCUUGUUAAAGAUCACUUUGCUGAAUAGCUUGCGCCUUAUGGGAUUUGGACAUAGAUUUUGCAAAUUCAAGGUGAUAUUUGAAAUGACAGAUAUUGGCAAUUUGUGUUACUUUUUUGGUGCAUGGGAAGCUAAACAAAGUGCAAAGUUGAGAGCAUAUGUCUAUGGUGAUGCAGUUCCAGUGAAUUUGAGAAGACAAAAACAGAAAAGGCUGCAGGAGGGUGCAAUGAAAAGAUAAAGGUGCAGAUUUAUAUUAUAUUUAUUAUAGGUACAGUAGUUUCAAGGCUUUGUAGCAAAACCCAAUGCUAUCCAACCACCUGUGUCAACUUCCAUAGUAUUAUUUUUUAAUCAAGCUUGAUGGGCUUCAUCUCAUUUUGAUCUGUACAGAUCUCACUUCCUUAAAGAACUUCCUGUUUGAAACAUUGACAAAUGUGUGCUUUAUGUAACUCUCACUCAGAUCUGGCUGAUGAAGAACUGGUUAGGCUCAGGCAAUAAGUUUGCAGUACACUUGUGAGUUUGCCUCUUCCCUUUUUUAGCAGUUAACCCCUACUGCAGAUGACUAAAGCUGCCUUCUGUUUUCAAAGCCACUUCCUAUUAUUCCAAGUAAAAAAGCCUGAAGUCUGCACUGAUACAUCCAAGAAUUGAAAUAUGUAAGCCAAAGUGUUGCAAAUUCGUAUGGUGGAAAUGUUACUCUCAUAAUAAUCUUGGACAUUAUAUGACAUAAGCAUAGCACUUUAUGAGAAAUUAGGUUAACAAUGGUUUUGGCAAACUACUUCUAUUUCUAUAUUUUUCUACUUGGAAAUUGAAAAACUUUAUUUCAUUCACUUCAGAUAUACUAAAGAUCCCACUGCAGAACUGGUAGCUUUAUUUUGCUCCUGGCAUGUGUAAUUACUAUGUGAUUUGUCUCAAUAACACAUUGGGCUUAUAUUGCUAUGCAAAUUACUUGAUAGAUUCAAAUGACAAACUCUAGCAAUCGCUUAGUGCAGCCACUCUGCUGAACCCUCUACUCUUCCUGCCCCUUCACCAUACAUGACAACCCAUAAUAUUGCAAAGAGCUGCAAAUAUGGUUGUAAAUAUACAGUAAAAUUAAAAAGAAACAAAACAAUGUGGCUAAUACAUUGUUUAUUGAUAAGUGAUAACCAAUAAAGUUGUCAAGAAACUAUUUGCAUACAUGCAUUCUUUUGGAAUAAUUAAAGCACACUAGCAUAUGUUUAAAAUCAAAACUAUUUACAGCAGCUUAAAAUUUAGGUUAACAGGCAUAGCAGGAUUUUCCCAAAUCCACAGGCUAGUAGGGUAGAGUUGUCUCUUGCUUGCAUAACUUCCUGUAAAAAAGUUCCAAAUGUGUCUUGGAAUAUAUUUUUCUUUUUAAAAGAUUUACUUGCUAUUUGAAUUCCUGAAAUGAAGGUAGAACAGUUUUUAAAUAAGUUUCCUAAAUGUAGUUCCUUAGCUUUAUAACUUGUACUAUGGAAAGGUGAACAUAAGGAUUAAUAUUCAGAGAAUGUAAUAUCAAUAGAAAUACUACAUUGCUACAGGCAAACCUGCAGUAAGUUAUUCCUUGCGGAGGAGGGAGGUAUGUUUCUAUCCAGCUUUUAUCACAUCUCUUCUCCUCAUGUCUCCAGUAGAUCCCAAACAGAUCCAUGCCCUCCAGAUGAUUUACACUAUAAUUCCCAGAAUCCUCUGCAGUAGUAUUUUAUUGCAGGUGUGUUCUGCAAUAUGUUCCUAAGACAAAUCAGAGCUUAGUGGUAAAUUUAUUCAGCUUUAAUUUGUUCUGUGAUGCUUCCCCAAUGCCACCAUGUUAUAUUGCUCUCUGGAGAGGCUCUAAUGCAACAAAAAUGGGACAAAAAUAAACCAGAACAUAUGAAAUAGUUAAUUUCUGUUAAUUCUGAUUGUGAAACAUUUGUAAUGUGAAUGAGCAUUCUGCCCAAUAUAGUUUUGCAUUCACAUUGAAAAGUGGUUUAAAAGAAGAAACACUUUCUGGACUUUUUCCACUUGAGGCAUAAUGUUGUUCAAUAAAACAAAUACUGUAUUUUCCCUCCAUAAGGCACACCGGACCAUAAGGCACACCUAGUUUUUAGGGGGGGAAAUCAAGAAAAAAAAUCUCGCUGGCUGUCUUGGCUUCCUCUUUAGCCACGCGCAACCUCUCCAGGCAGGAGAGGCUGCACACGGCUUUGGCAGAAGCCAAGACAGCGAGCGGGAUGGAUCCCGCUCGCUGUCUUGGCUUUGUUUUUAGCCACGGGGCCCAGAACAGGUCUGGGAGCGGCGGCAAGGUUGCGAAGCCUUUGGAGCACAGCGCGAGUUCCUGCUGCGCUCCAAAGGCUUCAGGCGGCUAUCCCUCUCGCUCUCCAGGCUUCAGUGAAAGCAACGCAUAGCCUCUAGAGCGCGGAGGGAGCGCUCCCUCUGCACUUUGGAGGCUUCGCGUUGCUAUCGCUGAAGCCAAGGAGCCUGCAUUCGCUCCAUAGGACGCACACACAUUUCCCCUUAAUUUUUGGAGGGGAAAAAGUGUGUCCUAUGGAGCGAAAAAUACGGUAAUAGCAACUGAUAGGUACACCUAUCCUUUGCAAAACCAUCACAGAUUAUAUGAUGUUUGUUUGUUGGCAUAUUGAACAGAGCUUGGCGCUUUGAAUAUUAUGUCCUUUUGUCUAAAGCAGGGAUAGGGAACCUGUGGCCUUGUGGAUGUUGUUGGACUUCUGUUGCCAUUGUCGAGAGCUCCACAGGUUCUCCAUAGCCAGCUCUAAAGCAAAUAGACAAAGGGGGGUAGGGAGUUGAGGAAGUGAACAGCCAGAUUCUGGAUAAUGCUUGGGGAAUACGGAUAGUAUUCAACAAAGUUUUACUCAGAAUAAACCCACUGAAAGUAAUGAAUACGACUUAGUUAAAACCAUCAAUUUCAGUGGAUCUGCUCUGAGUAAAACCUAGUUGAAUACCACCUUGUUUAUUUUCUGACAUAACAGCCAACAAUUCAAACUGGAGAAUCCAUUCAGGCUUAAGUGAUACACUUGAACAUAAUCUGCAAAUGAAAUAUAUCUGUAAGGUGACACCACGUGUGGCACACUCUAGCAGUUUGAGGGAAGAGGUCCUGGCACUGCUGUCUUUUCAGUAUACUCUCUCAUCCUAGGAUGGGAAUAGUUAAAAACCUACCACUGAAGGAAAUGUCAAUGUCAAAGCAGUGUUUUCCACAAAACAUCUAUUUGAAUAUUAAAUACUCUGGAGUAGUUGCACUUUCAUUCCAACGGUCAUUGUGGAUAUGACUGCCAAGGUUCCACAACUUUUGUUUGAACUAUUCAUUUAUCAUAAUGAAAUGACAAACACGAUUUAUCUGGUAUUGGGAAAUAUUGGGCAGUGUGCAGCGCUUCCUGCGCAUGCAGUCUGAAAUCUGUACUGUAUUAACCUUAAAGUCAAGCUAUGGAGAUGGGAAUAGGAUGGAAGGGAGAGUGGGCUUUUAUCUGUUGAGCGCUUAGCAUUUGUUAAGCAGUGGGGGGAAUAUAUGAUUUUAGCAUGACACAUAAUCACUGUGGAGCAUUUCCUGUCACAGGAUAAAGUAAUGGCCCCUGGCUUAGAUGUGGGGUGCAGGGGGGGGGGAUGAGACAGGCAGAAGGUAGCUCAGGAUCUAUGGAUAUAGUUUCUGAGUGAUUUGAGUUAGACCAGCAAGGAUUUUUGACUCCCAAUUUAGCAGAAAUAAAAUGGCUCCUUUCUGCCCCUUGGCCGUCCUAAUUUUGCUGCUGAAAUUAAGACAGCUUGGGAUAUUUUUUAUGUGCAGGAUUGUGAGCUCCUGUACUCGUACCCUGUACCCUGGGCUCAGAAUUAUUUCAUUCUAAGUGUAUAAGAAUCUUGAGGAUCUAGGAAAAGCAAACUCGAACCUGCAAGCCUAAUUUCUGCCUGCCUUUGGCUUGCUUUUAAUAGGAAUCUGUCAAAUUCAAAGAUAGCUCUGUGCAGUGAGUAUGACCUGUAAUACUUAAAUGAAACUUCCAGGUUGAGACGCAUUUGCAGCAACAGGAGGAGGCAGCAAACUGAAGGGAAAGCCUGCCGUGUUAAUGCCUUGCUUUGGGGUUCCCAGACACAUCUGGCUGGCCAUGGUGAGAAACAGGAUGCUGGACCCUUGGUCUGAUCCAGCAGGGCUGCUAUUCCCACACAUAAGAGAAGAACGGAGCAGUAAGAAAACUGGAAAACAAGGAAGUUUGUUAUACACACUGUUGAGCUGGAGGAGCUUGGAAGUAGUACAGAGAACUGCCUGCCUGGCAAUGUUAUUCUGUGGUUGCCUAACUCUUUUAUUUGCACUGCAGAGCAAUCAGCAUGUUUUUUGUUUUUUAUAAAAUGUGGCAGCUGAGAUGCAGAUCUGCUCUGAGUCAGGGGGACUCCGUCAGGCUGCUAUUUCCUUUUCAGCCUGACCCCAGAUUGUUUGGAAGGAGUUUCUCACUCUUCCUCCACCCAAUUCCUCCCCCCCCCUUUCCAUCCUGGCCUCUGAGGGGUGUUAACAAAUUACAUGCAUGCUCUUUAUACAGCAACCUUCUCUCCCCACACCCCCAUCUGAUCUAAAAGGAGAAAACUGCCUGGGAGAACUGCAUUGUCAACGAUGGUAAAUUUUUACUCAGCUCAUUGGAUCUUAAUGGGCUAGCUGUGCCUCUGUGGGUUGCACAGCAAAGGAUGGCAUACCCGGGGAGGUCUCGUCUGAGGAGGUCUUUCAGUGAGCAUAUCAGGGUCUCCACCAACAAAGCCUGGGAUGUCUUCUGGAAGAGCGCACGAGAAAAACGCUUGUCAGGUCAGUUGUCUGCGUUCUUUCACUACUAAUCUUCACAAUUUACUUGCCUUUAUUGACUGUGUGGACUUCCCAUACCAAAAAUGGAGAGGAAGUCUCUUAGGGAGCUAUCAAUGUUGUAUUGGCAUAAGUAUAUAUGUUAUCCCACCUGAGAUCGUGGAUCGGGGUCAUACCUUGGUAGUUCAGAACAGGAAAUGCAGGAUAUCGACUCAUUGCUUUCUUAGCUGUUGAUGCAAACCAGCCUCAGUACAUCACUUUCCCAGUUAAAUAUGUCAAGUGAAUAUGUAAUAAACUAGACAUUGGAAUUUGGAAUCGUGUGAAAUCCUGGAUUGUGAAAUGUCAGAUUAGUCCUGUUCUUUCUUAGUGCAUGCAACUCUCAAGUGUGGUGACCACAAACAGCUGUUAUGAAAAGCCGUAGAAGAAAUCUAAAACACUUGGAACGAAAUGGUUGUAUAUACGUUCAGUUCACUGCAGUAUGCAAUGUUUUGAUGUUCUAAUGCCAAAUGGAGCAUAUAUAACUAUUGAACCUUAAAUCUAUGUGAUAGCGUGCAGACUGACAUGUUGAUACCCUGACACUCAGUAGGGAAAUCUGGUAAUACCAAGCGAAACAUUUUAGAAAUGUGUUCUAAAUACAGCACUUUUCAAAUGGUGCAGCUGUGUUCGGAGGACACCUCUUUUUUGGCAACGAAAUUUUGACUUUUUAGCUUAACCCCAGAGUCAUCUGCGACUGGACCUAAUGGUCAGGGGUACCUUUACCUUUUUAAUACUGCUUAGCAAUUAACCAGAUCUGUUGUUAGGAGAAUAUUGCUUCCUGUUACCCCCAAGUUCAACCAGGUGAGUAGGGACUGUGGGAGGGAGGCUUUGCACCUGUACCAGAAUGGGGCAAGUGGGGUUCUGUGUCUGUCUGUCAGCAUGUCUGCUAGCAGUGGGGCGGGAGAGGGGGCAGAGCCUGAAGCUAUCAAAGUCUACUCUGCUCUUGGCUGUGGUCCUCUAUCUGGUCUUUGAAUUCUCACUCACUUGCCCUGAUGUAAUAUAGGUAUUUGUUUAUUUCUAUAUUACAUUUAUAUCCCAUCUUUUUUUCUGAAAGGAGUUCAAGUAGCAUGCAUGGUGUUAAUUGCCAGCCUUGUUUAACUAGGUUAGUCAUAUUAGUAGGGUUUGUACCAAAUUAAAAGCAUUGGUUAGCAUUUUGAGGUACACCUUUAUAGUAAAAGAAGGACUCUUAGACUAAAGACGGUAGGACCCUAGGGUGGGGAAAGGGCAUCCUAUGAGACUUGCUUGAACCCCACACUCAAAAUAUUUAAGGCUGGGAGGGCCUGGGGGAUGUGAGUCGGCUAGGCCUUGGUCAACCAAGAGAUCCCUACUGCUCCUAUUUGGGACAGCUUUCUUUGCUUACUAUGAAUGACAUCCACCCAGGUAUUCAAGCUUAAUUGUUACAUGUUCAGGUGGACAAGUAGUGCCUUCAAGGAAAUGGUUAACUAUGUCCAAAAACAUGAGUAUUAACCAAUAGUGGAGGUGCUCAGGGCACCAUUCUAAUUGGUUCUGUUUCUGUAAAUUUUGAACGCCUAGAGAUUUUGGAAUUGAUUAAAGCAAAUGAGAGGCCCUUGGCCCUCCAAAUGUAGUUGGAGUCCAGCUCCCAUCAGUCUCAUCCAGCAUGGCCUUUUGUUAGGUGUGGUGGUGUUCUGGUCAAAAAACAUCUGGAGGACCACAGGUUCCCCAUACAUGCAUUAAAGGAACAUCACAAUUCAAACAUUGUGAUACUAAAGGUUUACUUAUACGGCUAGGUCUGCUUAUUGCCGUCUGUCCUGGUAAGGUCCAGUAGGCCUGCUGUUUAUGUUCUUUGCUGAGUCUGGGCUCAUAAAAAUGUUAAGAGUCAUAGGCAGGCAGAGCAAAGUGUCAUUGACAUGGACACAGUUGCAAAGAUAUGCUAGCAGUGGGGAAGCUGGAGAUCAGUCUUUGCCAGGAACAUCUGUAUGUGGCUUUGGGUAGGCCAGUCACUCUAAGUUUUGGUUCCCCAUAUGUGAAGUAUGAUAUACUGCCAUAUGUCCUCUUUUUCCAGUACACGUCCUCUUUUUCAUGGGUAGAGUUGUCAUAGCAAUCCAUAGAAGAAGUCGGCAAAUUUGUGCCUUUUUUUUUUUGCUCUUCAAAACAUGGCAACCCUGAAAAACUACAAUCUGUAAUACAGAUUGUGGUGUAAAAGAAGUAGGAUAAAAAAAAUAAUCAUAGGGACAAGAUUUAGAACAUGAGACAUUAAUUAAUUAAUUGCUCUUGUAAGUUAAACAGAAAAGUUAGUGCAUCUGGGAGAUAACGUUAGGAAUCUCCUUUGCCUGGCAAAGAAUAAUCCAGAGUAGUCUAAAAAUCUCAUGUAUUUGAAAAGGUUUCAAGAACUUGUAGAUACUGAUGCUUGCCAGGGUUAAAUCUAGUGAAUGGAAAAGCUAUUUUCCAGGAUCCUCUUCCAUAAUCCCCUCUCUUUCCUUUGCGAUAUUCAUCAUUGAUUGAUUGAUUGAUUGAUUGAUUAUACUCUAAUCUAUUUGGGGUAGGGUGGUAGGCACAUAUGCUUUGCAUGCCCAAGAUCCCACGUUCAAUCUGUGUCAUCCCCAGGUUGAGCUGAGCAAGACACCCACCUGGAGAGCUGCUGUCAGUCUGUCUGCAAUGCAGUGCUGAGCUAGGUGGACCAGUGGUCUGAUUCUGUAUAAACCAGCUUCCUAUUUAUUCUGUUAUCCCGCAGCACAGGCUUGCUUUUUACAGAAUUAAAGCUGGGAACCUGAAGGUUGUGGAUCAUCCUGGUGAACAUUCAUGGACUUACAUCUAGGGAAUGGUGGCAUAUCUCCAGCUCCACUUAACUUAAAGUGAACAUACGUUAUUAAAUAACUAGCAAGAUGUCUCCCCCAAUGAUAGAAGGAUGCAAAUAUAAAUGACGGGAGUGUGUGGCUGUCAGGAUGGACUGCAGCCAGGGCCCAUUAACCUCACCGUGGCAGUUGCCUCAAGCAGCAGACUGAUGACGCUGGGAGGGGCAGCGGAUCAGAAAGAGAAGGGCCUCCUCAUGUGCUUUUGCCACUCUUCUUUUGGCUGUGGAUUCAGCGCUGUGAGGAUCUUGCCGCUGUCCACCUGGGCAGGGCUCUGGGCCUGACGACACCCCAGGCUGCCUCCAGUUGCCUAGGACACAACGUCCCCAUGGAGGCCGCCACAGGGCAGAGGAGGCAGUGAGGGGUGUGGACCGCAGACACUGCCCCGUCUGCCACCCUGGUCCCCAGCAUUGCCCCCACUGGGAAUUUCCUGAUGCCAGUGAUACAGUGGUGCCUCGCAAGACGAAAAGAAUCCGUUCCGCGAGUCUCUUCGUCUUGCGGGUUUUUCCGUCUUGCGAAGCAAGCCCAUUAGAGGUUUAGCGGCUUAGCGCUACAGUAUUAGCGGCUUAGCCGGCUUAAAGAUCAGCUGAUAAGCGGCUUAACGAUCAGCUGAUAAGCGGCUUAGGCUCAGCUGUUAAGCGGCUUAAAGAUCAGCUGAUAAGCGGCUUAGCAUCAGCUGUUAAGCGGCUUAAAGAUCAACUGAUAAGCGGCUUAGCAUCAGCUGUUAAGCGGCUUAAAGAUCAGCUGAUAAGCGGCUUAGCCAUCAGCUGAUAAGCGGUUUAGCGGUGUGGGAAAAAGGAAAGGAAACCCCGCAGGAACUCGCAAGACAUUUUCGUCUUGCGAAGCAAGCACAUAGGAAAUUCGUUUUGCGAAGCACCUCCAAAACGGAAAACCCUUUCGUCUAGCGGGUUUUCCGUCUUGCGAGGCAUUCGUCUUGCGGGGCACCACUGUAGUGCUGUUGCUGCUGCUUGUUGAAUCACCCUUAACAAACUAUGAUUCCUGCAGGGGAGCACCAGUUUAUUUUUUGCCUUCGGUGGCAAAAUUUGUUGGGCCAGCCGUGGCUGCAAGAAUGUGUGGUAUUGAGUACCAGUUCCUACUUCCAGUCUGAUUUUUUGAAUGUGUUAUUUCCAUUGUUCCUCACUUUCUGCAUUCAUUUGGAAUCUCAUCUGUCCCUUUAUUCACCUUCAGUUUUGACACUGCAAGAGUGACAGAUGGAAAAGAUCAUGUUGCUUGCUCUAUUCCUCCAGCCACUAAACUGGAAUCCCUGCUUACUUGAUUUGAUUAGCAGAGAUAAGAAAACUGAUAAAGGUAUUAUACAGAGCGGCUCUCUGGGCAUCCUCUAUCUCCACACAUUUUGAAUUUGAGCUGAUCAUCAAACACGUUUAAAAACCUUGCUAUCACCUCAUUCACUCACCAGAGCAGGGGAGGGAGGAUCUCUUGCCAUAAUUCCACUGCAAGAAGCCUGCUCUUUUGACUGUGUUCAGGAUUCUCCCAAUAGCAGAUUGAUGAGAUGGCUGUGGGAGACUGGAUGUUAAGAGUAUAAUGCAAAUGUUUUUUCUCAGACACCCAUUGGAAAAUUUAUAUUGAAGUAUUAAAUAAUAUAAAUAAUCUUAAAAAAAGUUAAGCUGAAUUGAUGAUGAGAGACAUUACUUUUUGUCUACCAUUCCACCUCUCACUAUAGACACCAAUAUUUAAUUAGCCAAAAGUGGUUGCAUUUGCAUAACCUAGUCUGCAAUCCUAACCCCACUUACGUGGGAUCAAGACCUAUUGAAUUCAGUAGGACUGACUUCUAAGUAGACAUGGUUAAGAUUGCACUGUUAAUGGGCCUUUUUCUGCCCCUGCUUGAUUCCUGCUUGUUUCUGUCAUUGAGGAUUCUCUGUUCUUUCUCAUCUCCCCUACCAGCCAACUCCUCCAGUACACUCUAAAACUUCAAAUGCCAUAGAUUUAUAUAAAAGCCAGUUUGCAAUGUUCUGUUGUAAUCUAGGCCUGGCAGAUAAGAAUGACCUCAAACCUCUUAGUGGCUGAGGUCACCAAGGCCCGGUCUCAGCAGCACUAUCCCAGCCAUCUUAUAAGCAAUGUGGUUGGUUUUAUAUAUGGAAGUUUUAGAAGAAUCUGGGGGAGAGCAUGAGAUCUGGGGCCUGCAUCAAAAAAUUGUACUUCAGCCACAGACAUACCCAGUGACCCCCUAACUAUGCCCCUCUAUGUUUUCCCCCCAGUAGAAUUCAGGCUUGGAAUGAAGAAGGCAAACAGAAAGCAAAAAAUGUUCCUCUUCAACCAGGCCUUUGGCCGAUUAAUAUUCUACAGCCUUUUAAAUGUGUCUGUGGGAAGGGGGGUAUUGUUUUGUUGUUUUUGUUUUAAGUACUUAUUUGUGUUUUUAUAUUGUAUUCUGUGAGCCACCUUAAGUUGUUGUGAUGAAGGGUGGUAUACAAAAUUUAACCACCACCAUCACCUGCCACUUCUUUACAGCGGUAAGAAAAUGCCCCCCAUAUAUAAUAACAUAAUAACGAAUUAACAUAAUUAUAUAAUAAUGAAUCAACAUUUAGGUAAAACAUUAAAUACUUGGCACAGGAGGACUCCUGUGACCAAAAUGAAAUAAUAGAUUUAUUUCAGUCACUGACCAGAGUGCAACAUAAAUUAUAUAAGUUAAAACCUUAAUCGCUAAUUUAAAACAUAUUAAGACAUUGGCCGUUAGAUUAAUUCAAAGCUUGUCUCCUUAAUUUGUGACCAAAAUGGAUUUGGAGCUUUUAGUAAGUACAGCAAUGUGUUGGCACACUGCUUCAGAUUCCAGGAGGUAAUCUCUAGCCCCCUAAGGGGGGGGGGCAUAAAUACCUGACUCUUCUAUGUGUGUAGGUAGCCUCUUCCCCAACAGCUACAAUUAAUCUUUGAUGAAAUAACCAUUUUUCUUCAGCUGUUGGGAGAUGUGAGAGUAUUUUGGAGCUAAAAUAAAGCAUUCCACACAUAAGAUAAAUAAAAGCUUUAAUGGCAAUGACAGUAACAAAUGGCCAAGUUACUUGAACUGGCUUUAUAAAUAUUUUUCUUUUAAGGAGCUUUAUGGUUUGUUCAUUUGAAUCAUCUAGUCCUCUAGUACAAUCAUCUUGUGUUAAUCUCAGUUAGGAAGGAAGAGAGAUUCAUACAGCUGUCCUACAGCUGGUAUUUAUCCUGCUUUGAACAUGUAGGAGUUCCUAUAAGUGGGAUCAGUCUCCUUCCUGAAAAAGUGAUAUAAAGAAACAUAAAAGUUAUUUCUUUGUUUCUUUCUUAAAGCAAGGGUGAAGCUGCUGUCAGAGCUACCCUGGAUAUGCUCUAUUGCAUUUUGAUUUAUUUAUUUUUUGUGGUUAACUCAUUGGUUCAACCUGGGGGUGGGGAGUAACAUAUAGCUAAUUAAAGAAGGACCCCCUGGAUGGUUAAGUCCAGUCAAAGGCUACUACAGUGGUGCCUCGCAAGACGAAAUUAAUCCGUUCCGCGAGAGUCUUCGUCUAGCGGUUUUUUCGUCUUGCGAAGCAACCCUAUUAGCGGCUUAACGGAUUAGCGCUAUUAGCGGUUUAGCGGCUAUUAAAGGCUUAGCGGAUUAGCUGCUAAAAGGCUAUUAAAGGCUAUUAAAGGCUUAGCAGAUUAGAUAAAGGGGGGGGGAAGCGAAAAAAAAAUCUCUAGACUCGCAAGACAUUUUCGUCUUGCGAAGCAAGCCCAUAGGGAAAUUCGUCCUGCGAAGCAACUCAAAAACGGAAAACCCUUUCGUCUAGCAGGUUUUCCGUCUUGCGAGGCAUUCGUCUUGCGCGGCACCACUGUAUGGGGUUACGGCGCUCAUCUCGCUUUCAAGCCGAGGGAGCUGGCGUUUGUCCACAAACAGUUUUCUGAGUCAUGUGGCCAGCAUGACUUAACCGCUACUGAUGCACGGAGGACCGUGAUGAGUGCCAGAGCGCAUGGAAACGCCGUUUACCUUCCCACCCCAGCGGUACCUACUUAUCUACUUGCACUGGCAUGCUUUUGAAUUGCUAGGUUGGCAGGAGCUGGGACAGAGAAUGGGAGCUCACCACAUCGCGGGGAUUCGAACCGCCGACCUUCUGAUCAGCAAGCCCAAAAGGCUCAGUGGUUUAGACCACAGCGCCACCUGCGUCCCUUAGAUAAUUACUGAGAACUGGCUUGUGCCUUUGUUAAUUCCAGCAAAGUUGGAUGAGAAAUCUGGAGAGUGUUAGCAUUCACAUGUAACACAGAUAAAUGCUGUGAAAUUCUGAACACUUGGAGCUGCAUCUGAGUGGCCUGCUUAGCCGUUAUGGAGCACAUGAUGCUGCAGAGUUGCUUAAACUAAGCUGGUGCAAAUCUGAUUAGUAACCUAGCACCAAGGAGUUGCCUUCAUUGUUAGACAACUGUAAGGGAAAUGAAGGCACAUCUCUCAUGUAUUGUUAAAAUAAAGGCGAAUGUAAGUAUCUGCAGUAUAAGACUGAGGUGCUUCUAGUACAGUUCCAUGCCAGAAGCAAAGGGACAAGAAGCUGGGCAGGUAAAUGAAAGCCCAGGAGGAUGGCAAACAGAACAUGCUUGUUUGGGCUUCUGAUUAUUCCUAGAAGGAUUUCGUGACUGAUAUAAAAAUGGUGUUUACCUUUUUUUUUAAGGAAUCAAUAUAAAACUGUUAAAUCUCCAGAACAUUCUUGGAGCUACCACUUGGAAAUCAUGGUCAUUGAGAGGACCGUUCCCCUUCUGGAGAAAGGCUGCAAAGCUUGCACAGACGGAUGAGACAUCAGGUGGAAUCCUUUAGUCUAACAUCUGUUCGGGGGUGAAGUGGGGCUUCACCCCCACCUUCAAAUAGCUCAAUCACGGGGGUACCCUGUUAGAGGGGGUCUAGUUGGAAGUAUGUGUCCAAAAGCCAAGGAGUUCAGCACAUGGGCCAUGGAGCUUCCUGCAAUGACUUGGGAGGGCCUCUUGUGUAGACCUGUGUCUUGCAGUGGACCCAUCAACCCUAGGAUUGACUUGUCGUGCCUCAGUCCUCCACCAAGAAGCUAAGAGGGGUAUACACCCAAUGUCUACUCCAAAUCCUCCCUACAUCUGGAAUAAAUAACAUUGUGGCCAAGUUUAAAUUCCCAAAACGUUGUCCAGUUUGUUCACUUUCAUAGGGUAGGCCUUGCUCCAGUAGGAGGGAUCUCUGUAAGUGAGCCCACAAUGACAGCCCUGUGUCACUAUCAGUUGGAGAAAAGGCUUGUUUUUAGCUGGGGGAGUGAAUGAGCAAUAGUGAAUACUAGGCUUUGAGAUGGAAUUCCAUAGGAAUAUCAACUAGGUGACAAGCAAUGUUUCUACAGCAGGGUGACAGUGAAUUUUUACAUAUCCAGCUGUGUUUUAUUAUCCUCUGUAAACAUAGAAGCACGGGGAAGUUUUAAAAAUUCCUACAUAUUUUUCCAUUCCUAAUGUUUGUUACUAUUUUGGUUCUUAAUACAAAUUGCACACACAUUUUUUGUCUAGCAUUCCCCACGUCCCUCACACACACCAAAAGCCUGCUGCAGCAACGGUCAGAAUGUCCUCUACCAAACAUACAAUUGUUCUGCAAGAGUAGACAUUAAGUAGGCCUUUAAUGUGGAACUGUUCAGGGUCCUUUCUUUUCCAAUAUGUCAAUUAUAUCUUGGUUGAUCUAAGCAUCUGUUGCAGCAGGCAAAUCUCUAUAUUUGUGCUGGUUCCCAAUUUUCUGUCAGGCUCAUUCACUGCAUUGUAGAAGUAUCUAGGCUUAAGAAAAGAAUGUUAUAUUCAGUGGUGUGUGGGUGUGGGAUUCCUGUCUUUAAUUCCACUUCCAGCUUAUUUGUGAAAAACUGAAGCUGUAGAAAGGCUAAGGAACUUUAGGGUGGAGUUGAAAUGGGGAUUCCAUGCAGGAGGGAGGGAGAGAAUUGUCUGAAACUGUAGAGGAGCAGUAGUGUCUGAAGGUGCAAUCUCCAGGGCGGCUUUGUACAACCUAGUGGGGAAAUUAAUUUCUAACUAAUUUCAUCAGCCGCUGCAGAGAAUCCAGCUGUAGCAGUGUUUGGAUGAAGACCAAUCCUGGAACUAUCACUUAGCUUCCCUGCUGUGCAGUAAAAGUUGAAUUGAGCAAUCCUUUUCACUUGCCUUGGCUGCUGGAAGGAGAGGAUAUGUUGCAAAAGUGAAGAAGGGGCAGGGAGAUCUGAUGUUCAAGCAGCACUCAGUGUUGUACAGUAUUCUUUCAGUUUAUUUUCUUUGAAUGGUACACAUGUGGAAGCCAUAAAUGCAAUGUUGUUCCUUAAAAGCUGUUUAAUACUUCUCUAGUACUGGUGACUAGUACUAGAGACUAGUACUGAUUGCCGAAGAAUUGAUGCUUUUGAAUUAUGGUGCUGGAGGAGACUCUUGAGAGUCCCAUGGACUGCAAGAAGAUCAAACGUAUCCAUUCUUAAGGAAAUCAGCCCUGAGUGCUCACUGGAAGGACAGAUCCUGAAGCUGAGGCUCCAAUAUUUUGGCCACCUCAUGAGAAGAGAAGACUCCCUGGAAAAGACCCUGAUGUUGGGAAAGAUGGAGGGCACAAGGAGAAGGGGAAGACAGAGGACGAGAUGGUUGGACAGUGUUCUUGAAGCUACAAACAUGAGUCUGACCAAACUACGGGAGGCAGUGGAAGACAGGAGUGCCUGGCGUGCUCUGGUCCAUGGCGUCACGAAGAGUCGGACAUGACUAAACGACUAAACAACAACAGUACUAGAGACAACUUUCUGGCAAAGUAGUUUCCCCACAAACCAUCAAAGGAAUUUGUUUCAUAGAAUCAUAGAGUUGGAAGGGGCCCUGAGGAUCAUCUAGUCCAGCCCCCUGCAAGUUUAAUAUCACAACUGCUUGUAUCUUAUAUGCUACUAUUCAUAAAAAAAAAUCAGAGCCAUUUACAACAGUCAGUGCAGAUGAAGCAUUUGAGCAGUGGUGAGUCAUUUCUGAAACUCCCCAUUUCCCACCCAGAAGCGAUUUAAGAUGUUCAUUUUUGUGCAUCUUCAGCAGUUGUUGCCCGUAACUUCCGGCAUGGUGCAAAAACUUAUGGCAGCCAUCACAACUCUCUCACCAGGCCCUAGCCUCAAUGCAAGCGGAAAGAAUUGUGUCCCUUCAUAACCAUAUAGUCACGUGGAUGGCACGCAAAGAAGUAUGGCAAUAUAGACAGUUAAUGCAUGGCUAAACCUAGAUCUCAACGAGAUUGGUGCAGCCUCUUACAGUCCCUGGCCUGCUGUCACCAACUUUCAACCAGUCACAGGAGACAGCUCUGUUCCAGAGUGGGAUUUUGUUAAAAAUAUUUUGGGUUUCUUCACAUUUUUAGUUUCAUUUUAAAAUCAGAGUUUAUUUAAAUUGCAGUCAUUUACUGUUAAAAUGCACACUUCAUGACAUUUGUUUAUUUAAAUAAUUGUUUUGUGUACUUAUUUAAAAUGAAAACUAAAAAUGCCCUUUUACGUGAUUUUAAAGUGCCCUUUUGAGUUUGUGUCUCCUCCACCUUGCAAAAUUCCAGCAUACCGCAAAAAAAGCAUCUCCAAUACUUCCCCUUCUAUGUGCAUAAAUGAACAGUGUCUUGCCUUCUGUCUCUUUUUAAUGAAGUGUCAGUAUGACUGUGUGAAGCUAUUGUAAAAAUAAGUUAAAGCCUAAGGGGAAGAUCUGCAGGGCUGUGUACCGUCGGGAGAUUGGGAGUCUGUACAGGAGAAGAUUAAUGGAGCCAGAGGCAUAACUUUGGUUAGAGAAGGGAAGGGUGAUAAUUGUUAAAUGAUCUUCCUUAAGCUUGCUGACCAGUGACAACAUCUAGUUGUUUCUGUGAGUGAGAAGAAACAAUGAAAAAAUGCAGACUGAUGGGGGGAGCUGAGUUUUGUGCUAAUGGUAUUUUGUUGGGUUGGUUGUUUCAAGGGCUGUCUGGUCGAAGUUUAGUUUGGAAAUAAAGAACCAUAAGAAGGAAGAGCAAGGGGCCUUGAAGUUGCCCAUCAACAGUGAACACCUGAACUGCAGAGUAAGCAGGUACACAGGCAAUCUGGUCAGAGUCUUCCCUGCUAUGAUGAGAUGUAUUGUAUUACUACUUCAAUUAUAGUAAUCCUAUCUGAAUGUGCAUCUGCACACAUAAAUUAGCAUAUGUGAAUCUUCACCUUCCUUUUUCAUCCCCCCCCACCCCGACAAUCCAUUCCCUCCUAUUUUGGUGAUUUGUAUCUGGCCACCUUACAGAUAUAUAACAACAUGAUUUAAUUUAAUUUAAUCAAACACAUAAUUUAAAAGUAAGAUGGUAACACUAAAAGUAACAGGCAAAUAUCUCUAAGCAAUGAUCAAGCCCAGCGGAGCAUUUAAAAUUAUAAUACAACCACAAUAAAAGAGCAUGACAGGUUUCAGGUCCAAUUAAUAUCAUUACAAAAAAAGCUACAGUAAUACAGUAAGCAAAGAUUUUCAAGGCCUGAAGUGAUAGGUGCUUGUCUAAUAAUGCUUGGAGCAUUAAAUAAAGUGUCAGAUUAAUACAAGUGAAAAUCUCGGUCAGAAAUUCAAUACUAUCUAGUAGUAGGAAGGUCUACUGAGUUUUCAGUGGCUAAACUUAAUAUCAUUUUUAAUACAGUACACAUAAAUGUCUGCUGAUUUUGUUUUCUUAGUGCCUAUAUGCUGAGAGACAGCUAUUAGAGUCCCUGGAUUUCAAACAGAAAGCCUAAGUCUUCGAAUGGAAUUAUAAGAUAUGGGAUAGGAACAGAACUUGUACCUGUGGUUCUGGAGAAAGUGAGGAUCUUCCAGAUUUUCUUUUAAAUGCUAUGUACAACUUGGCCAAUGAAGCUGUACUGACAUUGGUUCUUACUGGACCACCGUUUUGGAAUUCUGCGCAAAGGUUUGUUAUCUGUAAAAAGGCGUCAGUGAGACAGUUGAAAAGAUGCUGUGCUUACCCCAGAAGGGGGCAGCAAAGUAGCAGCAUCUACUGCAAAUCACUACUGAAAUACAAGAGCUGAGAUUAGAAACUGCAAAUAACAAUCUUCUUGCCUUCACAUGGCAAUGCUUUUCUUUUAAAAAAAACCUGGAAUGCUAAACUAAAAGGAGAAUAGGCAAUGUGGACAACUUUUUUUAAAAAUUCUUGAAACCACCAUUGCUGCAUUUUCACUAGCACUGAUUCUUGCAGUCCUCCUUUCUUAUCAGGCUUUAAGUUUCAUACUAUUAAGUCACAGUAAUUUAUCAAGGUACCCAGUUCUGCUAAUAAAAUAACUAGUUCUUUAAACCCUCAGAUUUAGCAGGUAUUCUGCUUACUGUAGUUUUAAAACAGAUGUAAUACAAAAUUGGUAAGAAUAAACCUUUGUGCAUUCCAUAAAGAUCCUCUUAGGUGUUGAGAUCGGCAGAGGAGGCCCUUUUGGUAGUUCCACCAUUAUCUUCAGAAGUUUAGGGGGUGGGGUCCAAGAAAGGGCAUUCUUGGGGCUUUAGUGUAACCUACUUGAUUACUUCAUUAUUUCUAGAUAACUGUGGGUGUUGGUUGUGAUAAAUGGGUAUACAUAGGAUGCAGCUGAAUGGGUGUAAGGAACUCCAGAUGGCUGAAUUUCAGUUUGGGGUUUGUUGACUUUUGAAAGCAGAUUGCUGGUAUGGAGGGUAGUUUUGCCAUAAAACAAGCUGCUAGUAGCUAUCCUGUUAAAAAAACCACUCUGAAUUAGUGUCAUAAUGUUUCACACAUAGCCAUAGGCUCUGUUUGAAAUGAAGGCUACUGUAAGGAGUCUGUCUGCAUGUGAAUAAGGCUGAGAGGUUGACUGUUCCUCAAUGGGAGCUAAUGAUUAGGAUAUCUUUCCUUAAAGAUAAACCUCUUGUAUGGUGGGGUCUGAAUUUUGUGACUAGCAAAAAUGAAACAACGUUGUGGUUUUGAAUGUUGGAUGAGAGAGAGAGGUUCUAACCCAAUGACCCCCCCUCCCCCCGCAUGUCAGUUUUCUGCUUGCUGGAUUUAAUAAUGUGAUUCCCCUCCCUGCAAAUCAGAACUGACAGUACAGAACAGAAGCAGAAGAAUAGCUCAUCUGAUUCCUACCUCAUUUUGCUUUAUGUGGAGAGUAUGUUGCUGACUAGCUAGGAGGAGGAAGGUGUGUUCUCUGGGGGAGAGAUGCAGUUAUUGCACCUCCUUUACAAGUAUGCUUUCUUCCACUAUGUUGGGUUUCUAUUUUUGUAAUUAAUAUUACAAAGUAUCUCUCCUCCAAAGGAAAAAGGUAAAGAUAAAGGACCCCUGUGAACGACUCUGGGGUUGUGGCGCUCAUCUCACUUUACUGGCCGAGGGAGCUGAUGUUUGUCCACAGACAAUUUUUCCAGGUCAUGUGGCCAGCAUGACUAAGCCGCUUCUGGUGAAACCAGAGCAGCGCACGGAAACGCCAUUUACCUUCCCGCUGGAGUGGUACCUAUUUAUCUACUUGCACUUUUUUUGGCGUUCUUUCAAACUGCUAGAUUGGCAGGAGCAGGGACCGAGCAAUGGGAGCUCACUCCGUCAUGGGGAUUUGAACCGCGACCUUCCGAUUGGCAAGCCCCUAGGUUCAGUGGUGUAACACAGUGCUAAAUGCUGUAGUACUUCACUGCUUGAGAUGGGAAGUAUAUAGUACACCAAUGGAGGAAGAAGCAAAGGGAGGAUUGAGAGGCCACUUGUUAUUACUUGGUAGGUGGAAGUGUUGUAAUCUGAGCUCUCCCAGUUUUUCCCUGUUAACUUCAGAGUGCUCCAAAAGUAUGAUAUAACGGUGAAGAAGUACAACUGGCAUAAGAGACUCUGUUGUGGUUUCAGUUCUAAUGGAAGAAACAGUUGCUUGAAAAUAGAAAUGGGAACAGAAACCAGUGUGUUGUUCUAACUCAAUUACCGAGCUUGACGUAAACUACAACAAUGAUUUAACCAAAGAAACCAUCAUCCUGCCAGCUGACUGUCCACUCAGCACUAUGCUGUGAGCUGUGGGAACAACCAGAUGAAUGGCUUCUUCAUCCCCCCCCCAAAAAAAAAUCAGCUGCAGAUGGCAGGAUAAACUUUUUUUCUGACUUCAUGCAUACACACAAUUUUGUAGCAAGACAGCCCCAGCCCAGCCUGUAGUAAAAAUUACACCAUUUGAAGUUUGCAAUUGUUGGCAUCCAUCUGUUUCAGCAGGCAGUGGAAGAGUGUGCCUUCAGGGCUGAAGUCAAACCAUUGGAGAGUUACAUUACUGCUACAGGACAGACAUAUUUUGUUGAAACUUGGGCCGAUGAAGGCAUCUGAUUGUGCUGCUUCAGUCUCUCUUGAUUUGUUGCCACAGGGGCUUGAAAUUGUGGAGGUAUAGUUUGUUGAGGCUUCUGGUUAUUUGAACCCCUAGGUACCAGAAUUUGGUGUGGCAGAGUUUUACCUUUGUGAUGUUGGUGAAUUCCUUUUGGGUAUGCAGGGUGUGUGGGGGUUGAAGCACAUAGCCUCAGAUUUUGCAAAGUUUACUUGUAGGCCCAACAUCAUUGCGAAUGUGUUGAGUUCUUUAGUUAGGGUGGUUGCUGUGUUUAUACCAGUGUAAAGUUGUGUGAGGAUUUAAGUAUGCAGUUGAGGUAUCUCUUUUGAAUGUUAAAAGAUGUUUGUAAUACAUUUUGAGUUCUGUACUGGCAGGUGUCCAGAAGCAAUACCUUUAUUGGGAUUUCUGCAUUUCUAAAGGUUCGAUAUGGACUUUCUAUACAAUGGGGAGCAACAAAACAACACAACUACAUAAAAAGCAAACAGUGAAAGAUGCUGCCUUCUUUGUUACCACUAUAAAUACAGGAUGGCUUCAAGUGACAGCAGGAACCAAAUAUCAGCCAGGAGCUGGAUUUACUUCCCAGUGUCUUUGAAAGGCUAGAUCCUUCCUUCCUUUCAUUUCUUACUGCUUUAAAUUUUUAAGGGGAAAAAAUCUCAAAGUGGUUUAUUGCAUAUUAAAGCAUCAAAUAAAACAUUACUGAAGAAAGUCAAAUAUAAAGAAGAUUGUUGUUGUUUAGUCAUGUCCGACUCUUCGUGACCACAUGGACCAGAGCAUGCCAGGCACUCCUGUCUUCCACUGCCUCCCGCAGUUUGGUCAAACUCACGUUAGUAGCUUUGAGAACACUGUCCAACCAUCUCGUCCUCUGCCAUCCCCUUCUCCUUGUGCCCGCCAUCUUUCCCACCAUCGGGGUCUUUUCCAGGGAGUCUUCUCUUCUCAUGAGGUGGCCAAAAUAUUGGAGCCUCAGCUUCAGGAUCUGUCCUUCCAGUGAGCACUCAGGGCUGAUUUCCUUCAGAAAGGAUAGGGUUGAUCUUCUUGCAGUCCAUGGGACUCUCAAGAGUCUCCUCCAGCACCAUAAUUCAAAAGCAUAGUUUUCUAAAAGAAGAUAGCUUCUGCAAAUGAGGACCUACAUAAUUUCCAAGGUUGGAAUAGCAGGAAAUCCUAGGUGUUGGUUGCAACUAAUUUAUCAUUGAGAGUGCACAUAUAAGUGUGACUUGGAAUACUCUUGAGGGAUAUUUUAUCAGCUAUGUUGAUUGAUGUUUAAUGGGCCAAUGAACAUUUCAACACAAAGUGUAGAUAAUAAGUGGGGCAUACAAAGUACAUACUGUGCAAAACCCUGAUGGCUUCCAAACACAACACAAUCAUGCAUCUAUAUUGUAAGAGGGUAUAAUGCACAAAAUAUUCAUCUUUUGGCAUCUCCUGGAUUUACUGCUGAAGCUGGCACCUAAAUAAGGAUCAGCUGCCAGGUGGAGGAGCACAGAAUGUUCAGGGAGGACAAGUCAAGUUUUUACUUGUUUUGAAACAUCCAAACAAUAUUGAAAAGUCCAUGGAAAUGUGAUUAAAAUAACUCUUUGCACUAGAAAACAGGAAACCUUUGGUCUAAAUAUUACUUUAAAAUAUUGGAACGGGGAGCAGGGGGAGAGAGUUAUAGAAAUAUGUGAUUCACAUAUUAUACUUUUGUAAAUUUGAUGUAGUUUUCUAAAAUGACCAGUUUUACAUGGAAAUGUCUCCUCUUCUGUGGUUUUAUAAUAAGAUUUGGCCAUGACCCCUGGCAUCCCUACUUAGAUAAAACAAACAGUAUUCAUGUAUGUUCCUUCAACAUGAUCCUUAAGGAAAUGAGCUUUUAAAAAACAGAUAAGCGCUGACAAUAUUUUGGAACGGUACAUCCAGGAGCUUUUCCUUUAUAAAUAUGACAGGUUCAAAUUACUUUGGUGGGGUGACAGAGUGAGCUAAAUGGAAUGUCUUUGUGCCUGUUAAUGUUCAACAUGAUCGAAUGUGACCUUUCAGGUUACACAGAACUCUUCAGCAGAAGUUACCUGUUAAAUUCAAAAUUUCAUAAAACUGCCUCACUGCUUUAGACCAGAGGUCAACUUACUUAAUACUUGGGUUUUAUAAACAGCUAAACAAAAUCUCUGGGAAACUAAAAGAAGAACAUAAUAUCAAUAGCCUUUCCCUGUUCUUUGUCCCCAGCAUUUGGUAAUCAGAGGUAUAGUGUCUCUGAGCUUAAGGUUCCAUUUUGAGCAAUUGUAAUUGAUAGUUGGGUCUAUCAUUCAUUUAAAUUGUCUAAUUAUUUCUGAAAGCCACCUCAUCUAGUAAGAACCAUUGCAUUGUUCAAUUAUUGUCUUAAGCAUGAACUUCCUAGGUGACCAAACUACUAUUAGUUCAGUCUGAGCCCCAUUCAUGCAAUAGUGGGGUGACUGUGGCCAACAUAAGGUGACUGCUUAUAAGGGUCAUUGAGAUAAUUAGGGUUUUUCAUCCAUUGUUAAUAAUUUUUCAGUUACCUAAAAGGACAGUUCUGAUGUAGCACAAUUGUUCUAAAUAUAGCAGUUUUACCAAAGUCGCUCCUAAUUUCUAGUUAGAGAUGUUUCUAAGUGUUCACUUGAAUUAUUUUUAAAGGAUUUCAUAAAGUUUUUCCAAUGUGACUGACUAUUGCAUUUUAUGUUACAUUGUUGCCUGUUUGCACAGCUUUAAGCUCCUCUUGGGACCUCUUCAAUUUGCUUUGGCUUCACUUUCCUGAAUGAUUUUGUGUCUGCUGUUGUUCGUCUUAAUUGUAAAAACUGCAUUUAUUCCUACGCUCUAUUUCCUGUGCUUUGAGCAGUUAUGAAUCUAUAUUAAUGAGUCAUGUUCUAUUAUCUGUUAAUUUCUUUGAAGCUUUGGUAAGGAACUUUAUGAAAAAACUGAAGUACAAGUACAUUAAGUCUACAGAAUCAUCCCUACUAAUAUGUUGAUACCCUCAAAGAAUUUUAAAGGAAGAAAAAGCCACACUAUCUCUUUGUGGAAGCCAUCCUGAUUCUAUGUGAGCAAGGUGCUUUGUUCAAUAUGUUUAAUAAUUCAAGCAAAAAUGAUGUUUACCACUUUACCUGGUGCAGACAUUAGACUGCUAAUUUCCCGGGCAUCCCGUCCGUCCAUCCGCCCCCACCCCCGCUCUAGAGCCUUUCUGUUAUUUUAUUUUUUAAAAUUGCUUCCUCCAAAUAUUCCUCCAGAUUGUAAAGCAGCUGGUUUUAGAAGUGUGAUGAAUAAUUUUAACUGUAGAGUUGUUGGUUUUUGAGCUCAUGCUAUUUGGCAUGCGCGACUUGUUUGCAAGUACUAUAGUUCCCUAUACUGAUGAGCACGUGUUGAAUGUAAAUCUGAAGGUUUUGUUUGAUACUCCCAUAGAAUAAUUGAAUAGCAUUUCUGAACAUUAUUUUGGCAUGCAAAAAGUGCAACUCUCUGUAACUGCCUCAUGCAGCAAUAGAUUGUAACAUGAUUUGUAUUUUUAACAUUAACACGCACACCCUGCAACUUCAAAAGAAGUAAGUGACUUGAAUAGUCUGCUUUGUAUAAUAACUGUUCAUUCAUCUACCCUUCGCAUGGUACCUACAGCCUGCUUAACUAAGGUCAUAAUUAUUCAUAACUGCUUACUUUUGGUAAAAGCUUGCGGCAACCCCACAUUCCUAUCUGACUAAAAGCCUUUAGCAUUUCUUCCCAAUGUGGUGUUAUCUAGAUUGGUUCAGUACCGCUAAAGCUGCUGCUCUUAUGAUUCAGUUUGACAUUAGCCAAUUCUUCAGGUAUGAAGAGAACACACCAAAAAGGGGAGCCUUAUCAUAGUAUGAAUGAUUUAUAUUCUAUUGGCUGGGAAAGGGAGAAUGCCAAAAAUGUGUUUGGAAGAAGAAUGGCUUAGCUUAGACUGGUGGCAGGGUAGAGAAUGUAAUUUAUUUAUGGCACCACUUUGAAACUGGCCUAUGUGGGAAGUGGCUGGAUUUAUCUUGUAUAAUCAUUUGUGCCUGUUGAUAUGGAACAACCAUUGUUUCUAGGAAGGCGGGAUCAACAUCUCCUUCCAAAUGACACCAAAUAGUGGAGCCAAAAUGUGGAAAUUGGUAUUAUUGGUAUCAAUGGCAUGAGAUAGAAGUGUGUCUUAUUAUUAAUUUUUUUGGACCAGGCAUAUUAUUUUGCUAUCACAUAGCUAUAAAAUUAUUCUGUAACGCAGUGAUGGAUAAGAUAGAGUAUUUAAAACCACUAUGGGAAUCACAUUUGAACUGUAAUAUUGAGCCAACUAAAUGGCAUAAACUUUGGGAGAAAUGGCCAUUUAAGCCUGUAUCAACAAGAUAAAAGAAAAUACGGUGGUACCUCGGGUUAAGUACUUAAUUCGUUCUGGAGGUCUGUUCUUAACCUGAAACUGUUCUUAACCUAAAGCACCACUUUAGCUAAUGGGGCCUCCUGCUGCCGCCGCAGCACGAUUUCUGUUCUUAUCCUGAAGCAAAGUUCUUAACCUGAAGCACUAUUUCUGGGUUAGCAGAGUCUGUAACCUGAAGCGUAUGUAACCUGAAGCGUAUGUAACCCGAGGUACCACUGUAUUAAGAUUGGUGGCAUCUUUCACCUCUCAGAGGCUACAAAAUAAACCGUCAAUCCAACCCAUUAUAUUGGAGGAGUCUUAUUAGCACAUGUAGUGGAGCUGUGAGAAUGUUCAAGGUUUUUGGAGUUUAGUAAUAGAUAAAGGUAUUUGUUUUACAGUUCAAAUGUAAAUCCCUUUUUAAUGAUGGCAAAUUUUAGCUCAAAAUUGGAAGGUAGCUGCUGAUUUGACCCUUGAGGAAUGAUAAAAUAAGAUCUAGAACACUGCACUCAUGGAAAAACUAUCCAAGCAACUUAAGGCUCUAAAAAAAAAUACACCAAACAAAGACUAUUUUGAGGAAACAUGGUAUAUUUUUAUUCAGCAUAUCAGAAACAACAGGAUGAGGACACCGCCUUCAGCACUUGGCAAUUUCUGGCAUAAUCUGUGGAAACAAUUAACAUGAUAUUAUAUAAUACCUACAGUUGAUCUUAAUAUAUACACAUGAUUUGUGAAAUAACUUACCUCUGUGUGAAUGAUAUACAGGUACACAUUGAAUGAAUGGUAAGGGAGCAAGAAUAGGGGUUCCUUUGAGUUAGUUUAUCUGUGUUUACUGUUCAAAAUGCAUAAAUAAAGACUACAUAAAAAGAGAACUGGAACAGCAAGAAUCAAUUAACCCUUCUUUAAGAUAAUUGAAGUAAAUAUUUAAAUGCAGAAGUACAAAGUGCAGAAUGGGCAUGAAUCUUUAGCAAGAUACCAUCUAACUUGAUCAGUGUGAACUUAAAAGGAUUUUGCUUUCAAAAAGGUGUAUAAGUGCUGUCUUAAUUCAAGAAGAUUAAGUAGGAUAUAUCCCAGCUCCUCUGCUGUACGUGGCUGGUGCCAAUCCCUACAACUUGACUUGAUUUACAUUUUCUGAUCAUGCUUUCAUAUUGGACAACUCUGGAGAGACUUAAAAUUCAACAGAUGACAGGUUGCUACUUUUUGAUCUCAAUCUGACCAUAUUCAGUCACUGGUGUAUAUUGGAAUAAAGUGCACUGAUCUUCCAGAAAACAGUGGCAUGUGAUGAGUGUUGAAAGUCCACUACAGUUUUGCCCCCAAAAAACCCCUAUUCAAACAAUAAGUGACUAUAGCACUAUAAACAUCUCAUUUGGAAGGGCCCUUGGUAGAGUCUGAGAGGUUCUGACUUCUGAGAAGUAACGGUAGCUGGUAUUCUUCAUGCUGCUUUACCAUCUGAAAGGAGGUAGUCAGGAACAACAACAGUCUUUGUUUCUGGGUAGACCUUGCUGUCAGCCUGCUAUGUCAGUCCAAAAGUGUGUGUGUGUGUUGCUCUUGCUACCUUGUGAGGGACAAAGUCUGUGCCACUUAAGAAUCUAGUUCAAAGGCUGGAAGGAUUUAUGUAUACAUUCUAUCUACUAGUCUUUGUCUCAUGGCUACUUCAUUUGCUAAUUUUUGCACUCAGGACAAUUCAGGAAGACACAUCCACAAUUUUGGGGGUUUGCUGUAAAGAUGCAUGCAAAUAGUGGACCAAUGUGAACUGAUAUUUCCAGGAUUGACUGACACUUGAAUAUGUGGAGAUGAUAAUAGCGAAUGCAACAGCUAUGCUGCUUCAUAAAUGAGUGGCACAAUCAACUUUUCCUCUGUCGUAGCUUUAACUUUAACUGCCUUUUCUCUCUGGGGUCAAUGCUGAAUUCAGGUAAGAUCAGGAAUUUCCGAAGUAAGGUGUUCCUUCAGAGUUUUUAAUGGCUCUGUUCUGUGACUGUAUUUGUGGUAGUCCAGAUUUCCUCUGCUUUGGACAAAGGAACCUGUAACCUCAGAAGGCAGGCCUCGCUUUCAUGGUUGCUGCAGCCCUAGAGUGUAAACAAAGAUGGGUUCUUCUAUACUUAAGGAAAUCUUCCAACAGCUUGCAGGAAGUUACAGGGUUUAGGAGUGUUUACACAGUUUCAUUAAAUAACAAUAAAAGUAUAUUUGUCUUCCUUGGAAUGUGUUAGAGAGAGCAGUUUCUUAGUAGUUAAGAAAAGCAAGAUCAGAGCCCAUCUGAUACAAAAAAAUUUGCCACUUGUAAAUUAGCUAUAAAGCUGUAAGCUUGAUCGUUAUGGUAGCUAUCUGGGCAUUCCUUUGUUAGAGAAAGUGCUUGUUAUUUUUAUAACCUGCCCUGGGAUUUUAUGGUGAAGGUCAGGGAUGAAAUCUUACAAAUACAUUGGAGAACUAAUAGCUCUCCUGUUCAAAAUGCUCAAAUGAGAACUUUGAAGAUGACAAACCUUCCUACUACCCCAGCUAGGAGGAGCGCAAUUAUAUGAAGUGGUGUGGGUGUGGGUGUGGAGUGGGUAUGAGGACAAAAAAAGGAGUUUUGGAAACAGAGAAAUGGCCAAGAGUUAGCUGGAGGCUGGCAGCAUCUUUGGUGUUGAGUGUCUCUUUGGUGUGUAGGAGUGCACAUGUUGCUUGCUGGCUUCCACUUACUCUUUUUGUCAACAAACGAAGUAUUUUAAAAAUGUCCUAAGUCUUGAGUGCCGCCUUCAAAGAAAGCCAACCUAAGCAGUGCUGCCCCAGAAACUUCUCACCAUCAGCAGUGGUGUGUGUGUGUGUGUGUGUGUGUGUGUGUGUGCAUAAUCACGUUUUCUAAGCAUCUGUUUUUAAUGCAGCAGUUUUCUGCUUCUUUCUACUACAGCUACUGCUACUAAGGCUUAGAAACAUAGAAUUGUAGAGUUGGAAAGGACCACAAGCAUCAUCUAGUAGUUCAACCCCCUGCAAUGCAGGGAUCUUUCGCCCAAUGUGGGGCUCGAACCCACAACCUUGAAAUUAAGAGUCUUAUGCUCUGCCAACUGAGCUAUCACACAAUUGUUGCUUUUCCAUUUCUAUACUAAAGUCACAAAUAAAGUUCACUGCUUCAGGAGUAGGAAACUCUUAUGUGGUAUGUGAAACAUGCUUUAAAAGACAUGGGAAAUGUAAAUAACACAUCCGGUCAAGUUGGUGCUGCUUUAAAAAACUAACAGGAAAGCAAAUGCUUAAAUCAACAGAACACGUUAGCAUUUAUAUGUUUACAGAAAGUCUUCAAAUAAAUCAGUUGUUGAAAUAGCUUUCCAAAUCUGAGAACUCAUUUAUUGUGCAUCUAAUUAUCACUUUCUAAUAAAAUGCUAUCAGUUUUUGCAUUUUUUUAACAAAUAGGUUUCUUUUAAAAAGUUGUGAAGAUAUUUCACAUAGCUGUGAAUGGUAAAAUCAUUCACUUUUGCUCUCUUCCUGAUGUUAGCCAGACAACUCAAGGGAAGCUGUGUCCUCUUUCACAGUCUUAGAUACUGCCUUAAAAUAUUUUUAUGGCAAAGCAGUAAGAAUGCUUUGUACCUCCAUAGUAAUCAUCACCCCAUUCAAAAAUAACUGUGGGAAAGUUAUACAAAUUACAUAAACACUUUUGAUAGAUCUCUAUUGUUGAGAACUUGAGCCAAGAUGGAUUAUCAUAACUUACCGUAAGUGGCCACUCAGAACAGGGGAAGGGUUUAGUUCUUAUGAGCUUUAAUGGUGGCAAGGUUCUCUGAGAUAGUGACUAGGUGUGCUUUUUGCUUAGUUUGUCAGCCCUAAAGACCAAAAAAUGGUUACUAUACCAAUUUUGUAUAAUCAGGAAAGUGAGUGUUUCAUAGUGUGUUUUUUCUAUGAGAUUACAAAUGAGUCUGUCUCUUGAAUCAUAUGCUUAUUUAAGAAAUAAAUGCAGUUAUAUCAAUCCAUAUCCACUAUCUUCAAGUAAGGCACAGAUCAGUCUGUUUACUGUGAAUUCUUAAAUUCAACGGGCUCUGGUACAGCAAAGGUGCUGACUGUAUUUCAACAGGGUGUUAUCCUUAGAGUGCCAUCAGGCUUGAGGCAUAAUCCUGAAAUCUGACUGGAACCUAUUGGACUGGAGCUACUACUAAUGGAUUAUCCAGGCAAUUGUUUCAAAGAAUGACCCUACCACAUGUUAGACUUGGGAGGAAAGUUAUGCAUAGUUUGAUUCAGAGGUGUAGCUAGGAAGGGGUGGGGCACACUGGGAGCCACACCGAGGAGGCAGCACUUACCACAGGGCCUGCAGCAUGCCUGAGCCACGCAGCUCUCCUGGGAGUGACGCGGUGGCUCAGACUGCCUGUAGGCCCCAUGUUGCUUGAAAAAGCGGUUUGGGCACUGGGAUUCCGGCACACCUUGCCCUGUCCCAUGGGCACAUUGCCCCAUCCCCUGUGCGUGGCACACGUUCACAGGCCACGCAUACCACCCUGGGUGCCCAAGCAGCUAGCUAUGCCACUGGUCUGAUUAAGAUACAAUAGUGUGAUCUUCUCUAUUUCACAUGCAAUGAAUGGAGAGGAUACUUUUCAUGCAGGUAGUGAAUGGAAAAGGUAGUUUUUCUGUAGAAGAGGAACUGUGUUGCAGCUGUUUGCUCCCCUUCCUUUAAAGUCUGUUUGCGUUCUAGCAAAUAAGGUGAUCAUUCUUAGCUGUCCUUAGGGACAGAAAAGGAGGAGCAGAAAUUGAUGAGAGAGUCCCAAGAAAAUGGCUCCAUGGAGAAAAGUUGUGCUAUCUAAAGGAAUGUCUUCUCCAACAUGAACCUACCUCCCAGGAAAUACCUUCUCCAGGUGCUCCAGCCUAGGGGUGUGGUUACUGGAUAGGGGGCCUUUUCGCUGGUGGUAUUCAGAUUAUGGAACUCUCCUCCCUUGCCUGUUUAACUAGUGAGGCACCAGGGCAAAGUCUGUAGAAUUCUCUCAGGCCUUUAGUAACUGUCCCCUUUUUAUGGCCUGAGCUGCUAUCUUCUUUUGCGUGGAAGUUGUCUGUUAGCUGCUUUUUUGUGGUAUUUUUUGUUGUGUUAUUGUAAGCCUGAGGCUUUUGCAAUGAGUGAGCGAGAAAUGGGGAAACCGCUUCAGACAUCCCCUGGAGCUAUUCAUUUUCAGUUGUUGUGGAUGAUGGUCACUGCAAUAAGGCACAAAUAGGGGAGCUUUGCAAUUUGACACUGUUUAAAACCAUAUUUACUAUCAGGAGCCUAUGUAUGCAGAGUGGCAUUUCUGAUAAAACUCAAAUCAUAAGUGGUUUUAUCUAGUGCUGCACCAACUGCAUUCCAUUCUGUCAGUGGGAUUUGCUCUUUCUCUCUGUGCACCCAGAAUCUGCUCUGGAUGGUGCCCCAAAACUAUUUGCAUAAACCCUACAUAAAUCUGGAGUGGAGUGGCUAAGAUGGUUGGAUGGUACCUUGUACACCUCUUUCUGGCAAGCUGGUGCCAAAUGCUGGUGUUUUCCAUUGGAUCACAUCAGUGAGGCCAAGAGGGGGGCGGGUCUUGUCGUCUGGGCUACCCAAGAUUUCCAUACACACCGCCUAGGCUUUAGCCCCAGAAAGGUCACUUUGGUACCUCUAAUGUAGGGGUUUGCCUUCAACCCUGGAAGCACACUCCAUUGUCUCUUGAGAUGGACAGAUGUCAACCAUAAUUGCCUGCAUAGAAGUUACACUUCUGAUGAAAGAUGUGUGGUUUCUGUGCAACAACUGAGUAAUUUAAAAAUGGUAUGCAUAAAAAAAAAAGAGUUCCACCUUCUGGAAAAGCCUAAUGCCUGUGUACAGAUUGUAAAAAUUUAUCAACCAAAACAUUAUGAGGUACGCUAAAGUCCAGCCUCUUUAUCUGCAUAAUCUGUUCAGUGUUGAAGCCAUUUUGUUAGACCUCCUUCAUCAAGAUUUUCUGGAGUUGCUGAAAAUCAUUAAAAUACUACAGGCCUCCUGUUAAGGCUACCAUUAGCCUUUAAAUAUCUUAGAAAUCAUCUGUUGCUUUAACAAACAUGCUUAGUUUCCUUCCUGCAUUGUAACUCUAUGACUGAAUGAGAAAGCGUAUUUCACAUUCUUUGUGCAGUGAUAAGUACAACCUUCUUCAUCAUAGCUGUGCUGUGCCGCACCUUCUAGGUGGUGCCAGAACAUUUCUGCCGAUUUUUCACAGCUAUGACACUUGAAGAAAUGUAGUAGAAAGGAUGAGUGGAACUGUAGACUGAUAAUUAGUAGAAAUCCACUGUUUCAAAAUUGGUGAAUGAAUAGGGAGACAGGCAAAGUAAGUAGGAAUGUCUUUAAUCAUCGCAUUAAUGUGUUGGUGGAAAUGCCAAGAAAGUCAGCAUUCACACAGAGCACAUUCACUCACACGCAGAUACGCAAAAAGGAAAGGCUAGAUUAAGCUAGGCUGGGUGUUCCUUUUUAGUGUAUCAAAAAAGAGGCAAAUAGGGAAAUUACUUGGACUUUCAAAAAGCUGUUGACAAUUUCUGCCAUCAAAGACUCCUGAGUAAGCUUAGCAGUCAUGGAAUAGGAGGAGGGGUGCUCUUGUGGAUGGGAAUGGGAAAAGUAGAAGUAGGAGAGAAUAGGAAUAACUACAUAAUUCGCCAAAUGGAGGGAUGUAUUAUUAUUAUUAUUAUUAUUAUUAUUAUUAUUAUUUAUUAGACUUCCAUACCACCCUUCAUUACAAGAUCUCAGGUCAGUUCACAGGAUAAAAUACCAAGGGGUGUUGUUUAUUAUUUUAUUCUUCUUUUAUAUUCUGCCUUACUUCCAUCAUGCAACUGAAGUCUGUGUGUACAUGGGGUUUCCAGGCAGUUACAUGCCCAGGUGCUGAACAGACUCCUAGAACAUGUCUGUAGUUCAUAGCUUAGUUGAUGUAGGUAGGAGUAUUAUUGUGAAAUGAAGUGGCAAGGGGAUCACUAAUGAAAGUUAAGUGUGUGUGUGUGCCAAGGAAACAAAAGUACCAUAUUACUCAAAUACAUAACUUGCAUGCAUAUUUUACCAACAGCUCAUCACCAGUUGUAUUUCAUAACACAAGAUCAGUUUGCUUUUGCAUGUGAGGAGAGGGAAAGAUAAGGUGCUUGAAAAAUGUGUCUGCAAGCCAGGGCAAAUUUGAAAAUGCAGGCUUCGUGUAGAACAGCAUCCGUUGAGGCCUUCUAGCCCCUGGCUGCCCCUUGUCUUUUUUAUUUAAAAAAAUUAUUGAAUUUGUUGUCAAAUAUUUCCCAUUUUUGCUACAUUUUUAUGUGAUUUUUCAGCUGGUUCAUCAUUAUUUUCCCCACUGCCCUCUCCCAGCAGCUGUCUGGUCUCACAAGGCUGAAAAUUAAAUCCUUCUCUUCAUUGUUUUCUAUUUUCAGGACAAGUAGGUGAUUUUGCUUCCUAACCCAGAAAAGAAAAACAUUUUUAAAAAAUCCAUUUAAAACACAUUUUUGAACUUUGGUGGACCUCCUGAUUCAAAGCUAACACUUCUUUUCUAGCCAACAAUAUGAGCUCAUUCCAGAUCUGGAAAAACAAAGAAAAAUAAAUACAGGGCACUUAGCGUUCUUAUGUAACAUCCGUGGAUUUUUGGCACAGACCGUGUGGAAAGCUGCAUGGAACUUAUUAAUACGGCUUGAAAACUGGGUGGACUUCCUUUUCUGUGUUUAACCUUCCCUAGCAGCAGCAGUGAAAGCUAUAUAACUAAAACAGUGCAGUGUGGUAAUAAGGGGUUAUCUUGCCAGAGUAUUUCCUCCUCUUGUUUGAGCUCUUCAAAAGAGUUUCCUUUGGCUAGGAUUCACUGUUUGCUUGGUGGUACAGAACUGGAGGGAACUUUUGCCACUGUUUAGCUAUAAUGAGGAUCUGUGGUGGCUGAUCUAGCUAUGUAUGGGUGCCACAUAUAUCCUCACCCUGCCAAGCUGCUCAUAAGGACAUGAGAACAGUACUGCUGGAACAGACUAAAAGCCUAUCAGGUCCAGCAUCCUGUUUUCCCACAGUGCUUUGCUUGUUCUCUAAUCAGAACACUGGUUAUCAAGCAGCCUUUUUUGCAUAGUUGUUGUCAGGUGCAAAAAGGAACUCUUCCUCCAUGCUUAAGCUAAUUGUAAAUAUCAGAUACUUGGUCUUUGGUUACCGCCAUACCACCAAUGUUUUUCAGGAGAGUUUCAAGCACAUACUGGAAAUUUCAGUUUGUGCAGUUUAAGUGGUUUAAAGUGCCUCUGUCUCUAGCACAACAAAUCCACUUUAGAAUAAUAAUAAUAAUAAUGAACAAACAGAUGUUUUGUGGUUCAGAAAGCAUUGAAGAAAUGCAUUGAAAAGUGUAGUGUGAACAAGUGAUUAACAAGACAUCUAAACACAGCAGAAGAAAUCAAGAUGACAGCUCAUUGUCGUAUAACAAACAAAUCAGAAGAAAUUCUCAGUGAAGACCACACAUAGUCUAACCCAGGCUUCCUCAACCUCGGCCCGCCAGAUGUUUUUGAGACUACAAUUCCCAUCAUCCCUGACCACUGGUCCUGCUAGCUAGGGAUCAUGGGAGUUGUAGGCCAAAAACAUCUGGAGGGCCAAGGUUGAGGAAGCCUGGUCUAACCUCUGCAAAAGCUUUAUGCAAGCAAAUGUGGAUGAAUGCUCCAAAACAUUAUUUGGAGGAGCCUAUCAACUCUCCUCCCUUUCUCCACCAUUAUAGCAGCUUGAAAUCUUUCAUUAGUGAAUUAACAUCAACAUGAGCCAGGCACUGCUGGCCAUCUUUUGCCAAAGCUUUCCAUUACCUUGUGGGAAUGCUGCAUGGGCAGAGGGACUUGGCUUGGCUGAGAGACCUUUGGCAGACAGUGCAGCUGGGGUCGCAAUCCAGUUUUAGCCUUUCCCUUUGCUCAUGGAGCCCUCUCUUCUCUGUUUACAACAGUAAAAAGGUCCGCUGGCAACUGUGUUAAUUGCUCACAUGGAAAAAUAACUUUAGUGUGUGUAUUUUUAGCUGCAUUUUUCUCCUAAAAUUCAGCUGAAAACUAGGAGAAGGGUUGUGGUUGCUCAUCUCUUCACAGAAAGCAAGUUGUGAGCCUCUCUCUCAGAUACUGGAGGUCAAUUUCAAUUGACCCAAGGGUCUUUUCGCAGAAGACUCUUUUCAGGUCAGAACAGCUUGACCAGCCUAUAAGACUGAAAAAGUACAAAACUUAAUUUCUUCUGUGAGGUAGCUCACCUUAGUUGUCCUGCAGCUUACAGCUGUGAACCAGAUAAAGGUAAGACUACUGAUGUUCUGCAUUAAAGUUGGUAGGACCAUUAUUGAGGGGGAAGGGCAGUAACAGUACUGACAAAUAUUAUCUUACAGUUGCGUUCUGUGUGGGUGGCUGUGUGUCAGAUACAAUAUAUUAGUAAUGUGCUCAUAUCAAUUUUGCUGGUUUUGGGGUCUUUCUAAUACAGUGGUACCUCGGGAUGCGAACGGGUUCCGUUCUGGAGCCCCGUUCACAUCCUGAAUGGAACAUAAGAUGUGAUGGUGUGUCUGCGCGUGCGCGGGUUGCGUUUUACCACUUCCGCGCAUGCGCGUGAUGUCAUUUUGAGCAUCUGCGCAUGCGCUCUGCAGCAACCCGGAAGUAAUGGAGCGCGUUACUUCCGGGUUGCUGCGGAGCGCAACCUGAAAGCGCUCAACCUGAAGCACAUUCAACCUGAGGUAUGACUGUAAUAGUUUACUUGUGAGACCACAGAGUACAUGCAAAGAGUACUGCUGGAUUAUUUUGAAAUGCUGCAGUUAGGAUUGUCUGACUCUUUGCACAGAUGUCUUGUUAGAAUGACACUUCUUUUGUGCUUGGAUGACUUGGCUACAUUCAAAGCUGUUGUCAUGUGAUAGCAGCCAAAAGCAGCUGUCUUUGUACUGAUGGCUGAAACCUUAAAGUGAACUUUCUUUAGAAGUGGGCUGUGAUUGUGGUGUUAACUCCUUGUAUACUUAGGAGUUGUUAUGUGUGUGUGGAGAGGGGGGCAGCUUCUAAAAGCUUCCUGAAUUGCAAUGAUGCUUUUACUAUAGUAUUCCUUCAAGUGUAGAAUAUCUUUUUUAAUAUAUAUUACAAAUAGCUGGUGCAACCCCCUCCAUUACCACCAAGCUGGAUUGAGACAGUGAAGUGGGUGGACAGGGGCUUUUCUCCCUGCUGUGGUCCUCACCCCUGCACCUACAAUUUUAAGAGGGGCACUCCCAGUAUCCUUUACAGCAGACAAUCUGCUCUUUAUCAGGUAGCUCUGGCCCCUGUCACCUAACAUAGGAAUUGGUUAAAUUGAGCUGUGGGUCUUCCAGGUCUCAUCUUUCACAUCUGUCAAGCAAAAGCAACAAGACUAAAACCUCUGUCAGAACUGUAAUAUAUAUAUAUAACAUUUUCUGAAAGCUCACAUACAAACACAGAUGGUGUAUCCAAAACAGAUGAUGAAUCACUAUUGCUCAUCUUUGCCCCCACCUCCCCAAGGCUUUUUCACCACCCCGUAAUUUUAAUGUGUGUGCUUGUGCUAAUAUAGCAUCCACACCUGUUUGGGGGAAUUGUGUGGGAAGCUAAGUUGCUGGAUAGGUAUUGGUUACUAUUUCAUUUAGGAAUUUGUUACAAUCUUACAGCAUUUGCCUACACAAAACUUAAAUUAGCAAGGAGUUAAUUACUGUACCUGUGAUGUGAUGGAAACAACUAUGAAAACCCUUCUUAAAUUUAAACCAACUGUAAACAGUUUUGUUUCUAACCUCUGUGUACUCCAAGUUUUUAUUUCAAUUUAUUGAUUAUAAGGCCCCCACCUUUUACUCUUGUCAAAUUCCAGUAGGAAUAGGCUUAAGGCAGGUGUGGAGAACCUUUGACGCUUCAGAUGCUGCUGAACUACAGCUCCCAUCAGCUCCAGGAAGCAUGGCCAAUGGCCAGGGAUGAUAGGUAUUGUAGUUCAGAAACUCCAGGAAUGCCAAAGGUUCACAACACCUGACUUUAGGCUACAUUGCUUAGGAGAAUUACAUAUGUGUGCUAUGGGCAAAGAAGGGAGCACAUUUUGUACUUAUCUCAAAUCUCAAGGUAACAUGCAAUCAAUGUGUGUUCCUCCUCUUGCUGCUGCUUUUGCUAACGUAAAACAAUCCUGUUCCCCCACCUUUUCCCUUUAUUCUUCUUCAGUAAGUACAUCCUUACAUUGUUAGCUACAUCACACAGUCCCUGUAGCUGUUACUUGGUUAGACUGGCAUGUUUGCACGUAUCUGACUCUUGCUUUUGUUUUCUCAGUAGUAUUCCUGUUUGCUGGCACAUCCUACCCAUUUUAUUCUAUGGAAUGGAGAAGGCACAUACAGACAUACUUGUGCUUUGAGAUAUGGCCCCAGGAGCCAGCUUUUGUAUUAACUGCUGAAACAAAAGACCGAUUCAUAUGCAGUGUAAAAGCUGUCAAAACCCUUAAGAUUUCACAAUGUGAAACAGAGGGUUUACUUUGCUCUGCUUAAAGGGGAUAUUUCAUCCAAAGCAAAUACACCUCUUACUUGGGGGUGCAGGGAAUAAGGUUAGUCAGUUGCAAAAGAAUCUAUCAGAAGAUGCAUCUGACUCUUGUCCUUUAAGCCCUGACUGGAAUGUGCUUUAUCAAGUUGAGUGCUGCCCAGCCAUAUUCUUUCCGAAAGUGCAGUCUGUAGUGCUAAUAGUGUGGUACUCAAGUCUAUGUGUUGCUUUUGGAGGGGGUAGAAAGGAUAGCAUUGCUGCAGGGGAGCAGCUGUGCUGCUUUUCACUCUGCACAACCCUCUUACUUAAUUCUUUUUUAAAAAAAGAAGGGCUGCCAUCAGAACAUUGGAGGAAGCUGGAGGAGGUUAGAUUCAAAAACCAAAGAAGUCACAUGUCAGGUGCUUAGGAGAUUUUGCAAGAACAUCCCAGAACUGGAGCACUGAGUGCCCCUCAAGCAAAGGGGAGAGCUUAAAAGCUCUUUCUGCACCAGGUAACCCAAAGUGGACCCAGCACAAAACAAGCUUUUUAGUUCUCCACUUUGCUUGGAUUUAACUGCACAAUUUCAACCAGCCUGCCUUCAACUGGGUUUGGUUGAGAUUGCAGAAGUUAAAUGUGCAUAAGAUGUGAUCAUACUGCAUGUCAUCCUGUCCUCCCAGUGGCCGAACAGAUGCCUGUGGGAAGCUUGGAAGCAGUGCAACAGCUCUCUCCUCGCAACUGCCAUUCAGCUGCAUACCUCUGACAGUGGAUGUAGAAUAUAGCUGCAUAAAUGCUUUUGGGGAGCAAAUGGGCCUUUAUUUUGUCAUCUCUACCUAGUAUGUUAUUUUACUUAUCCAUGUAUCUAUUGCAGCUUCUUUCUUUAGUGUAAUUUUCAGUUCUGCCCUUGAAACAUACUGCCAAGAAUAAUUUUCUUGUUUGUUCCCUUAUGUAGAUUAAAUGUCCAAGAACUGUUGAAGAUUUUUAAAAGGUGUGGUGGACUUGCAUAGCUUCUAAGUGUCUCCUACUGUAAUGUAAUGGAGAAGUUAUCACAGCCUAGAUCAGGCUCUCCCUAGGUUGGCAUGUUCCAGAGGAUGCUGAGAAUGCCCCUUAGGCACUGAUGUGGGUGGGAGAGAGACUAUAUUGUGUUCUUGCAUAAUUUCUGUUCUGUUAGGAUACAUAAUGAGGCAAAGACCAAAGUGCUUAUGAGUCCUAGCUAUUUUGUUACUGGAUUUCUGUAGUUGCUCAUCAACACAUGCUCCCUACAAGCUUGCCAGACAAAACAAAAAACAAUAUGAUACAGAUGCCUUGUUGAGAGGUGAACAGCAUGAAGUAGAUGCAUCUAAUGCUAAACUGGGAAUUACAGUCAAACCUCUUCUUACGUCCACCUCCGCUCGUGUCCAUUUCACCCAAUGUCCGCAGCAAACCCGGAAGUAACUGGCGGGUUUGCCACUGUUCACGCAUGCACAGGAGGGGUGAUCGCCGUUCGCACAUGCGCAGAAGCGGGCAAUCACCACCUGCGCCUGCGCACAAUGGCACCUCUCCCAGCGACCCAUUUCGACUUCUGGACUGCCUCCAGAACAGAUUGUGGUCAUGAGUAGAGGUUCCACUGUAUGUAUUUACAAUGGGGUUCACUGAAUAGAUAAGAGCCCAGAACAUAAAGCUAGGCACACUUUAAAAAAUGUUGCUACCUAGACUAUGCGCCACCCCCAAUCUCUACCAAGCAGUAGCAAGAUCCCAGGGGGUCCAGGUGCUCACCCAGAGUUGUGUUUCCAUUGGGAAAUCAGGGCAAAGUGGAGACUAGUAUCUUUAAGAAAUAUGGUUUAUUGUACACAUAUUUGCACCUGAUCUACUUUGGAGUUUGGAGCAUUGCAUGUUAAUAGGGUCUUGUUUUCCACAGCAGUACAACAUUAGAGUCCAAGGCAUCCUGCAUACCCUCUUUAUGCAUCUGUCCCAGCCAGCGCAAGAUGGUUCUGCCCUUCACAGCAGCUUAUGGAGUUCUGCCCACUUCCUUUCUUCUUCCUAAAUACUCCCGCUCCAAGCAGCAGCUCCCCAUCUAUCUGCUUGCCCACCUUAUCCAGACCUCUGAUUUUAAAAAGACAGUAUUUUUUCUAAUGUGACAUCACAUCCUCCCCAUCACCUUGGCAGCUUCCUGUCCUCACCAGCAGAGCUUCCUACCUGGUUGAUGGAUUCAAUCAACCAGGUUAUUGUGCUUCUGUCCCAGCUGUCCCAGUUUGGUUAAUGACUUGUUUCUAGCACCUUUUUUCAUUCUUCAGGACUUCUAUCUCAGGUGAGGCCCUGGCCUGGCAUCUUCCCUUUAGUACUCCAAAUAUUAUCUAAAUUCUAUCAUUUAUUCAUUUCUACAAUUCGCUAACUCUAGCAGUUAUAAACUUUGCUUUGUGUCCACAAUUAUAGCUCAAGCAGUUCCUUUGAAUAUUCAUGGUAAGGGAGAGCAAGCAGGGUUUCUGGUGGUGGCAUGAUUACAUAGGGAAUAGUCUAGUGAUAUCAGAGUUCAAAUAUGUAGAGGGUGGGAGGGGGUUGGCUCCAAAUGACUCCAGUUGUUGGAACAGUGCCGGUCUUGCAUUGCUAGUGUAGUUUUCUGGAAUGUGUGUACUCUACAAGUUGCUUUCCUCUGAAGUAUAGGAUAUUAGAGUUCAGGGGCAGUUAUCUUACAAAAAAAGAGGGGGGGAAUUAAAGGAAGAAAAUACAUGAAAGGAAGAAUAAUUGAUCCCAGGGAUAUACCUGUGGCAUUUUGGAAGAGAAGAGGGACCCAGUUUUCUGAAACAUUAGUGAUCCAGUAUUAUUUUAAAAUGUGUACCCUGACAAACAUGGCUCAUGGAGUCCUUGAUGCACCCAGUGCACAAUUAUUACACCCACUUGACUUCUCUGAAUGUUGAAAAGUUUACAGGCUGCAACAGAGUUAGUGUCCUUUUGGAAGGAGGUCACUGGAGGCUUAUAGCAACUGGCACUAUCUGAGUUGAUUUACUAAAUAUUCAGGUUGGACUACAUAUGGGGAAUCUGUGGCCCUCCAGCCCCCAGCCAGCAUGACCAAUGGUCAGGUACAAUAGGAGUUGUAGUCCAAGAAUAUAUGGAGGGCUACUGGUUCCCCAUUAAAUACUUCAGUAGCCAAAGUCUACUGUCCCACAUAUUAUCCCCAUAAAGUGAUGGGCCCCCAAAUGUUUACAGAACACAAAGCUCAGUUCUCCAUUUGCAAUUUGUCCGCAAGCACAUAUGCUGCCACUUGAAAAGGAGAAAAAGCAGGUUUUAGUUUCAAGAAGAACCCAGCUGCCUACUCUGAACAAUUGUGUCUGAAGUGGCUGGGUAGGGAUUUCUAGGGCUUACGCAUGUCCAUCAGUUAACGGCUGCAUCAGUAUUGGGAUUUUUUACAGUCUGCACCUGCACUGAGGGUGUUUUUAAAGAUGUUUUUAAUUGCCCUUUUAUUGUUUUAUUGCUUGUUUGCCGCCUUGGGAUCCUUUGGGACAGGCAUCUCCAAACUUGACCCUCAAGCUAUUUUGGAACUACUAUUCCCACAAUCCCUUACCACUGGUCUUGUUAGCUAGGGAUGGUGGGAGUUGUAGUCCCAAAACAUCUGGAGGGCCAAGUUUGGCCCUGCCUGCUUUGGGAGAAGGGUCAGGAUAAAAGCAUAAAAACAUGAUAGAUAAAAAAUAAAAUUGCACUUUAAUUCUACCUAGCCCUUAGUCUGAUCUUCUUUUUAAAUUGGACAUGAAGCAAGCUAGGCAACCCAGCUUUGUCCCUUGGAGAAGACACAGUAAGCCAAAAUCUGGCUUGGGAAAAGGAAUGCAUAUUCUUCUUCAAAAAAAUAGUCGGGAGGUGGAGUCCAGGCUUGAUUGUGUCAGCUGUAACAUAUCUGGCAGUUAGGAUUGUCCCCAUCUGCCCUACUUAGGGCCUAAGAGAUUAUUUUAUAAUCUUUAAAUAGUUUGGGAAUUUUGUUUAAAGUGAGCUGCUUUGAGAUGACUUGCAGGAUAAUUCAUAACCAAAUAAGGGUAUAUUUGUCCCCAAGAUUGCUUCCAUUUCGUAGAUACUCCAUAUAUUGUGGAGAAUCCCUAAACUAGACUGCAUUUCGAGAUCCCAGGUGUAUAUGAUUACAUCUGUAUUACUUCAGUUUAGCAAAUAACUAGAAUUUGCAGUUUAAAAGCUAGGUUGAAAUUAGUCCCACCUUUGUCACUAAACCGUACAGAAUCUGAAAUACUAAGCAGUUGAGAAAUAGUUUUGGAGACACCAGUCGUUUAUACGAAACAAUUAUACAAACAGAAAGCUACAAUGUUAACAUAUUUUGUUUUCUAUUUCAAGUCAGCUUAGCAAAUAUUUGAGAAAUGAGCAAACUCAUAAUUAUUAAGUUCUCUUAACUAAUAACUAUAACCUUUCAGUUUUCCCCAUGUUCCUCUGCCUUUUCUUAGCAUGAUCUAGAGGUGUGUUUUAAAUUGUACUCAAGGAAAUUACAGUUUAGCUAAUACCUUAUCGCUCUCCUUUUCUGUGACUGGCUAAUCACUUUGACAUAGCUGGUCCUUUUAAAGACUAUUCUGGUGUGCAUAACUUCAGGUAGCAUUGUGCUAUAUGAAUCAGGGGGCUUGGAAAGCAAAGCAAGUAAAGGGAAAACUUGAAGCAAGUCUAAUCUGGUUGCUGAAUGGAUCAGAUAAAUACGGGGCUGUUGUUUGUUGAGGCUUUGCCAUCUGUGCUGUGAGCAAACACUUGAAAAACUUGCACCUUGUAGCAUCUGUGUGGGUAGGUGCAUUGCCAGUCCUAUUUAGGUAGGUAGGAAUCUCUCUACGGGACAGUUUAUAUAUUUAACAAAUCCCACUUUACAUUAAAUAUAAUUUAAAAGAGAAUAAACAUUUGGUAUAAAUAUACAGUGUGUGCUUAAAUCACACUUGUGCUCUUCCUCAAAUCUGAAGGGAGCUAGGCAACAUGCUGUUCACCAAAUACUAUAGACUACAACUCCUGUCAGCCCCAGUCAGCAUGAGAAGUGGGCUGGGAUGUUGGGAACCGUAGUUCACAACCUCUGGAGGGCACCAUGUUGGCUACCCUUGGGACAACUAUUGUCAUUUUAAAAUAGACUUAAAUGCAUAGCAUUAAAAAUGCUUCAUAAAAGCGAGUGACAUCCAGCACAACAGUUCUGCAUCCCUCAGCCCAAUUUUAUAGGAAUUCAGCUGGUAAGAGAUCAUCUGAAUUCGGGCUGCCAUACGUCUGGAUCUUCCCAGAAAUUAUUGUGAUUUCAAAGGUGGAAUCGAUUUCCGGGGGGAAUUUCCAAAAGGUGAUGCUUUGUCCUUGAUUUUAGGCAAGUCAAGUCAACAAUUUCAGUGGUUUCUCCCUAAAAAAACCCAACAACAACAACUCAACGACUUUCAGGGUGUCCUGGUUUUUACUUUUUUAAAUAUGGCAACCCUAUCUGAAUAUAUGUUUUUGGAUUCUAGUUGUGAACAUCCCCCACACACCCACAACUCCUCUUACAGCAAUGAAUGAUAGGAAAUCCUUGAAAUGCAUGCUGACAGUUGAGCAAUCCUAAAUGCUGAAGUUUGCUACUGAUGAAACCACAAACUAUUUUUGUCUAGACUAAAUCCAUUAAAAAAAAAUUAUUAUUAAUCCCAGCUAGCCAGUUAAAUUAGGACACCUGAUUACAACACAAUGGGAACUUGAAGUAAUGCUGGUAAUCUUUGUGUUUCUUUCCCCACCCCUUAACUCUGUGUUUAGGCAUCUUCCUUUUAAAAGUGAGAGAGCCUUGGACCUGUACAGAGAUACCAUAUAUGCUCUUAAGAGGUCACACUCUUUGAACUAUUGAGGGCCUGUGAACAUUUUGUUGAUUUAUUUAUCCCACAAUUUAUAAGCUUCCUUUGAAACUAGUGCACUCAAAGCAGAUUACAGUGGUGCCCCGCAAGACGAAUGCCUCGCAAGACGGAAAAACCGCUAGACGAAAGGGUUUUCCGUUUUGAAGUUGCUUCGCAGGACGAAUUCCCCUAUGGGCUUGCUUCGCAAGACAAAAAUAUCUUGCGAGUCUUGAGAUUUUUUUUUCGCUUUUCCCCCCCUUUAUCUAAUCUGCUAAGCCUUUAAUAGCCUUUAAUAGCCUUUUAGCAGCUAAUCCCAUAAGCCUUUAAGCCUUUAAUAGCCGCUAAACCGCUAAUAGCGCUAAUAGCGCUAAUCCGUCAAUGGGCUUGCUUCGCAAGACGAAAAAACCGCUAGACGAAGACUCUCGUGGAACGGAUUAAUUUCGUCUUGCGAGGCACCACUGUACAAAGUAAACUGCAAUUAAAACAACCUCCACAGUAUGAUCUUGCAAAUUGCAGUAUGAUCAUACAAAUAAAACAAAUGGCAUAACAGCGGUAAUUUAAAAUGUAAUGAUAAUAAUAAUAGGCACUAAUUAAGUACAUAAGAAGUGUCUUGUUGGAUCAGACCAAAGGCCUACCAGGCUCAGCAACCUUUUCUCACAGUAGCCAACCAGAUGCCUUUAGGAAACCAAUCAGGAAGACCUGAGUGCAAUCUUUUCCUGGCAACUGGUAUUUGGAGGGGUAGAACAUAGCCAAAAUGGCUAGUACCCACCCAUAGCCUUAUUGUCCAUGAAUUUGUCUAAUUCUUUUUAUAAAACCACCCAAAUUUUGUGUUGUUAUUUAUUCCUGUAUCUGCCUAUGAAAAGGCUGUCAUGUUUGAGCAUGUUAAGGCAGCACUGGGAAAACACAUUACUUCUCAUUCCCAGCCAUUUUGUAAUUGGGAACCAGCAGAUUGUCUGAUUCUUCCGGUCCCCACCCUUGACCCCAAGGUGUUGCAAUCCCUUGUUUGCAGAGUGUUUUAUGUAAAUACAUCUAUAUGAAGUGUGAAUAGGAUAUGCAUAUCUGUCACACAGGUACAAUUGCUUAGGAUCUGGCCUUUCUGACUCUUUGAAGUUCACAUUCAGUGGCAAACUUGAGAUUAUUAUAGAUAAUAUGUGAAAGCUUGGUGAGCCAGAUAAGAAAUCCACACAUUUCUCUAAAAACAUAUUUUUAAUAAAAAAAGGGUGACCUGUAGGUGGAUUUUUGUGAUUAGAGUUAAGCGUAGGACAUUCUUGGGAACAGAUAAUGGUUUUCACACACACACCCCACACCCCUCAAUUUUCUACAUGUAGCUCCUGGCAAAACAUAGGUGCAAAAUAACACACCAACCUUACAUAAUGUAGAAUAAGAUACUUGAUCAUAUCCCAGAAUUGUGUCUGUAUUUUUGUAAGUCAGCUCACUGAUACAGGAAGUUGAAGUUUUUCAAACACAGCUGAGAUCAUAUAGAAGCUAAUUGCAUUAUGCAAAACAGCCUUUGACAAUUAAUUUUCAGUGGGUGUAAAUAGAAUCAUUUGGAGAACUGCCAAACAGCUAGUGCAUGCAAGCCCUUAACGGCAGGCUGAAAUAAGUGAAAUUUAAUUUGUAAGUAAAUUCCAUUACGCUUAAGUGGCUAAACAACUGUCUAAAAAGCUAUACACCAUUAUGCAGUUUGUUUGCAUACAAACUGGUAUUUACAGGCAAUAAUGGCAAUAUCUCACUCUUAAAAAAGGGUUGUAUGAUGGAAGAUUUGGUGUAACAUUGGCUUGUGUUCUUAUAGGGACGGCUUGCAUGCUGGGUGGGUUUAUGUUUUGAACGUUAUGUUGAACUACCCACAGAGUAUCUUUUACAACUUUAGAUAAGCAGUGAUUCUUUGAAGAUGUGGGUGUUGUGGUAUAAAUGCCCACAAGUUUACACGCCCACCCACACACAUUUUUUUUAUUUCUGUUUUUAAUUUUCCUUUCAUGUGUCAUUUCAUGCCCAUCUUACUGCUUGGGUGGAAGACUAACUAAACAAUCCACUAUGUUUGCGCAGAAGUAAAUUGCACUGAUUUCAGUGAAACUUAGUCCAAUGCAAGUGAAUAUUGUACCGUAGCCUUACUUUUAAAUGUGGAAUCUUAAAAGUGCUUCCUCUUGACUAGAGUCAUCCAGAGCUUUAGCUAUGAGGUUAAGAUACCUCACCAUUUCUGUGGUGUGUGUGUGUGUAAACUGCAUUUAAUUUCCUCUGCCCUACCUACUUAAGAAGAGUACAUCUAGAAUGUAUGUAAAAUAAGCACAGAGAUAAGAAGUGCAAUUUGUCUCUGGUCAUAUCUAAUGAAUAGAAUUUAAUUACUUGAUGAAUUCAGCAAUUUUACAUUGGAGCCUUCCUUUGAAAUUCCUUUGUUCAUGUAGCAGAGUGUUAAGACUGAAAACUUCUACUGAUUUUUGAAUACUCCCAUUUCUGAUGUCAUUUAUGCCUAUUGAUUCUUUUCCAUAAGGACUGGCCUUUUUUUACUUAUUAUGUAGAAUGCAGAAGGAGAUUUCUAACACAUGACAUAUAUCACAUUGGAAGAUAACCAGGUGAUGUUGUGGCUCUCAUUAUGAUGUCCUGUAAUAGUGUUGCCUGACGACAUAUGGAUUUGUUGCAGGUACUGGUUCCUCUGUGUGUGUUUGUUUUGUGGUCUUUUAUUGCUGGGAAAUAGCUAUUUUGGGUUAGUGGGCUGUAAGUGACCUAUCACCUACAGCUUGUGAAAAGGAAGUGUCAUUGUCCAGGUUAGACUGUAGGUCCUUAAUGGUAUGUUUGGCUAGUUUUAGCUGGGACCUAUAGAUGACAGGUGGUCAUUUUUUUCUUCUGUACUAGACUGUUCCUAAGUAUCAAUGUUUCUUUGUUAAUCUGUUGGUUUUUACUUAAUUAGAAGGUUUUGUAACCUUAAGCUGCAUACACACACCAUACAUUUAAAGCACAUGGCUCCCCCCCCCUAAAGCCUGGGAAUUGUAGUUUGUUGCAGGUGUUAGAACUUGUACAUCUGUGAGAGGUAAACUACAGUUCCCAGGAUUCUUUGAGGAAAGUCAUGUGUUUUAAAUACAUGUUUUAUAUGCAGCCUUAAGAAAUGUACCUUCUGCCUCUGAUGAAUUAGACUCUGGGCCACAAAAUAUUAGUCCAUAAUCAACAUGUUAGCCUUUAAGGUGCCAUAAGACUCUUGUUGUUCUUGUGAAUUCAGUUUCUUAACUGAAGCAUAGGAUAAAUAAAUGCUUGACCUGACAAACUGGUUUUAGGAAGCUUAUUGAGUGAAAGGCUCUGUUGAGUAAUAAAAAGAGCUCUGGAACUGUGGUGACCCAAUACUUGAUAAAUUCCUAAUCUAAAUUCAGUUCGUGUGCCGAUAAGGAAACAAAUUUCCAAACUUACAUAUGCCAUUUUAUGCAAUUUUAGUCAAGCUGCUAACUAGGGAUAUCUCUGCAAUAGCUAAAAGACAGGCCAUGGAAUCUUACUCUUUAGAGGUUUUCAGAAAAGAACAGGGAACGAACUUCCUCCCAACUGGCUACGGAAGGUCAUAGGCAGAAGUCUUUCCAAGGCACAACAGCCGUUACCUGGAGGCAACAAGGUGAGAGGAUGGGCUAUGUGAUUAAAUCAGUGCUAAGAGUGUCCCUGUCCUCAGGCUCACAAUCUAAAAAUACACAAUACACAGGAAGGAGGUAUAUGUAUUAUUAUGGGUAUGGUUGCAGGGAGCUGACGUUGCUAGUGGUACAGUUCACACCCAGUGGCUACCUUGAUGAUGCAAAUUUACUAUGCCAAAAUCUUUGCUUCAGGUUGCACAGCACCUUUUCUCUAUUCAGGAAUGGCACUGGUUGCUUAACAUAAGGCUGGGUUUCCCUUUGUUGUGGAAAGCUACUCCCAUCCUCCCUGAUCUGGCUGAGGUGGUUGAGAGUUCUGUAUCCCUGCUGCCCAUUCUGGCUGCCCUGACCUCCCUCCCUGUGUUAGUGGCUGGGUCCCCCACCAAACUCAAAAACAGAACAGGGCAGUCAGCUAUUCAUUGACAAGGGAAAGAGGUUGGCCACCCUGAGAAGAGUAUGCUGGAGUAGGCGGGUCAUGGGCUUCAUCCAGCAAGCUGUUGUGGAAGCUUAUUGCCCAAAGAUGGAACAGAAAGGGGGCAUCCUUAUGUCUUCCCCCACCCUGUAUUUUCAUGCAGAAAAUUAAAUCCUGGUGUUCCUCACACACCUCGAGGCACUGAUAUAGAUAAGCUCCUCAGGCCCUCCUGGCACGUCGCUGUCAGUCACGUCCACAACAGCGACCGUGCCUACUUAUUGUCCGCCCAGCCCAGCCCAGCCCCUCGCUCGAGGAGAGGAAGUCGCCAGGUGCCUGCGAGGCUGAGGCAGCCGCCUCCUUCCCUCAGCGCUUCGCCGGCCGCCCAGAGAAGUUGGCGGGGUGGGUGGAGCCGGGGUGGAGGCAGCAGCGCCUCGCUCCGUUCGCCUCAGUGGUGCCGGCGGGCGCGUCGUCUCUCUUGCGCAGCGGCGGGGCGGGAUCUGUGCCUUCUGCGAGCCCUUCACAGCCUCUGUCACGCUCCCGGCUCCCGCUCUGGUUUCCUUCGGCGGCGAUGAAGUGAGCUGGAGACUGAAGCUGCUCCGGUUUCGCUCAGCGCUCAGGACCGAGGCGGGAUGAUCCUCACGCGUAAGUGGCUUCGCCUGGGGGAAGUUCUGGCGGCGAACGAGGCGCCUUCAAACGGAGAGCGGGAGUUUGGGGAGACCGAGGAGCCGCAAGCGCCACGCGACAGGGAGGGGGUUGUUUCUCGGGAAGGGGCUGCGGGUUUUGCCCGCGGAGGACGAGAGGUUUUCCCAGACUCGAGGAGGAUUUUGUGCCUGGGUCGGGUAGUUGCCGAGCUUGGCUUUUCGCUUGGGGUUGGCUGGGUUAUUUGAAGGGGUUGAAGUUUGGGGAACGAACAGGUUUGUUUGCGCGCAUGUUGAACACAAACGCGACCCCUUUUUUUGCAGCGGGGCGGGGUAAGAUACUAGUUUCAGUAAAUAUAACGCACAUUGACUGCAGAACGUGUUUUAGGAAAGAUGUAUGCCGUUAAUAGUGUUGCGAAAUACGAACUCACUCGAGCAUGGUGAUCCGGCAGAGAUUGUGCCUCGCCGUAAAACAAAUCCAUCGUCUGCGCCCCGUUUUGUCACGUGUGGAAGCUGGCAGAAGCUGGCUAGCUAUCUUUCCUGGAGCGAAGCUUUUGAGUGAGUGAGAGCGUUUUCUACUUACCGUAAGUGAAAGAAUAAUAAUACUAAUCUGCCACUGUUGGGCUUCUAAACAGCCCUAACUCAGCUCUGAAGAAUGUAGGUCAGCAGUAGUGGAACAUUUAAGGUUAGUUCUCUCCUUUGCAAUCCAGACAGUUGGGAAAGGAUCCAUGGAACUGAUUUAAAGCUGAAUCUUCACUCUCACACAACUAUCUCAUAAAACCAACGUGACUCAGGCAAUAGGUAGUUGCCUGAUAUAUUAUGAGGGAUGUUCCCACUCCAUAGAGACAGAAGUGAUGCUAACAAGUUUCCAGUAAGCACCUUUGAUAUUAGCAGAAUGAAGUGCUGCAACCUGCAAUUUUGUAUGUGGAGGGUGAGACUGAAGAGAAGACCUCCUAUUCUAGACCAUAUAUUCUGGUACCCUCUGUCUCAGUGAUUCCCAGUUAGGGGUCCAGGGACCCCUGGGAGUCUGCAGAAUACACCCAGGGGGUCUGUGGCCCCAUCCAUUGCCUCCCCCAACUAUUUUUUUGGUCAUUUUUGCAUGGUAAUAUCACAAGUUUUAUGGUAUGUUUUAGCACUGUGCGUUUUUUAAAUAUAUUGGCCAAAAUUGGUUUCAAAAUCACACCGCAGUAAUGAUUUUGACCCAGCAAUACAUCACUCAUUGCAUGAGGAAGAGCAGGGGCAGCCAAUUUCAAGGCACUGACUGCCACCACCCAUUCAAUCCCUGUGGCUGUUCCCCCACCCAUUCAAUCCCUGUGGCUGUUCCUUCCCUCAUCCCCAUGCCUGAUCUCCAAUUUCAGACAUUGGGAUAUAUCAGAAUAUAAUGAUGCUUAUAGAACAGGAUGCGAAAACAUUUAUUUUUGGGAAUAGGUGCUUUAUUGGAAGGACUAAUAAAAUUAAUAUGCAGCAUGUCCUUGCCUUAGUGGUAACUCCCCAGCUGCAGACACAGCCAAGAACAAGAACAAUACAACAGAAGGCUGCACAAAGGGUCUUGUCAGAACAGUUGCUGAUGGGAUAGACUCUGGUUCUAUAGGUAAUGUGCAUUUCAGUGUGUGACAUCUGGCUGUUGCAGCUGUCAGGCAGAUAGAUCCCAUGCAUAUUGACUGGUUCUGGAGCAGAUGGAGGGCGUUGGAGGAAGAACAAUAGAGUUAAGUUUCCAAGAACAGGAGGAGUAGGAGGCAAAAAUAUUAGUUUAGUUCUGGGGCAGUUUGCUUUUUAUUCUUCAGAACUAGCAAACACAAUGUUUUGUUUUGUUUUUAAUUGUGUUAGGCUUUUUGUUUUGUUGCACAAUGACAUUAGUAUGCAAAAGUGAAAACCUACAAGUAUUGGUAUAAGUAGCAAUGGGAGCAAAACUAUCAUAAUGUAUUUUUUUUCAAAGCUGGGAGUCUUGUUCCAAUGGUAAAACAUAGGAUUGUAGUGCCAGUUCUAUAUAAAAUGUUUAGAUUAUUGAAAUGUGCUGUUGUACAUGCAGCUACCUGUAAAACUCUAUGGGAGAUUCAGUUAGUCCAAAAUAGGGCUGCAAGGUUGUUAACUGGGAUUGGACUUCUACCUUUGGUUAUUGCUUUUAGCCAGGUUACUUCCCAUAUGUUACUUCCUGGACCUUGAGGUGAUUAUUAGUAACCUUCUCCAAGUGUCACUGCCAAGUGAGGUCCUGUAAGUGACUAUGAGUCAGAAGGGCCUUCUCUGUGACCACCCUGGUUGCGAAAUGCUGUCCCCAAUGAGGCUUCUCUGAGGCCCGCUUUGUAUUUAUUUUGGCACUAGGCAAAAACAUUUAUUUCCCAAGCUUUUAAUGGGUAGUUUAGGACCUUUUUAAGGUUUUGAGGUCUUGACUGUCUAAUUUGCUAUGAUCUGUGGAGUGUUUGUAUUUUUAUUGUAAUUGUAUUUUAAAUUAGCUAGAUCUAGACUUUGCCUUCCAUGAAUAGAAAGGCUUGUGAUCUAGUAGAAGAAUCCUGCUGAUGGAAUGGGGAGUGAAACAACAUUUGUUUAUUUCCCCCACCCUUUACAGCCCUUAUGCCCCACUGAAAAUAUGCUCUGUAGGGGUUGGGGGAUUCUAUGCAGUAGCAUGAGAGGUGGCACUGGGGGUUAUAGAAGGAAGUGGGAUUCAUUGAAAAUACUACCGUCACUGUUUUCUCCUGGCAGGAGCAUCCUGAGCAGAACUUCACCAGGUGAUGCUGCUACCAGUGCCAGCAAACUUUGGAGCCAAACCCUUUUGCUUGCAUAUUGUGUUAACCGUUUUUAUGGACAACAGAUACAGAGGGGCAUAGAAAUACCACAAGCUAAUGGUAUACUGUACUUUUGAUUGGAAUUAACAUUCAAUUGAUAAUCCAGUAUCAUUUUCAUGUGAAUGCAAUAAUCAAGAUGUAAAGCAACAAAGAACAGUAGAAGAGAAACAUUCUGCUUUUGAGACAUGUAUGGGCAUUUUGAAAUCUUAAUAUGGAACUAAAUGUUUGAGAUUUACUCAGUUCUUUCAGGUCUCCACUACCCCACGACAUGGGAAGCUGGAAAUGGUGGUUGUGCAUCGGAUAUGAUUGUUGUGAAAUUCAAACGUAGUUUAUGCAUAUAAUUGGUUCUCAUUUGCAUCUAAGCUUAAAAACUGUGUAUAAGAUAUAAAGCUGAAAGAGGUGGCCAGGUGAUGAACUUAAAUCAGAUGUCAGUAGAAUGACAUUUCCUUCUCUAACCACCAAAGAUAGUUAAAAAUGAAUUACUUAGUGUUUGUAUAUAGGUUUACUGUCAACUAGACAUUUUUAUAUUCUGUAGCUUUAAACAAGGGUCUUUUAGAAGUAAGUACCAGUUUAGAUUGUUAAAAUGAAAUACUUGGACUAUUAGUUUUUAUUUUUUUAUUUUUAAAAGUUUUCAAUAAUAAAGCAUUGUAACAAAGCACAAAUAUCAAAAGUAACCAAUGCUCAAAUAUGUUAGACAAUGGUAAAGGACAGGCAUUAUUCCUACUUGCAUUUCUAUAAAAUAAAGUUUGAUUUUCAUUCUUCUGGCUGCUACGUGAUUACUUUCUGCUUGUGUGUUUAAUGUAUUUUCACAGUAAUCACAAUGAUGCAUGCAAUUAGAAGUGGAUAUGCUAUUGAAAUAACUGGAAUGGAAGCAUGCUAGAUUAUGUUAAUCAGUUUUGCAUUAGUUUGCUUCAUACCUAAGGGGAAGCUGGCUUAAUUUUCUUCAGUGCUAGUUGUAAAUGUUGCUUAAGGAAGAUUUGGUAUCUUUGCCUCAGCACAGAAGAAAAUUAAUAGCACAUUCUUCCUGUUUUCUCAGGCACAGACUGAUCUGACAUGGUAGCAUCCUUUUUAAAGUAUUUGUCCUGUAUAGCACUCAGAAUGAAAAAUUAACCAGAAUUCAUAACACAUGUUUGUAUAAUUUCUCAAAAGGAUCUAGCAGUGAUAGUUUUAUUAAGGAAGAACAAUUCAUUUUGAACUUCUGCUUGUUCUUUAAUCUUUGAGUAAUGAGGCCUGCAGGAAGUGGAAACAUUCAACUGUUCAAAUGUUUAGAAAGCCAGGAAAUGUGUUACAUACAAAGAGUAGGGGGUCAUGUCAGAGCUGACUCUGGAAUCUUGCGCUAUAUGCCAGUGGUUCCAUAAAAUAUAUUUAAAGCCCUGUCAUCUUUUUUUCCUUUAGCAAAUGCCACUCAAUGGAAACUAGAAAAUAAAAGACUAAUACUGGAACAUUCUUUGAAAAGGCAGCCCGGGAAUGAGCUACACAAAAGAAGUUGUCCAAUUUGAAUCUGUCUCCUGCUAAACAAGCUUCUUUUAAGUAGCUUUUCACACAAAAAAAAACCCUAGGGCUUGCCACAUAUUUUCUCUCUAUUGGUGGCAUGUAUGUGAAAUAGGACCGUCAACAUAUCUGUUUUUAUGAAAACAGACUUUGCUGACUAGCUGAUUUAGGGUGUUCAUGCCAAAUGAGAUAUCCCUGGCUCUUUAUAAAUUUCAGUAUGUGUGGCUCCAUGUGGCUGGUCUCAAGCCUUCAGCCCCAUGUUGAUGUGCUGGAAGUGCAAAAUUUUGAGCAGGGAAGCUUGUUCAUUGAAUACUUUGUACUUAGCUAGUCCGACGUAAAGCUCCUGCUUCUACACUCCACACAUCUUUCUUAAAAGUUUACCUGCCUUAGACUUAAAAUCAUUUUUGUAAAGGAAAGGUGUUCUCCAUAAUAUUGUUUUGGAAUUGCCUAUACCAAUAAAAGUUGGUUAAUCGUCAGUGUGGACAAAAUCAUUAUUAUUAUUAUGAGAGACUGAAAAUUUGUUUAAUAAGAUACAAAGCAAAACUUGUGAGACUCUGGAAAUAUUUUUUCAUACUCUUCUCUAUAAGCUGAUAACUUAAUGAUGAUGAUUAUUUUGAGGAAAGGUACACUAUAAAUUGGGACGUGGGUGGCACUGUGGGUUAAACCACAGAGCCUAGGACUUGCUGAUCAGAAGGUUGGCGGUUCGAAUCCCCGCAACGGGGUGAGCUCCCGUUGCUUGGUCCCUGCUCCUGCCAACCUAGCAGUUUGAAAGCACGUCAAAAUGCAAGUAGAUAAAUAGGUACCGCUCCGGCGGGAAGGUAAACGGUGUUUCCGUGCGCUGCUCUGGUUCGCUAGAAGCGGCUUAGUCAUGCUGGCCACAUGACCCGGAAGCUGUACGCCGGCUCCCUCGGCCAAUAAAGCGAGAUGAGCGCCGCAACCCCAGAAUCGGCCACGACUGGACAUAAUGGUCAGGGGUCCCUUUACCUUUACACUAUAAAUUAACAAUAAUGCAUUCCAUCAGGAAAGCUUUGCCAGCUGGUGUGGGGGGGGGAUCCUUUUCAGUCAGCAGUCAGAAGGCCUUGGGUGGCCAUAUGAGGGCUGUAACAUGAACUGGACUAGAGGAGAGAACAGCCUGGGGUCUUCCUUAACAGGAGACACAGUAACUUGCAAUAUUGGUUCACUUUGGAGACUGAUGGCUUAUGCUCUUCCAGAAGUAUAUUAAAUAUGUUUACAUUUUUAAGGCAUCUGGUGAAUGUUCUGUAGUUCUGCAAAGUUGUGUUUUUCCUUUUUCCUGUGGGAAUGUUAUACUGUUAGCCACAGGAUUUUUAUUAAUUGCCACAAAAUAAGUCAUUAGUUUUUAGUUCCUGACAUCUGUUUUUGUGAACUAGAUGCCAGGUGUUAUAGAUAGUGAGCUGUAAAACAAAUAGUAAAAUACUUUAGGAAAUAGGUGGGCCAUAUGGAGCAUGGUUGUUUCCUCAAAGCACCACAGAACACCUUCCAAGCCACCAGAGCGCCUAGUUGUACACUCUAAAGCAACAAGCAUUUCUCGGCACACUGGAGGCAUUAGCCUUGUUUUCAAACCAUCAUCAUUUCUCAAAUGCAGAAAGUGUGCCUCACAAAUAAUUUCUCAGUGUUUAAACAAAAGUAUUAUUCUGACUAUACAAAAGAUGCAUCUGAGCAGGAAAAUCACUAGGGGCACCGAGUAAGCAAAGAUAUUAUACUCAAUUCCACCAGCUUAGAUGCAACUGCAUGUCAAAAGCAUCUGUUGUGUGCUUGGAUACUCAGAAUGAGUAUGAAGAGUACAGGCAACCCCUGGUUUAGGCGAGUCCAAAUGAUGUAUGCCAAACCCAGAAGUAGCUCCAAAAGGUCAUAAAAACAGCAUGAAAGGGGCAGAGCAGACUCAUGCACUCUACUGACACACAUGGGGGUCUGGACACAAAACAAGGAUUGCCUGUAAUAUAUUAAAAGGUAGGGAGGAAAGAAAACGGGUUGCUUUAAAGCUAGUAGCAUAACUUAACAAUGGGUUGUUUUUUGCUCAGUGUUGGAAAACAAAACUUAAUUUGUGUUUUUGUUUUGUUUUGUUUUUGUAAUUGCAGAAAUUGAGGCCAAAGAAGCCUGUGAUUGGCUGAAAGCUGCUGGCUUCCCCCAAUAUGCUCAGAUGUUUGAAGGUACUACUUCACCCAUGGCGUUCUGAGAUGCAGAAUAAUUGAAAAGUAUUGGCAAUAUGUUCCUUCCCUUUGUAAACAGAAACGCUUGUGGUCCAAAAUGCAGUCAGUUAUAGAGAAAUACCUAACAAAUUCAUGGAUGACAAGGCCAUCAGUGGCAACAUAGCCAUGGUGGCUGUGUUCUACCCUCCAUUGUCAGAGGCAUUAUGCCUCUGAAUAUCAGUUGCUGGGAACUGCAAGUGGGCUAAGGGCUGCUGUGCUCAUGGCCAACUUGCAGGCUUCCCACAAGCAAACUGGUUGGCUUCUGGGAGAAGAUGAUGCUGGGCCAUUGGCUUGAUCCAGCAGGCUUGUCUUAUGUUCUUAUCAAUGCAAGCUUAUUCAAGCUUAUUUGUGUGCAGUGGGCAAUUGGAACAUAAAGCAUUUUAUUAUCUGCUAAUUAUUCUGUUUUAAAUGUGCAUUUUAUAUUUGACUUUCUUCUGUAAUCUUUUCUUCUGGACUGUUUUAUUUGAUUUUUUAAUGUAGGUUGUGAAAUGCUUUGAGAUUUUUUUAAAAAUCAAAAUAUAAAAUGAUCUAGCAAUGAACUUAGUGAUAGACUCUUGACAAUGUUAUGAGUCUGUUUUGCAUUAUCUGCUUGUUCCUAUCUCUGAGUAGACAAUGGAGAUAGAGAUUGAGCAUCUAAUAAUCAGUGGCUAUGUUUGUAGGUAACACUAAGCAAAAUCACAGAUUAGCAUGAAUGCUAGGGAGGAGAUUGCACCUACCUUGCACCUCUCUGGUCACUUUAGCUCAGUGUUGUCUUAGCAUGUUGUCUGAAUCCAGGCGUGUGGUUAAGCUCUCUCCUCCUUAACCACAAGCUGCAGCUGAGGUUGCUUCUUGUCUUAACAGCCAUGUCUAGCUGAAAGGGCAAAGUAGGCACAAAGUGUGUGCAAGGUCUUCUCUGGGAGCUACUGCAUUUCUGCUGUCUUGGUAAGCCAUAGUUUGCUAGGCCAGUGUUUAUUUCCUUCAUAGAAGAUUUUGAACCUUUUUUGAUUAAAAAUGAAUCCUAUCAGCUGGCAAGCUGAUGGUGUGUUCAUUUAUAAAUCUAUGCUUUAUUCCUUGCAGAGAUUGAGACCAUUUUGAGACUGGCAGCUGUCACUAUAAAAAAACCACUACUUGGGGAGUUGGUUUGUUGUUGUUGGUUUGUAUUUUUAUUAAGGGUUUUCUUGAUUUACAGAAGUGGGGAGUUUGUUUUUGAGCUGAUUUGAGAAAUUGUGAAAUUAAUCCCCCUCUCAAAAAAAUAAAUAAAUCAUUUACCAUUGUGAUCUCUGUUUUGCAGAUAUGCAGUUUCCUAUUGACAUCAAAACUGUCAGAAAAGAUCAUGAGUUUUUAGACCAAGAUGCAAUAGAAUCCCUAUACAGGUAAACUUUGCUCUGAAUUAAAUAGAUGUGUCUUUAGAUUGACAACCUGAGGCUUUAACUAAGUCAAUUGGUGUAUCUUACUAGUUUCCUGUUGGGAUGUCUGAAGACAGGCACAUUACUAUAUAAUUAUUAGAAUAUUUGUAACUAGUAAGAACUGCUAUAUGGCUGUACAAGUCUUCGAAGGGCUUUUUCUUUUGAAAGCUAGGACUAUUCCACACAUACAGUGUUGCUGGCAUGCUGUUGAUUGCCUCCAAAUCAACCUGGGUUUGCUCAUGCAUUAUCCUCUAAACUGCAUAGGAAUAGUCUUGUAUCUUGUAUGAACUGAAAUAACAAUUAUUAUUAUUAUUAUUAUUAUUAUUAUUAUUAUUAAUUUUGUAUACUAUUUUUCAUCUGAGGAUCACAAGGCAGUUUACAAUAUAAAAACACAAAAAUGCAUAACAUAGUAACAAAUAGAAACAAUAGCUCUCCACAGUGUAAAAGGCCAUAGAUGGCUUAAUUAGCUUGGGGAAAGAAGAAUGUUUUUGUUUUGUGACUAAAGAUACUUAUGUUUUUGGAUUGUUGGCUUUCUGAGAAAGUUAGUAGGUUAUUUUAGAACGCUAUUUUAUAUGUUAUAUUGCAAUGGACCAACACUGACUCCACCUCACAUCCCCUAUCUACUGACUUCCUUUAUUUUGCCUACACUAAGGAAGAUCCCUCUCCCCCUGAAUUCUAACUUUUCAGGGUGCAUCAUGUUUAGGAAUAAUCUGACCCAAACUACAGUGAAUAAAAGUAGCAACAUUUGCAAAAUUAUGAACCCUGGAAUUAUUCUCAGAAAGAGCUUUGGUAAGAUGCUGCAGGCACAAAAGUGAUGCUGACAUUUUGCCAAAGCAGCUGUAGUAAUAUAGGUGCACUUUAUAAUUUCUUUUUCUUUUUUUAAGGCAACAGUAGCUUUGCUAAAUAUAUGACUCUUACCCACUCCAGGGGAGUACCGGAGUAAUUGCUUAAUUGCAAACAAAUUGCACAACAAUCUUUUUAAAAGCUGCUUAAUUUCUCAACAGAUUGCUUAAAGGCUUCAUGUAACCCACACUAACACAAUUUGGGCCUCCCUUUUAAAUAGCUUCUCAAGAUAAAAAGAACAAGUCUCUCUUCAUAGAGUCAGGUCUGAACUGGCAAAUUUUAAUUCAUUGAUCUAUUGUUGAGGCUUUUAUCAACUUGUGCAAAAGUGGAAAGAUAAGAAGGUGCCAGAUGUUCGUAAUUGGACUGCAAGAAUUUGAGAUUUACGAGUUACAGAAAAAUAAAACUUUCUUAGAAAUGACACGAACCCCUGUAUUUUUAUUUUUUGGGCUUCCGUUUAUUCACUGCAUAGAACAAAAGCACAUCAGGAAAUUUAUAUUAUACCGGGCAAUAUGUAUAUAUUAAUAGAUUGCUUAUAUGUGCUACCUUGAAUUCAGCAUGGAAUAAAUGAUGUUGCCCACAUUAACUUUUUUAGCCAUUACUUUCUGAAAGAGGGACUUGUUUACCAUUCUUUAACGUUUUCUACCUGCAUCUCAAGAAGGUUCUCCUGCACUUUUAUCACGGUUAACAUUCUGACCAUUUUUGUGUUACCGAGGCAUGAUUUUGUACCUGUUUCCAUUUGUAUGUGUUUAAGAGCAUUAAUAGGGAAUUGUAGGGUUUUAUCCAAUAUUAGUUAUACUCAAUGUAGACCUACUAAAAUCAGUGGCCUUAAGUAUAUUAGAUGCAUUGAUUUCAGUGGGUCUACUCUGAGUAUGGAUUAGCUUCCCACAUUAUGAGGUGAUAGCCAACUAUUAUUAGUGGAAUAGUGGAGCAAAAUGAAGAUGGCUUAAUGAAAUUACAUGUUAAUUUCCUUUAAGAACUUUAGUGGAUUGAGAGCCAUUUAGUACAAGAGCCAUUUAGUACAAGAUUAUAAGUAACCUCAGGUUAAACUUCUUAAUGUGUCGCCCCCCCCCCCCCAGGCGUUUGAAUACACUGAACAAGUGCACAGCAAUGAAGGUGGAAAUAAGUCGGCAAAGAAAGAGGGUACGUUUCCAAAUUAUGCAAUUGUUUUUAUAAAAGAAACUUCUCAAUAUAAAUUCAAAGGUGUUGACAUAGAAGACUAUAAACCACAGAGAGAUUUAAUUUUUUUUACAAUUUCUGUUUAAUAAUCAGCAGGCACCAGUUAUUUAUGACUGGGAAUUGUUUGUGAGUUUUGUUGUGCUGAAGUUCUUCCUCAGUUACAAAUAUGUUUGAACCAUUCUCAAUUCUCACCAGGAAGCCAUGCCAAUGGAAUAAUGUGAGAACCCAACCCUGAAGCUGAGCUCUGAAUUGCCCACUUUGAUUUUAGAGUUUUAGUAAGAUAACUAGAAGCAGAUGCAAAGUUAAAAAAAAAGCAAAACAACUCACCUAAGCUAGCAUUAAGCAGAAAUAGUUCUUAAGUGGUUUAAAAAUCACUUUAGAUUGAACCAUUGCAGCACUAAAAUGUUGAGCAUAAGUGCAGCUGAUUGACCAAAGCAUCCUUUUACAUUACAUGAUGUCUUGGCUGCAAUCCUUUGCAUUUUCAAGGCAAGCUUUAGGCUGACAAUAUUAGGUUGAAUACUUUGAAAAGCACUGAAUGCUUUGAAAAGCAUUCUCUCACACAUGUAAAAUAUUGCAGGCCUAAAAUCCACCAUUCAUAAGUAUAUCUUACUGAAAUCAAUUGGACUUGCUUAAGUAUCUUGGAUUCAAAGAUGAGAUCCAUGAGUCUAGGCAUAGUAUUCCCAUAUGUAGGGUAGGUGUCACACUUCUUUUACCCAUGGAAUAUGUAUCUGGAGUCAGAAGAGUUAUUUGCAUUUUUGGAGUGGCUUUCUUUGUGUGUGGGAGAGCUGGCAAUAGCAGGCAGGGACUGAACCAUAAUGCAUUGUAGUAAAAUGUAAGAAUGAAUAUUAAAUCAAAAUUUUGAUCACAUGUCUCAUCUUUUUUUAACCUCUUUUCUUGUCUUAAGAGUGAUGAAUCUGAAGAGGAUGAACCUUGUGCAAUAAGCACCAAAUGGACUUAUGAGAAAUGUAGUCGGAGAUGGUCUCGGUUAGAAUGCUCGGAAGGUUCUGGUACACCAGCCUUUGACGGUCUCAGACUUAAAUGCUCUGGCAGCGGGGAUAUAGCCUUUUCUGAUCAAGGGGAGCGAAAUGACGAGUCUUCAGUUCACAGUUCUAGUAGCGGGGAUAGUGAUUUAAUCAGCUUUCCAAAGACGUUUGAGGAGGUUGAGAUGAGCAGGAGUUCUUCAACAUGCUCCUCAAAUAUAUUGGCAUCUCCUGACUCUACCUUCAGUUGCUCUUCUUCACCUAGUGAAACCUUGAACAUAAUUAGUGAGGACAAGCUCUUGGAUAAGCCAUUGCACAGAAAGGGAAGGAGUUUCUUAAAGAGAAUGGAGAAGCUGCGCCUGCGAAGCAGCAGCUUGAAGAGAGAAGCACAUUCAAAGGCCAAGCCCAUUAUUAGCGAGCCUAUUCUUAUAGAGGGACUAAAUGAAGAAAAGCUGAAAAAUUUCAAUUGCGUAAGUAUUUCUGACGUGUCUGAGAGUCAGCCGAUGCAGCAGUCUUAUUCCUCACAGACCUGCAGCAGUAGCAGCCAGUCUGAAAACAGCAGCACUGUGAGCACGCCGAGCCCCAUUAUCAAAAUGAGGAGACACAGUAAAAGAGAAGGAAUGUAUGGAGAAGAAUUUGAUUCCAGCAAGUUUUCCUUGUGGAAUUAUCUUUCGGAGCAUAACGAGAUACAUUUGCACAAGAACAAAGUGUUUCAAGUACCACAAGGCCAUAAACCUGGGACUUUCCCCAAAGCCCUUACAUACAGCCUCUUGUCUCCAAUGGACAACACUUCUGUGAACUGGAGAACUGGGAGUUUUCAUGGGUGUAGGAGGAACAGGGUUCAAAUGGGUUCUCAGGAGCCUGAAACGCCACCUGGCUCCCUUUCAUUGAUGGAUAACAGACUGAGCAUAUAUGACAAUGUGCCAGGGAAUCAUCUAAACAAAAUGGAUACACCAGAGGUUGGUGAUGAUGAUGUUUUUACAGAGCUAGACAGUGUUAUGGAGCAUGUCAAUGGACUCAGGAAGUUGGUCAGUCAGUGGACAGAGAAAUUCUCUGAUGAUGGGGACUCCGACUCUGCCAGUCCUUCCAACCAGUCCAUCUCUCCGUGCCCAUCAUCCCCUAAAGAAAUCCGUCUUGAGACUGAAAAGCAUUCAGAAGGGAAAUUGCCAGAAUUGUCAGUUACUGACAGUGAAGGGAACUGCAAUGAACAUGGCCUCACAGAACUGGCAUAUGUAACAGAAUCGAGGAUGAGACGGACAUUGGCACAUUCUAUCAGGUCAGCUAUAUACUGGUUGAAGUGGCAAAGAAUUAAAAAUGAAAUUUGGCUGGGGUUGUCAUUGUAAGGGGUUAAUCAGUUGGGCUUAAAGCAGUGUAGCAUAAACUUAAGCUGAAGUAAUGAUUUAAUAGUGAAGAUAAUCUGGCUGAAUAACUUGAGGUUUUGAUGCCUGAACACCGCAGAACUUGGUCACUAAAGUACAGUGUUCUACCUUUCACAAGGUAUUUUGAAAUUCAUAGUGAUUUUCUGUGGGUGUGCAGGUUUAGAGAGAGAGGGGGUAUGGACAAUAGUAAUAUUGAAGAGCACUGAAACAAAUGUGGUUUUUUCCCCUUUAGACAUGUGAGGAGACAAUGGUCUACUGAGGAAGGCACAAAUUUGGAAAGCCUUUCUCAGCAAAUUGACUGCCAGUCAGCUGCCCACCUAAAUCGAUUGCAGAAGCUUGCUUUGUUAAAAUUGACUACUUUAAUGGACAAAUACUCUCCUUCCAGCAAGCAAGGAUGGAACUGGUAAGUUAGAAUGAAGUUGAAGUGUUUCUAAAGUGAAAGAACUACCUUAGUCUUGAAUUGGAAAUUGAGCCUGACCCUAUAUGCUGAUUUUCAGAGCAAAUCCCUCCAAAGGAAACUUACAAAAGACAAUCAGCUCCAUAUACAUAAGCAGGAACAUGGUGCUUUCAAUUGAUUUACAGUACCAGUCCACUUGCAAUGCUUCUAAUACAGGACACCAAUGAUUUCCCUUUUACUUAUCCAAUCUGUGACCCUUACUGCUGAACCUAUCCACCAACCAGAGCUGUUCUCAAGCUGUAUACCUCCUCCCCCCGCCCACUUCAUUUCAUGCUCUAGAUGGUUCAGUUCCUCAAGUCUGUGAAACUUCUGCUGUAAUUGCAGAAAUAUUUUAGACUUUUAGCAGCACUUCCUUUCAGGUAAUGAUUAGACUUGUCUUGACUUUCUGUCUUGUGUAAUGGGCAGUAAUUCUCUUUCUCCUUCUGAUGGUCUCAGCUGGUCUCAGAACUGUAUGCAUGUAUGAUGGAGGUGUGCCCAAAUGCUUCUCUCCUUCUGAUAACCUCUGAUUGCAUUAGCAAUCAAAACUCAGUGGCAUAAAUUUUACAAAAUGUAUUCUGGUCCUCAGGGCACCUGUAGGAAGUUGCCUGUAUGUAAUUCUCUCAUCAUAGUGUCCCUGUUUCUCUGGCUAACCAGGUAGAACUCUCUACGGAAUCUUCAGUAUGUUUAUGCUGAUGUUUUUGCUUACAAACAAGUAUAUUGGGGUUUGCAAAAUUUGGGGGAAUAAAUUGGCUGAGGAUUGCAAUAGAAGAAGGGCAGCAGGAGAUAAAGAGCAGGAAACUGGAGGGUGGAUAGCUAUGCAGUAAGUAGCUGUACUUCAGCUUAAAGAAACUGGUAUUUCAUAUUUGAGCAGUAUCUUAUUUGGCAUAACAAAUACUAAAGUAAAACUUAUAUUGGGAUGCCACAUGGCUAGCAUUGGCAGAUGCAGCAGCUUCAAUGGUAUGUUUCUUUUUCCAUUGCUUUGGUAAAUACUGCUUUCCUUUCAAACUAAUAAGGGUUAGAAUUGUUAAUUGUGUCCUCCUGAUACUUUUUGUAUUCUAUAAAUGAAUUCAGUGUAUCUACCCCACCUGCCUGAUAUGCAUACCCAGCUCAGAGCAUAAAUCUGCAUAAAAAAAAUGAAUUCUGUAUUUUCAGGACUGUUCCAAAGUUCAUCAGAAAAACAAAAGCACCAGACUAUAAGGACAAAAAUGUAUUUGGAGUACCGCUGCUGUUAAAUGUGCAGAGAACAAGUCAUCCUAUUCCAAAGAGCAUACUCCAAGCCAUGGACUACUUAAGGGAACAUUUUCUUGAUCAGGUAUCAGUAUGAAAGCUUAUACUGUAUUAAAUAGGAAAAAGCCAUUCUGUUACUAAUAUGAGCAAAUGUCUUAUAAUAUUUCCCCUCGUGAUGGUUCUUCCACCCCUUCAAAACUUAAGCAGUUUUCUUUAAAUGGGGUAAAGCUUUAUUUUACUCACAAAACACUCAUUAUCUCCAUACUUGCAACAAUUUCUUAUGCUGAAUUUAUGAAGCUUUGCUCAUAAUUUUUCAUAGCCCUGGCCAGCUCUCAACCCUCUCUUUAUUAGAGCCUCUUAUUCUGAUUUUGUGUACGUACACACAUAUGCCAAUAACAUUCGAUGUGUUUGGCUUGGUAUAGCUGCAAAUUCCUUAUUUUGGUGGGGUUGGGGAACCCCUGAGUUUAUUGUUCUAAUGGUCUGAAAUGCUUAUGUGCUGGAAACAAAAACAAAAAAAGGGAUACAAGGCGAGGGGUUGGGGCAGAGUAACUUUGGGACUGCUGAGGCAGACAUUUUCAUCACUCAGAGCCUGCACUAUCAAGCAACAACUUGCUUGUAGGUGACUGCCAUUAUAGUCCAGACACCAUAAACACGACACUCUUUAGCACUUUACAUCACCUCCAACCUGCUGAGUGACAAUAUAGUGUGUACAAUACUGCAGAUGAAAGGGUCUAUACAUGUAACAAGGAGAGAUUAAAGAUGCAUUAUCAACAUUCUUUUUACAUUUUCAAACGAAAUAAUCUCUCCCCCCCCCCGUUUCUUUUAUUGCGCAUAUAUCAAAGUGCCUUUGAACAUAGUACAAUCAAAGUGCCUAGAAAGCUUGUGGAUAUGUAACCACAUUAAGAGUUCCGUGCCACAGCCGGAGUCAAAGGACAUUAUUCUGCAGAUUGAAUGUUUACUUUUUUUUGUUCUUUUUCAUAGGUUGGCCUUUUCAGGAAAUCUGGUGUGAAAUCCAGGAUCCUUUCCUUAAGGGAAAUGAAUGAAAAUGACCCAAACAAUGUAACUUAUGAGGGACAGUCAGCAUUUGAUGUGGCAGACAUGGUGAAGCAGUAUUUCCGAGACCUUCCGGAACCUAUAUUCACCAGCAAGCUCUGCGAAUCCUUCCUCCAUAUCUACCAAUGUACGUACCUGCUGUUGUUUUAAUUCUGGUUGGCUAUUUUAGACAUUGAUUUUAUAAGUGGAAUGUAAUUUUGCUUUGUUAGUUUAAGUGUGCCUGAUGCUACUUAGUUCUGAUUCUCAAUUAAUUCAGUUUCUUAAGUCAGAGGUCAAGGGACAAAUGAUGUAGGAAUAUAUUUUUCUUUCUUUAAACUAGUCUCUAAGAUGAGCCUUCUUCUUCUUCUUCUUCUUCAAAUUUGUAUACCACCAUAUACAUGUAGAUCUCAGGGCAAUUCACAACAUAAAAUUGCAAUAUAAAAACACAGAAUACAUAAUAGAAAUACAAACAAAGACAACCCAAUAAUCCCCUCUACUGCAACACAUUUAAAGGGCACCAGAUGUCAGCUCAAAGCCUGGUUAUAGAGGAAUGUUGUGUGCCUGAUGCCUAAAGAUGUGUAAUGUAGGCAUCAGCCAAACCUCCCUGGAGAGAGCACUCCACAAACAUGGAGCUGUUCAGAAAAAGCCCGUUUGGUAUGUGUGUUUAAGUUUCUACCCUACUGUAUUAAAAGUAAAUGGAAACUACAUUGUACUCAAGUAAUAAAUGUCAACUCUUUUUGUAAGAAGAUACCCUAGUUCCUGAUCUUGGCUUCCAUCUUUUUUUCCUCUCUAGAUCUGCCAAAAGAUCAGCAGUUUUGUGCUGUCCAAGCUGCUGUUCUUCUGCUUCCAGAUGAAAACCGAGAAGCUUUGAAAACACUGCUAUUCUUUCUCAGAGAUGUAGUGGCUUUUGUGGAGGAAAACCAGAUGACUCCAACCAACAUUGCUGUUUGUCUAGCACCAUCCUUGUUUCACCUUAAUACCCUGAGGAGAGAGAGUUCCUCAUCGUCUAGGUAUUUUUGCGUGAAUAAUACUUGCUUGCUGAUGAGCAGUGAAGGAAAAAACAUUGUACAAGUGUAAAGGUGCUUCAAGUCAGGUCACCUUUUUAUAUGGCAUAAGCACAGUAUUGCCUUUUUACUUGCUUACAACGGUCAUUUCUUUCAAGUGUAGGUUUCUUUUAGCCAAUUUGUGCUGCUUUAGCUGAGUUCAGGUACAAAUCAUAGGUCUGUGAGGGUUGGAAUGCACCUUAUUUCAGAUGUUAACAACUGUUAAUGGCUGUUAAUUGAAUAUGGCUGUACUUUUUAAUCAUGGUGUGAUUAAAAAAAAAGAGUUAGCACUGCCAGAAUGGACAGUAGAUAGAGAAAAUACCCCCUGUACUGUUUGGAUAUUUGGUGAGUAGCUGCCUAAGGAUAGCUAAAGGAUUUUAUAUCAGCCUGUUAAUUCAUUUCCUGACAAUAGUUAGUGUAUGUUGACCUGCUCCAUUUAAACGUUAGUUUCUUGCAGAGGGGUGAGUGGGUGGGGUUUUGCUUAUGGCUAUUCCAGACAUUCUUACUCUGGAGGACCUUUUCGCUUUAUUAUACUCAUCAAGUUAACCAGUGAUAAGCACUACACUGUCCUUCUCUGAAUGUAUGUACUUUCCUAAGAUGCUGUUAUUAUAUUACCUCAUAAGUAUAGCAGCGCUUCAGUGUAGCUUCAUGCCAUACAUGGCUUGAUAACGCAAUAACACAGUGGUCCUGGGCCGAUUACUUCCUGGGCCAGUAUGCUCCCACCUUUUAAAAGAGGUAGCGCAGGGGUGGGAAGUAGCGACAUAACUGGCUGCUCCCACAAGAGAUCUGUGACCAGAGUAGUGGGGGAAGCAAACCCAUGGUGAAGUAACAGCACAAAACGGGAUAUUGGACUGCAUCCCUCAGGGCUAUACUUCCAACAUAACAUUUCUGUAGAGGCAACCAGAAAAAGGUGGCAGACAUUUUUUAAAAAAAAAUAUGGGGGUAGCUUUGGAUCAGCCUGAAAAGACCAGGGUGGUUUAGCAGAGACAUACAGCUCAAAGAGGCUUUCAAGAAGUGAAUGAAUCUCAGUUUACUGAUCCCCAUAUAUACCUAAAGUGUAACUUUUUCAUCUCUGCUACAGUGAGAUGUAGACGUUGCCUCUGCAUUUGGGGAGCUUGCCUAUCUCCACAUGCAGCAAUCCCCACCGUCAUUUAGAAAGUUGACUGGGAGUCAGGUUUAAAAUCGUAGAAAAAUAGUACUGUGGGUACAGAAAGUUGCAUCAGUACCAUCACUGUACCAGAGGCCUGUUCAUGAUGAAAUGCAUAUGCAGUCAUACCUCAGGUUAAAGUCACUUCAGGUUAAAUCUUUUCAGGUUGCGUCCCAUGGUGACCCGGAAGUAACGGAACAGGUUACUUACAGGUUUCACUGCUUGAGCAUGCACAGACACUCAAAAUGCCGUCACGCACAUGCACAGAAGCGGUGAAUCGCAACCCGUGCAUGAGCAGACGCAGGUUGCAUUCUGCUCAGGAUGCGAACGGGGCUCUGGAACGGAUCCCGUUCGCAUCCAGAGGUACCACUGUACUAACUAAUAGGAAAAACUAUAUUUGAGCAAGAAGCGUUCUUUAGAUUGUGUGAGCUGAAUGUCUGUGGCAGGUUAAUGCCAUUAAGAGUGUAAAUUCUGUUUCAUGAGUGGGGGUGGGAAGCUUGAAAAAGUAUCUGCAUGUUUUAGGAUGAUAGCUCAAUCUUUGAGAGAGGUGAAGAGAGGUAAAGCAUGUGAAGAAUGUGCUUUUAAGAAGAGUACGCAUCCCAGAUGCGUAUCAGGCUAUAAAACAAGUCCUGUGAUGCUCAGCAUUCCCCAGAGAGAGAGAGAGGAAUCCAGAACUGAGAUGAUGACAGCAUUGUCAGUCAUAAGAGAAUGAACACAUAAUCACAGCCAAGAAUGUGUCAGAAGAAUUGAUUGCAAAAUAAAAUGCUAAAUUCUUAAUUCCAGGUGAAGAAACUUAUAUUUUGGAAGUUUAGAACUUUUAGAUGAGGAGGCCUCUACCAUCAGACUUUCCUUUGAGCUCUGUACUACAGCAGGAGCAGCUAUCUUAAGAAAAGAGGGAGUGCUUGUCUUUUCUCCCCCUCCCCACCCCACCUCGUUGUUUUAACAGCAAGGUUGCUUUGAACGGGAAAUUUGGAUAAUAAAUUUGCUAAUAUUUUACUUUCAGUGUUGGGACUUCAAAAGGACCUAAUCUAACAGCUUUGGCUUCAAGGAUUAAAGUCAAGCAUCUUUAUCUAACAACCUCUUUUUAAAAACCAUUCACAAAGAAUUUUCCAAGAUAAAGCUAUUAGAGAUGAAUGCCAGGCUCUUGGCAAUCCUAAUCUUGGCAUGAUGCCACAAAUAAGCUUAAAAUAUGAAUUAAUGCUCUUUGGCAAAGCAUUUGGAGCUCUUAAAUAAUGUGAUUGGCUUUCCCUUAGACUUUCUGGGCCAGCCUUUAAUUAAACACGUCUAAUGAUAAUAGGCAAAUCAAUGAGAGCUUUGUGUGCGCCUUUGAAUUAAAUGUACCUGACCAGGAUUGGUUAAAGUAUACUCACUUAAUAGGCCAUUCUUCACUUGUGGCUGUGCAGCGCAUUGGGCAGUGACAGCUCCAUGACCAUAGUUGAGGGAGUUCAGGUUAACCUUUGGUUAACAUUAAAAAUGAACCACAAACCUUAGAUAUUGAGAGACCGUUUACCAUACUUAAUAAACCAUAGUAAGCUAUGGGGCUUGGUUCACAUACAGUGCCAAGCCAUGGUUUAAUAAAACAUGUACCAUUGUUUUCCUCCUUCGAAGAAAUUCAGUGUUGUGCUUUGGCAAUAAUUUCAUCAGCACAAGCUGUUCAGCUUGCUGGAUAGGAUGAUCCUCCCUCUCUUCUUCCCGCAUACUCUUCUGGGGGUAUUUUAAGGACCCACCCUGAGCCAGUCUUGCGAGGGCCCUGGAGGAGGAGAGGGGGAACCUUUGUGUGGGCUUCUGAUAACAGGACCAAAGUUUGUAAGCCGACAGCAAACCAUGGCUUCAGCUCAUGGUUUAUUGGACUGCAUAUAAGCUGCUGGGCACGGUUAAACAUACUAACAUUGUUUAAUAAACCAUGGUUUAGCAUUAUGUGCAAACUAUCUUUUGACAUGUAGCCUUCAGGGGGCCUGCCCAACCUAUUAUCUGUUAAAUUUUUAGAAUGUUGGUGAAGACUACCUUAUACUAGAGGGCUGUCACUGUUUAGAUUGACAACAAAACAUGCCACAGAACCAGGAGCAGUUAUUUUACAUUUCUAUCCCUCCCUUUCACCUGCAGUCUGAAGUGAUAGUGCCCUUACCAGCUACAUUGUGUGAUUUGAAUAAGCAGCCCUUUGUAUUCUUCUCCUUAGGUCCAGCCAGAGGAAGCACAGUACAGGAAAACCUGACCAGAGAGACCUGAGUGAGAACCUGGCUGCAACUCAAGGCCUGGCCCAUAUGAUAAUGGAGUGCAACAGACUCUUUCAGGUAACUUGCUUUCUUCAGGAAGAAUCACUGCUUAACUUCAUUGGCAUCCACCAUCUCUCAUGCUGCUUAGAAACUUGUGUAGUGGAUACUUUGUUGGUUUGAAAUCGGAACAGCAGCCCUUUUCAUUGUUGGCAAUAACGAAAAGCAGAUGUUGGACCAACUCUUAAUUGGUAUUCAUUAGUACCAGACACCUAUGGUCUUUUGCUCCAGGAAGUAUACCUCUCUAAACAACCAAAAUUUACUUUCUCUUAGUCCCUUGAUAGCAAGGAAACAGUUUGCAUUUUUAUUUUGAGCUAGCUCAAUAUAAAGGUAUAUUCAUAGGACUAUGAAGCAUAUAAUUAAUGCUAUAUAUAUCAAAUCACUAUAUUCCAAAAAGCUGAACCCCGAGCUUCAUGCAUCUCUGCUAGUGGUGAUAGUUCAUUCAAUUUAUAUACUGCUCAGUAUUAAAAUAAACAAAUCUCUAAGCAGUUUACAACUAUAUUGGCAGGAUUACUGAGUACAUAUAAGGCAGCGUCACUACAAUGGUUCAGUUAUAGGCCAUCACUUGGAGCUGAACAGAUAACUGUUCCAGGAGCACUUGUCUUUUGUACUUUACAGAGUAGGAUCAGCUCACCUUCCUGGGGUUUGAUGCUUUCCAACAUUUCCUGCCCAAAUCUCAAAAUCCAGUGACUCAUUGAAUUUCUUGAUGGCUAGAAACACUGGUACCACACUAGUUUCAUCUCCAGAAUCCUCUUGCUCCUCUUCAUCUUCAUGUUCACUACUUUCAUCCUGUUCUUCAUCAGACUCCUAAUCUUCUCAUUUGUACUGUCACCAUCACCUUCCUCCUCCUGUACAUGGUCUUUGAUUCAUUGUAUGAGAGUUCAGAGCCAGACUAGGUUAAUAGUGGAGAUGUUUAAUUUAGUAUGUCAUAAAUUUCUAAGCACAGUUGAAAGCGAGUGCCUGACUAUUUUGAUUCUUUGAUUUGCUACUUUCCGCCACCCUUGGUUUCUUCUUGGCUUAUGCUAAAUAUGGGCUCAGAAAUGCCUUAUGGUGUGGACAUGACUCAGCCUGUCCUUUUUUGAGGGGCAGCACCCAUGUUAAGCAUGAAACCAACAGAAUACCACUUUCUACAUUGAUCUAAAAAGUUGUUAAUGAUGAGGGAGAAGUGUGAGUUUUCCAGUCUCUUGUUUGAGCACAGCAUAACCUUGGUUAUGCCCAUUUAGUCCUGACUUGUAGACCCACUGGAAUCUCUUCUUCCUGCAUUACGUUGUUUGCAUCUUAUGUUUGGGAGUUUGACCUGCUUAGUGUGAGGCCAGAGCUGGGAAGGGUGAAGAAUGUGUGGCAUUUGGGCCUUCUGACCACUCCUCUUGGCAGCACUUGAGCAGAUAUGAACUAGUGCCAAGAUGCCCUUCCACUCUGGCAUUGAAAUUACUUGUUGGAAAGGCCUGGUGAACAGGGCUUUCGUGCAUGAGGCGGGAGAGUGGCUUUUAAUCAAUUGAGAUGUUCCAGUCAUUCUUGCUUCGUCCCUUGUCUUUGACCUUGUUUUGUGGCAUGAAGUGUGUGGGAAAGGGAUUAAAAAAACAACAGAAAAGCAAGAAGGGGAGGGUGGGGAGGAAACUGCAGAGAAGAGAGGAUGGGAGGGAGAGGCCACUGACUAUUUGUGCAGCCUGCUGGGCCAAAAUUAGACUCAAUAGUUCAGGCUAAACACUUGUUAGCACGAACUUUUUCUGCUUUGGCACAGGGAGCUGGCAGUGACUUUGUUAAGAGCUAGAAGCAAAGCCCCAAAGAGUGCAAAGGUUGAUAUACUAUUUGUUCAGCCUCAGUUUUUUGGAGAACGGCAGCUUAGGUUCCUUCAAAUAAGUGUUUUAUAUGUAUCAAAAAUCCUUUCCUCCCUUUUUGACUUAAGUCAUGUGUUUGAGUCAUACAUAACUGUAGAAGCGCUAUACUGUAGCAUUCAGCAUCAAAAAACCACAUUCCCACUCUGCUUGCGCCUUGAUGGGUGACUGUAUGACAGUUGUGUGUAUACUGUUCUUGAGUUCCUUUACAGGAAGCCUGGGAUACAAGUGUAAUAAAUACAGUGGAAUAUAUUGGGAUAUCCAUUUCUUGCGUGGCAAGUUCCCGCCCCCCACCAAGGAUAAAUAAAGACACAGGACACCAGAAUUAAGGUUAAAUGGGCGAAUUAGGCCACAGCUUUAUUGAUUUCAGGAAUGAGAGGCAUUGGCUUAGGCAUUGGUCUUAUCGACUAUCCGGCUCCAGCCCAUUUGCUGAAGACCGGGAAGGGUUAACACCAUAAAGGGGAGAGUCCUACUGAGGCAUGUCAACUAGGAGCUCUCCCGAGUCACCGCUCGGGGGCGUGCCUUAGGCCCACACCUCCAUAGGCUUCGGACAGGGCCACACCUUCCGGAGUCCUUUAUCGGACCACCCUUCGCUCUUUGGGGGGAGGUGAUGACGUUCCUCCCCACACACAUCCUCUUAACCCCUCCUUACUAAUGCCUAACUGCCAAUGCCAAGGAGUUGUGACGAGUUGCUGCGAGGUAGGCGAAAAACCAAAUGGCUGCAAAUCGCCAAUUGGGAAAAAUUCCUACCAUGCCCCUUGCGGCGACAGACCGAAGUCCAUAGCAAAGUCAGAAGCCUACCUAAAGGGAGGGAGGGUGGGAAAACGUGAGGGCUGGCUGGCAAAAGAGGGCAAGUCCCGGCCGCACCGGCCCCCAAUAGGGCAGGCCACGCCCCCCAGCCACCCGAUUGGCUGGCUGGGCGGACGAUGCGGCCAGGAUUCCCCUGCUCUCGUGGGGGCUGCAAAGCCCCCGCUCACGUGGGGUGGGCAUGAUGCCCGCAACCCCACCUCCUUGCCAGGUCCCGGAAGUGGCUUUAUGACCUAUGCUUCCUAGCAACUAAUUUCUAGUAUUCUUUUGCAGAUUCCUGACUACUGUUUGGAUCACAGUUAUGAAAAUUUACAUGAUCAAACUAUCUCCAGUGAAGUAGAUCCACACCAAACCUCCUUAUCAAAGCACUGUAACACAGUGGUCUCCCUGGAGCGCUCCAUGCAGGACUUGCUCCGAGAUGCCAAGGAAAAAUUCAAGAACUGGGUUACUUGCUCCACCUUAGAAGGAGUGGAUUCUGCAUAUAAAAAGGUAAUGUUGGCAUGAGAACGUUAAUGAGGCUCAGAGUAAAUGAGUUUUAAAAUGACAUUAAUACAUGUGUAUUCUGUGAAAAUAACCAGUUAACAGUAUCUUGUCCCAUUUGCAAAUAACCUCCUCUGAGAAAUAGGUCACACAUUAACUGGAAAAGGUAUGGCAUGGAGCACAAAAGUACUGAAAUGCCACCAUGGUACUGUUUCCCAAACUGGAAAAUUUAUUAUUCUUUUGAAUAUGUGGAUAGUCACGUUAGGUGCUGUGAUAUGACAUCCAUAGCUAGCAGGACCAGAGGUCAGAGGUGAUGGGAGUUGUAGUCCCCAGACCCAAGUUUGGGAAACCAUGUCUUAAUGGAUUGAGGGACCAUGUUGACUUCAGUCCCAGGGGUUCUACAGCCAUUGGAUCCCAGGCUGCUUUUGGCAGACUCAAAUAAUUUCCUAAUGGAUUAACUGUCUUCAAAGGUGGAUGAUAACUACUUGGUCCGGGUAUGGAAAGCUUCAGCUGAAAUUGAUGCUGCCCCUAAAGUGGUUCUAUAUCGGAUACUGAUGGAACAGCACCUAUGGAACCCAAGCCUUCAACAAACAAGAGUCCUAGAAAUCUUAGAUGAUGAAACAGACAUUUACCACUAUGCAACGGAGAGCAUGUCUCCACUUCCUCCACGAGAAUAUGUGGUUCUAAGGUAAGGAAUCUACAAUAUUCCUGUCUCUGCCAACUGCUGUUAAUUAUGAGAUGAGCUGCAGCAGAUGUAAUGACUUAACCGUAGUUGAAUAUUAUUUUUAUACAUACAGCUGAACACCUUGAUCAUGUGCAGAGCCUGGAAGUUGAUGUAAAUGAGCUGUUACAGUUGAUAGCAUGGUUUCAGUUCAUAAGCAUAAUGGCAUAUUGAUAGCCAAUGAGAUGAUUGAUUUGACCUUUUGUUUCCAGGACUUGGCGGACUGAUCCUCAAAGCAGCACAUGCAUAUUAGCAGCUACCUCAAUAGACUGUGAAGGUGUUACCAUGACGGGGAUCUUGGGUCAGGUCCUACUUUGUCAGUAUCUUAUAGAAGUAGUCGGCACUCAGAAAUCCAAAGUCACACAUGUCUGUCGAACAGAUACCAGGUAUCUAUAUUUCUUUUAUUUUUCUUUAGAAUGGCGUGACAUAAUAGAUUAGGUCCAAAUGCAAUGAAGGUCAAGGGCUUGCUAGAGGUAUGAUUCAAUUAUGAAAAACUGGCAUUCUGUUUGUGAAUUGGCUGGCUGCUUGUUAUACGUCACUGCACGAAUUGUUUUGCCCACCGCUACAGCUGUUUCUUCAGAUGUACAGAAAUGUGAUAGAAGCUUUGAUUGCAGUCCUUUUAGUUAAUAAUGAUUAAGUGGUUCUUUCAUGCUACAUGUGAUUUAGAAAAGUAAUUUCAGGCAACCUCCUCAUAAAUCUGCAUAAAGAUUGAACAAUUUUCAGAAGCAGUGCUUCAAGUGUGUGUUGUAAACAUGCAGUCAAUACAGUGGUACCUCUGGAUGCAAAUGGGAUCCGUUCCGGAGCCCCGUUCACAUCCUGAGUAGAGCGUAACCCGUGACUGUGCGGGUCACGAUUCACCGCUUCCAUGCAUGUGUGUGACGUCAUUUUGAGCGCAUGCACAAGCGGUGAAACCCGGAAGUAAUGCGCUCCAUUACUUCCAGGUUGCCGCAGAGUGCAACCGGAAAAUACUUAACCUGAAGCUACUUCAACCCGAGGUAUGACUGUAAUUUUAUAGCACUGGUGGUGGAGGAGGAAUGCCUAAAAUGAAGGGUGGAUUUAAGUGUUGCACUAAUAGCAUUUCUGCUUGCCAGAUGGAACAAUCUGUACUCUCCUCCCCCUGUGCACUGUUCUGUGGGUUCCCCAGAGAGAUUUUGGGGGAGACAUGGGGUGGAAAGCCUUGUUGGAAAGCACUUUGCUGGAAAGCAUAGUUAGCUCAACCUGGCCCAAUAGUCGGGAAGAGAAAUCGUUUUAGACUUUAGUUUUUUUUAACAGGCUGUUUCAUUUAUUGGCAGGGGCCGCACAACUGAAUGGUACAACAGGGCUUUUGGUCACAUGUGUGCUGCAGAACUGGUAAGGAUUAGAGAGUCCUUUAAAACUUCAUCAUACUGAGAGCAAGCCAAAGAUGACAUGGUGCUUUUGGAAGUUAAAUCAAAUGUUUGGUGGCCAAAGCUGAAGUUUACCAGACUUCAUUAUUGUAAUUGAAGCAUUCUAGAACUGUUAAGACAUUUUUAUGCAUUUUAUAAAGUUACUGCUUUUUUAUUAAAAAAUUCUACUGAGAAAAUUAAAUUGUUCAAUAUUACCUAUCAAAAUAAGUUAUUGAAAAAUGAACAUCUUGAUGUUCUAAUAAUGUGUAAAUGUGAGAUUUUAUUUCCCCCCAGAUGCUUUAUAAACUAAAAAUGUGAGAACAAAUGUGUAAUACUUUAGCAGUGCUAUCUGACUAAAGAGAACUCCGCACCUGUGAUGUCUUUUUCUGUUUUUAGCAUUCUAAACUAUUAGGAAUAUAAUGAUCAUAUAGGAAGCUAUGCUGUAUUUAUUGGUUACAGACAUUUAUACUUUUUACAGUGAAGAAACAAUAAGAAAAAGGACGUCUUUUUUCAGUGGAACUUUGUGUUCCAGCACCUCUGAGCUGCGCCCCGAAAGUUGGGGGGGGGGGAGAAACUUGACCUGCACCUUUUAUGGGCUCUAGAAAAUUGCAGGAGGCCUUUGGGGAGGGUCUUCAGCCUAACAGCUGGCAUGGGGAAGUCACUUAGGUGGGGGCCUUGUUAAACUGCUCCACUGAGGUGCAGGCAGCUGCACCCCUCAGCGGAACAGUUUAAAGAAGGCGCCCACCUGUACCUCAGCUGCCUUUGCACAGGCAGGCAGUUGGGACACCUCUUGCUCCUGGGAGGAAGAGAUGGCCUGCCUGUCGCCUGUGUGAAGCAGUUGAGGCAGCCCCGCCAACAGAGCAGCCUCUGGCUUGUGAACAUACAUAUUUUGAACUUCAAUUUGCAGUACACCGCUGUUUUGAAAAUGGAAAAAAGGGUUGUGGGGGUGGGAGGGAAAAGAUAAUAUAUUGAUACUACUGGUACUUCCAGAAUAUAUAUGAUACUUUUAAGUCUGUACAUUCAUUGCAUUUCCUAAAAUACUGUAAUUUAGUGUCAAUUGUGUUUUAUAAGCUCAGACAAUAUACCUUUAAUAAAAAGGUUAAGCACUCA
Messenger RNA from Podarcis lilfordi (Lilford's wall lizard), 91325 nucleotides. NCBI's taxonomy places the organism in Eukaryota, Metazoa, Chordata, Lepidosauria, Squamata, Lacertidae. The record is from the annotation of a GenBank genome assembly.